Molecule: messenger RNA, 97225 nt
Organism: Pelobates cultripes (western spadefoot toad)
Lineage: Eukaryota; Metazoa; Chordata; Amphibia; Anura; Pelobatidae
Source: the annotation of a GenBank genome assembly
GAGGAGGGGCCGCGAGGACCAGGGCGCUGCAACGUCACCGCGCACGGGAGGAGGACGCCCGGAGCAUGGGUCGGAAGCGGUGCGUGGGAGACUGUUCCAAGAUGGCGGCGGGCUGCUGUGGGGUGAAGAAGCAGAAACUCUCCAGCUCUCCGCCCUCUGGCUCGGGGGGACCAGGCGGCCCGCACUGCAGUGGGGAAAGCCAGUGCCGUGGGGCGGAGCUGGGGCUCGGGGGCUCCGGGAGUGGCCCGGGUGUGAGCCAGCGGGUGAACGGCCUGGGCUGUGGGAAUAGCCUGUCCCCGGGCUGCGGGACUCUCUCUCCAGGCUGUGGGAACGGCCUGAGCCCCAGCUCCCGGAAAAUGGUGGUGUCUGCCGAGAUGUGCUGCUUCUGCUUCGACGUGCUGUAUUGUCACCUGUACGGGUACCAGCCGCCUCGCACACCGCGCUUCACCAAUGACCCAUAGUAAGUGCUGGGGGGGAGGACACCGGGGACCGGGGGGGAUUAUAUGUCUAACUGGAGGUGGGUAUAAGUAAAUGUAGGCUGGGUGGGGGGAUGGUGUAGGGAUAAAUAAGGUAAAUGUAGGCUGGGGGGAUGGUAGGGUAAAUGUAUGGGGGAUGGUAGGGGUAAAUGGCUGGGUGGGGGGAUGGUAGGGGUAAAUGUAGGGUGGGGGGGAUGGUAGGGGUAAAUGGUAGGCUGGGUGGGGGGGAUGGUAGGGGCAAAAUGUAGGCUGGGUGGGGGGGAUGGUAGGGGUAAAUGUAGGCGGGUGGGGAUGGUAGGGUAAAUGUAGGCUGGGUGGGGGAUGGUAGUAAAUGUAGGCUGGUGGGGGGGGGGGGGUAAAUGUAGGCUGUGUAAAUGUAGGCUGGGUGGAUGGUAGGGGUAAAAUGAGGCUGGUGGGGAGGAUGGUAGGGUAAAUGUAGGCUGGGUGGGGGGAUGGUAGGGGUAAAUGUAGGCUGGUGGGGGAUGGUAGGGGUAAAUGUAGGCUGGGUGGGGGGAUGGUAGGGGUAAAUGUAGGCUGGGUGGGGGAUGGUAGGGUAAAUGUAGGCUGGGUGGGGGGGAUGGUAGGGGUAAAAUGUAGGCUGGGUGGGGGGAUGGUAGGGUAAAUGUAGGCUGGGUGGGGGGGAUGGUAGGGUAAAUGUAGGCUGGGGGGGGAUGGUAGGGGUAAAUGUAGGCUGGGUGGGGGGGAUGGUAGGGGUAAAUGUAGGCUGGGUGGGGAUGGUAGGGGGUAAAUGUAGGCUGGGUGGGGGAUAUGGUAAUGGUAAAUGUAGGGUGGGUGGGGGAUGGUAGGGGUAAAUGUAGGGUGGGUGGGGGGAUGGUAGGGGUAAAUGUAGGCUGGGUGGGGGGGAUAUGGUAGGGGUAAAUGUAGGCUGGUGGGGGGAUAUGGUAGGGUAAAUGUAGGGUGGGGGGAUAUGGUAGGGUAAAUGUAGGGUGGGGGAUGGGGAAAUUGGGUAAAUGUAGGUGGGUGGGGGGAUGAUGGGUAAAUGUAGGCUGGGUGGGGGAUGGCGGGUAAAUGUAGGCUGGGUGGGGGGUAUGGGUAAAAUGUAGGCUGGGUUGGGGGUGGCCUUGGGUAAAUGUAGCUGGGGUGCCUUGGGUAAAUGUAGGCUGGGUGGGGGGGUGGCUUGGUAAAUGUAGGCUGGUGGGGGAGGCGGUAAAUGUAGGUGGGGGGGAGGCGGUAAAAUGUAGGCUGGGUGGGGGGAUGGCGGGUAAAUGUAGGCUGGGUGGGGGGAUGGCGGGUAAAUGUGGGCAGGGGUAUGAGUAGAUUCAGAAUAUUUGGAAUGUGUAGUUAUUUUGGAUUAGUUAAGUCAAAUGUUUAGUUGGUGCUGGUUUAAGAACAGGGCAAGUGUACACAGAUUACACUAAAAGUACAUUGAAGGCUGUGUAUAAUUUAAGGAUGGGACUGGUAAGAAUUCCACUGCUUGUACAAAUUAACUAUUAGAGGAAAGGGCUGUGGUAGGAUUAGAUGCUAGGAAGGAUGAUAUAUAUAGGGAUUGUAGAAUAUGCAUAUUUAAGGAAUAGGUCAGGCAUUGCAAUUGAGUGAGACUGAUUGGGAAAAAAACAUAAUUCACUUUAAUUUUAAGGUAUUUCAAUGCAUACUAGGUAUUACAUUUCACUUAUUUAUAACACAUCUAAAUGACUAGCUUAUGUGGAGUUUUGCUGAUUAUAGAAGAAAAAAUCAUCCACCUGUUUCAAGGUUAUUUGGAAGCCCAUUGAAGCCAAAGAAAAAUGGUUUAUUAAUAAUAAUCCUAAACACCAUUAAUAUACUCUGAUAGCCCGUGUAAGGGUUUCCUUUAGUUUUUCUUGUCCUUUCACGUCAUUGGCUUCUUUCAACUUUGUUAUAUACCUUGACUUUUUGUCAGCUUAUAGACCUUUCCCUUCCUGUGUAUAUUGUACCAGACACUGGAUUUGUUUCAUAGCCCCUCUGAUCUGCCUGGAACGGAAUGCUGGGUGAGUUGCAGACAAACACACUGCUUCUGUGUGUCUACAUUUUUCAGAGCAGAUGGGAACAUAUGUUGGGUAAAUGUCAUUUCACUAUCUGCAGAAGUGUAUUUUAGUCAUAUAGGUAAGAUUAUUUUCCUAUUAAAAUUGGACUGUCAUGUGCCAGUGUCCUUUUAAAUACAAUGUAUAUGAAACUGCUUUGUCUAAACAAAUGCUCUUUCACUUAAUACACUAAAAUACAAUGUUUGUUCUAAUCUGGGAAAGGAACACAUGGAACAGAGAAAAGUUGGUUAAUUCAAGAGAAAUGUGGAUUCAGUGUUGACAAGGAAGGAAAAUAUUACACUUUAUUUCUUCCUUUUAGCAUUUAUUGUGUGCCAAUUUGUGCAGUGUUUUACAAUUCUAAAAUUGGUAUAUUUAAAAAGACAUUGCCCUACACAAAUAAUGUUGACAGAGCGGCAAAGCAGACCCUGCAAAAAUUAGAUUUUCUUGCAUUGUAGAUUGUCACAUGUAAAUUACACCUAAUCUGAAAGGUAUGAAGACUCUUUGUUUUUAACCCCUUAAGGAUCAAACUUCUGGAAUAAAAGGGAAUCAUGACAUGUCACACAUGUCAUGUGUCCUUAAGGGGUUAAAGUAAUUAAAAAACAGAGAAUGUAUUUCAUCAUAUAGAACUUUGUGUAUACAACUUUCUAAAACUUUCAAGCAAUGUUAUUAAACAAAGAUGUUUUAUCUUCACUGUACAAUAACUGCUCAAUAGAAUUUAGCAACAAUAUUGUGUUUAUUUUAACCGUGUAUGACUCAGAAACCAGUGAAUUCAGACUUAUUUUCUAUUUUGACACUGAUCUUAGUUUUACUAUGCAUGUAUCAAAUAUCUGGCAAUAUUUAGCAAUGACAAUGUUCUGCAGAUUUGCUGAUGGUAAGAAAGCAGGAUAUUCUAUAUCUGAACAGUUUGCGUUGUACAUGCUUUAUGGGCAGACAAUAAACAAAGACUCCAUAAAAGCUCUGCAUGUUGUAGUGUUAUUUCCCGUUCAACACAGUUUUACCAUGCAACAACUCUUGCAUGUCAUGUCUAAUAGAAAUAACCUUGUCAUAUCACAAUUGUUCCUUAAUCACUUCAAAGUUUUGUUUUUUCUUUAUAACUUUACAAGUAAGGUCUGAUUAGUUCUCUACUUCUUAGCUAAUCUGUACAUGGUAUUUUUACAUGAAAGAAAGAUGGCAGGACAUUUAAAAUAAACAACCCAAAACUAGGCGAAUCUAGUGUAAGAAAAAAUACAUCUCCAACUCUGCUGUAGUCGCAAGUUGGCUAUUUCCGACCCAGUUUUGCAAUUUGGAUUUGAAAAACUUGCCCAAAAUAGUUAAAUUGGAAACAUUCUCCAAGGCAGUCGUGUUUUUAGUGUGGAUAUUUUUACCUUGAAUGUGAAAUUAAUUUUAGACUCCCAACGAUUCACACUUUAAUGAAUAAUUAUAUUAUCUAUGAAUUCUUCAUGGUAUGUCAUAUCUUAACUGCAGGGUGCAGUAGAUAUGCUGCCCCUGGUGUUUUCUAAUUGUUUUACUUCAUACCUGGGGUCCAUUAGGUGCUGCUUUCUGCCUGAGCUAAGAAUCAACCGCUUAUUGGUUUUGCCAAUAUUCUGUUUUUUUGUCAGUUACCGAUAUCGUUUUUUUAUACCGUUAGGGUGGGCUGUGGCAGAGGCCCAGCACAUGUAAUCUUCAGCUCCUCUCUCUAAUUCUCGCAAGCCCUCAGCCGCCAAAGCUUUGCCACGAAUUACCACUGCAACACUGCACACAAGGCUAGUGAGAGAUGGAGAGAGGACUUGCCGGAAACAGAAGAGUGCACUGGGUCCCAGCCAACCCCUCUUCUUGUUAGUGGCACCUGUUUCAUUCAUGUAUUCUUUGAAGGGAGUUUUGGGCAAAUUCAGGAGUUAACACCAAAUUGGUUAAACUGAUUGAGUAAUAGUCUAUUUAAAAGGAAAAAAACGCACACUGGAAUAAGUCAGAUUUUGCAUAUUUAAAGGAACAUUAUAGUGUCAGGAAUGCAAAUGUGUAUUCCUGAGACUAUAUAGUUCUAAUAGUGCCAUUUAGGUGUAUGCUCCACUUGUUCCCUUUAAAAUAGUUUUGUUCCCCUCUUUUUCAGCGCUGUGCAGAUCUGAACACGGCUGACCCUGCUCAGCAUCCAUGGCUGAAAUAAUCAAGCGUGAUGAUCUCAGCCAAUCCAGUGCUUUCCCAUCGAAAAACAUUAAGAGGCUAUUGCGCAUGUUCGACAAACGCAACAAAGCGCCUCAUAGAGAUACAUUGAAUCAGCACAUUUCUAUUGGGAAAGUUCAUCAUCUUUAUGCAGAGCGUGGAUAGGCAGAAUGUCGUUGCUGCACUUUAUAAAGCCCUGACCACUGAAGCACCUCUAGUGGUCAUCUUAGUUACUGCCAUUAGAGGUGUUCCUAGGCAGUAAUGUGAACACUCCCUUUUCUCUGCAGGGAAAGGCAGUAGACACCAUAACUACAUUAAGUAGUAGUUGUUCUGGUGACUAAAGCAGGGUUCGGCAAAUCCCAGGUCACCACGGCGACCAGGAAACUUGUCCUGGGAUUUGUGAGCAUGUUCAGCCUCCCAGGUGACUGGGUGCCUUGGAGGCGGCGGGCGGCUGACAGCUUUGCUCCCUCGCGCGUCUUGCAGUGAUGCCAGGUUAUGACGUCACUCUGGCCCCCGACUCACUAAAUAUUGCGUGAGAGGGAGCUGAGCAGGGAGAUAACAGCAACCACACUGGACCCUGGGGAAAGCCUAUCCACUCCAGCUCUCCAAAGGUAGGGAGACUGAGUGGAUUUAAAUUAAAAUGAAAAAAGUAAUUUUUUUGUAAAUGUGAGUGUCUGUCUUUGUCAGUAAGUGUGUGGUGUCUUUCCUAUGGGAAAACAUUGGGAGACAGUUGUGCAUGCAGGACAAAGUGCCACUUUAACUUUUCAUAGAGAUGCAUUGAAUCAAUGCAUACUUAUAGAGAACAUUAACAUAGGUGCUGCCCAGUGUGAAGCACCUCUAGAGGCCGUCUAAGUGACUGUCGAAAGAGGUGUCACCAGGCAGCAAUGUAAGCACUGCCUUUUGUCUGAAAAGUCAGUGUUUACAUUGAAAAGCAUUCAGGGACAUGAUAUAGACUUCAGAACAACUACAUUAAGCUGUAGUUGUUCUUGUUACUAUAGUGUCCCCUGAAGAAUUGUAUGUUUGGCGUUGAUUUCUCUGGCUCCUAACUUUUCUAGCAGGCUCCAAGCAAAUUUGUCAAGCACUGGGCUAUAGUGUUAGACAUGACCAUGCCCAAAAAUGUGGACAUUCAGUGGGAUGUUUAGAAAUUUGUACUCCCUUGUGAGCAGUUGGACAAGGGCAUUGAUGGUUUGGUGGAAAGGCUCUCAUGUACUCACUAGGUGGCAUUGUGAGGGUUAAUAAACUUUUGAAGAGUUGUGCCUGAAGACACACCCUGUGCUGUGCAAUCAUGGCUAUUACAAUACUGUUAUUUCCUUUGCUUUAUCAGAGCAUGUCAUAAUAAUAGACAGCAUCUACCUCAUUCAAACAUGUACUUGCUUAAAUACCACUGUAAUAUGACUCAUUUGUAUCAGCACCAGUCAUCAUAGUAAAGUAGAGCUGUGGCUAAUUUGUAAAAUGUGUGAUCUGGCUGAUUAUCCAUGUCCUGCUCAGAUGAUCAUGUUUAGACUAACUAUCUGUACAAUUUUCUUGAAAGAAGCAAUAAUGCAUUAUUUAGUAUACAGUCGGUCACUUUAUACCAUAAGGUUUCAGUUUGGUUUGCUGUCUCUUCAUUCCCUAUCCAAUCUCAAUCGUACCUGGGAUCCGUACUGAACCUAGCUUUCACAAUAUUGGACUGUCUUCUAUUCUGAUAUUGAAAGGAAACUGUAAAGGGAUUUUCUUUACACACUGAUAAAGGAACCUUUCACCUGUCAUACUCCAAAUAAGAAAUCAAACCAUUCACAAACAAUUUACUACUUACACUGGGAGAGGGCCAGGAUACUCACGGCACCACAACAAAUACAAUAGUCUGUAGUAGUUACGGUGUUCCUUCUAAUUUCCUAAAAAUUCUAAAUGAUGCUAACAACUGCUGUAGUUGUGAUAUGGUGAAGUAAUUGGGGGGUUUGUAGUUCCGUGCUACUAAUCUGGCAUUAAAAUUACUCAUUAAAGUUACUGAGAUGUGAAUUUCUACUCGCCUGGGCUAAUUUUUCUACUCUAGUGGAAAUUUUGAACUCUAAGUUUAUACCACCAUUAGUACUUAGUAUAUUAAACCUCAGUUAUAGGUUCUAUUCCCAGGCCAGUUGAAAAUUGUACAAUUAUUUUUUCUCUAAAAUGUUUGAAAUGAGUACCACAUGUUGGGUUAUCCUAACAUCCAGGAAAAUGGUCUGUAAUCAUCUGUUCUUAAUCAAGUACACUUGGUAAAGGUCUUGAAAAAGGCAAGGCUAGACAGUAAUUUAUAUUAGCAACUCCCUUUGCUGGCAGCCAUCACUUUUUAAUAGCUUGAGUAACCGUGAUUUACUUGUAAUGUACAUUUAUUAGAAUACUCUGACGUCUCAUAGAUUCUUCCUAUGAAGAUAAUUAUGUAUUGCUCAUAAGAGGACACUCAUUAACCGAAAGAAAAAUACUUGUUUUUUUUUUGUUUUUAAAACAAACAAAACAGAUUUCAUUACCCUGAUCCACCAAGUUAUUAAUGUCUUAUUUGCAAACAGGCCUCUUUUACUGUAGCUGAUGAGAUGUGAGUAAUUUUUGGAGAAUGACUGACUGUAUCAGGUGGUGCUCUAAAAAAAGGGUGUAUUCACUUAACAGAGAAUUUUAUUUUGCAUUUUUUUUUUUUUCAGUCUUCCUCAAUUUAAUUCAAAUUCUAUUGAUUCACUUUUUACUAAUAAUUUUAUUCUCAGAAAAUUGCGUUGAAUAAAUAAUUUCUACUUUCAAAUGAAUCUCACUGCAGAAUUUGACAUUUUGUGAGUACACUAGUGCUGUUUCCUGAAGAUAUAUUUUAAAUGGUUUAGUUUUAAGAAUCACAUGUCAAUGGCAUAACAAUAACAAAGCUGUACUCCCUUUUCCUGGUUAUCUUCUAAGGGCACAGGUUGUCUGCUAGUAGCAAUGCUACACUAGAUUAGCACAGUUUAAUUUGAUCAGUAAUCUAUUCUAAGCAUACUUCUCCACUAAUGUACUUUCUCCCAAAUGUACCUUUGAUUCACUGAGUGUGUAAGGCUGGUGAGGCUGGCAGUCUCUUAUUCAGGUUAAAGCAAUUACCUUCCCCAAAUUCCAAGAACCUUCUAUGGAUGAUGGCAGGAGAUGAUCUUGGAGCUAGAUGGACUCUGAGAUGCUGAAGAGGGCACUCUGAAUGUUUUAGGUGCAGUUCCCUCAGUUUGUGUCAGGAAUUGUAACAACUGAAUUACGCCAGUUCAAUUGUAAUAUGACUGAGUCACGCCAUCAGUUAUAUGGAGAUUUAGCUGAAUUGUGACAACUGGCUUUCUGCUUCUAUUCAGCUGCGGUUUGGUGUUUAAUAAAUAGACCCGAUAGAGCAUGCAUCUCCACUUUCAUUCAUGUCAUUUUAAAAUCCGAGUCUUGUGUAGAAAUGGCCAUUCUUCCUCAACUUCCCUUUGCACUUUUCCUCAUACUUUUUAGUUUAUAUGAAAUAAUUUUGGUGGGGUUUUUUUUUUCGUCUUUUUUUUCUUUUCUUUUACCCUUUUAUCUUCAUUCAACUUUAGUCUUUUUUGUGUUAACACCUUCUGUUUGCUUUGACAUAAAAAUGUUUAUCCUUUUUUAAGAUAGAUGCUAGUGCUGGGCUCGACAAAUCCCAGGUUGACAUGGCGACUAGGAUCUUAUUCCUGGCGCUUGGGAUUUGUUGGCCCAUUAAGCCCCUAAGGUGGUCAGCUGCCUGUAACUAAAGGCGGCCGACUCAUAAAGAGCAUGGGCAUGCUUCCGGCCAGCCAGCUUAUGAGCGUGGGCGUGCGGUCGAUCAUCCUGCUUAGGGAGAGCGUGCGGGAGGCCCUUAAAAGAUUGAGGCAGACUGGCAGGCGCGUGAGGGAGCUAUAACCUCCCUGCUCUGCUCCCUCACGCAUCCUCCAGUCUUGGACCACAUCAUAAUAUGCCCACAAAGAAUGUGCAGGCCUCUGAUUCUUGUACCUGCUUGACGGUUGAUAUAUGCUACCGUCGUGCUGUUGUCCGACUGUAUCUUUACUGCCUUGUUCAGAAUCCAAUCUUUGAAAUUUACUAGGGCAUACCAGACUGCUUUGAGCAGAGUAUUUCAUUUCUUCCGGAUUCCACAGCCUGUGACUGAAAUGUGAAAGAUGUGCUCCCCGUCCUAUAUUUGAUGCAUCCGUUGUGAUAAUCUUUAUGCUUGAAAGGAAAUCCCAUUGACUGAAAUCUGUUUCCACCAAAACGACUGUUCUCAGGUUGACAUCGAAAGGCUGAACUUCGAAUCUAGAUCUGCGUAAUUUUUUGUCAAAUGAGCUAAGAUUUCAUAUUAAAGCAGACUUAUUGCCGAUCUGACACAUCUGAAAUUGGAUGCUCUGGGUAUGAAACAGCUGGGAUUUUUGGCCUGGUGACAUGGUAUUCCCUCCCCAGACAACUUACAUGCUUGUCCUGAGGGUUUGCACGGCUUAAAAGGGCACAUUUAAAAAAUAAAAUAAAAAUUAGCCCCAAAAAUUAACGUUCCGAAUUGCGCAUGCGCAGUAGCACAUUUGGAACUACGGUAGGACGCCUGGGCGUGUGCUCCACCGCCAUGUGCAAGCUCCGAACUCACUACUCCAUUGGCGGACCAACCGGGAAUGUCUCUUACCCAAAGCCGGUUUCCACACGGCAUAAGAAGGCAGACUCUCCAAGUGCUCUUUAUGCAGGGGAGGCAGAGCGGGGCACUCGGCUCACCAUCCAGGGAGCUUUCGGCCAGAUCCCCCCCCCCACACAGCAACCUGUGCGUCUCACCCGAUUUAAGUUGUCAGCGUGUCCGUCCCCAAUGGGACAAGAAAGAAUACUGGUGGUCCUGGGUUCUAAAGGGGAAGUAGGAGGGACUAUUUAAAUUCCUUAUUUACUUAUUUUCAGUCGGCUUGUCCAUCAGGAUACAAAACCCACUGGUACUGCCACUAUAUGUUAGGAAAAUUUUGUUUAACACUAUUGGGUCAGAAACACAUUUAUGUUCAGACACGAGUUUGUCUUCCUCAUCCUAUAGUGUUCCUUUAAGGUUAAUUUUACAAAGACAUAUAUCUGCAUUGGUUGUAUUUCACUUAUAAGUACCUGACAACUAAAGUACGCAUGCUUAUUCUUGGCUGACUAUUGUUUUUCCAUUAAUGCACGUGGAUUUGUUUCCUUUGUUACUCUUUAUAGGGUUUAUUGCAAAAUAGUAUAUUGUUUACUUGUGAACAGUUACACAAAUGAGACCUUAAAGGACCACUAGGCACCCAGACCACUUCAGCUCAAUGAAGUGGUCUGGGUGCCAGGUCCCCCUAGUUUAAUCCCUGCAGCUGAAAACAUAGCUGUUUUGGAGAAACUGUUAUGUUUACACUGCAGGGUUAAUCCAGCUCCUAGUGGUUGUCUCCUAGACGGCCACUAAAAGUGCUUCUGCAAUUUACACUGAGUAAACUGCACUUAUUUGACGCUGGACAUCCUCACGGACCUCCAGCGUCAAAAAAGAUCCCCAUAGGAAAGCACCUCUCACCCUUUUUACUUAGAUUGUUGCAAAGAAACCUUAGUUGAAGUUAAUAUGAUGUAAUGCUAAUUUCUGCUUAUUCCAGACAUUCUGUUUUUCUUCCUUGUUCUAUUUUUCAUCGCAACAACUGUGCCUUUUGUGGGUGUAUUCACACUGGGCUUGCAACGCUUUGACUAAAAUAUACGGUUUAUCCAUAGUUUGUUGUGGUUUUAAAACACUGCAAUUAAACCAGGUGUGGUUUUCUGAUCUUUGUCACCAUUUUUCUUUGUUAUAGGCUUGAUGCAAACAAAUAUAAAGAGUUUUUAGGCACCAUAACAACCACAUCUAAGUGCCAGGAGGUGCCCGGCACACUUGGCUCAUUGGGUUAAACCAUUAUCUAUAGUUUUAACCCCAAAGUUGCUUCCAGCACUGAUACUCUAGUCCCCCAGGCAGCAUUUAGCUGUCAGCUGACUCUCUCAGCCAAUCAGUGAUUUCCCCAUUUACAAAACUGGUUUGGAAAGCAAAUUUGGAAUUGUCUCCAGCGCCCCUUGGAAUAAGAGGUAAGAAUGCCCCAAGGGACUCCUGACACCCUUGCCUUACCCUAGCACUAACCCUACAACUAAUGAAAACCAUACCCCAACGUUACUGCCCUUAACCUUAAGGAAACACUCUGUUAAUAUCAGUAUUGAUACCGGUAUGUACAGAUGGGUUUCCUACUUAAAUCAGUAGUGUUGUUGCUGCCAUCUACAGGCUGUUUUCAGCAUUGCUGACAUCUACACUGUGCAGUGUUGGACAUCUGGCAAAGGCAAGCACCAAUCACAGUUCACAUGGGCCAUAUUUGGAGACCAUGUCGGUCUGUCCAGAAUCUGUGGAUCUCCUUUGAGCACCUGCCUACAUAGAAACAUUGUGGCUGAGUGCAAUCUGGAAAACUACUGUGUUUUAAAGAGAGAUGCACCACUUGAAAAUCUAAAUAUAUAAUAAUAAUAAUAAAAAUUUUAAUCAUAUUUAAACCCCUGUCUCCCAAAUGCUUGCAAAAAGUUUAGAAAGUUAUUAAAGUUGAAUAAAAUAAAAAAUUUAUUUUUUUUAUCUCUAUCGCUCGCUCGAGAGAGAGAGAUUUUCUCCAUAUCCAAGAGGGCUGCACUCACCUGAACAUGCAUACGUUACAUUACAUACAUUCCAGGACCCUAUUUAGCCUCGACUUUGAGAGAGUCCCAGUAAGGAAGUAUUUCCCAAGUAAGUGGAUUAAUCUCAUUAAAUUCAAGGUUUUGUUUACGUAUUGAUCUGAACUUGUACAACUGCCUCAGUCCUUAAAGCGGCACUGUCAUGGCCGAAUCCCCUUUUUUAUUUUUUUUUUAUUUUUUUUUUUUUUACACCCCCUAGCCACCCCCCAAUGGCCCCCUAUAUAACCUAUUUUUGAACUUUAUUUUGUGCCCGGACCUAUGUCCUGGGCGCCGCCACUUUUGUGUGGGUAGAUGAAGUCCCUGUGGGACACAUCAUCUGCCCACACUAGAUAGCGCUGUGAAAUCUCGCGCAUGCCCAGUUAAACACCUGGGCAUGCGAAUGGGAAUUUAAUUUAUUCAUUCAUCAGAAAAACGAAUGAAUAGAAAUGUCAGACGAACAAACACUGAAUAUCAGUGUUCGUUUGUUCGUUCAGUUUAUUACAAGGAGGGAGCUACUGGCGCGCAUCUCUCUCCUUGUAAAAUAUAAAGAGAGAAGCAGCAGGGAGCUGUGCUCCCCGCCACUUCCUAAGGAACUCAUGUCCCCCUUCACUCUAUGGGGGUCAAUAUGAGUAGUAAAAUCUCCCGAAUGCCCCUACUCGUUAUACUGCGAGUAGGGGCAUGUCUACUAAACACGUUUUUGUUAAAAACAAACCCUAGUACCCCCCUGGCCCCCACCCCUGAGCGGCGGGUGGGGGCCCUAAAGGAUAUAAAAAAAAAUCCUAGUACACCUCCCCCCCGGCCUGACCCAUUUUAACUUAGGGCUCCCACCCGCCGCUCAAGGGUGGGGGUGGGGGGAGGACAAUAGGUGUCCCCUCUGCCCUCCCUCAUUAUCAUUUAUGGCCCCCACCCACCACUCGGGGUCGGGCGCUGGGGAGGGGGACACAAUAGGUUCCCUCCCCCACCCCCCCAUUAUCCACAUUAUCCUUUAAGGGCCCCACCCACUGCUCAGGUGGGGGGGGGGUACACUAGGAUUUUUUUUUUACAGUGAGCAUAGACACACCCCUACUCGCAUUAUAGCAAGUAGGGGCAGAAUUUACUAAUACGCAGUAAUCUUUACUUCGUAUUAGUAAAUGUGGCUGAAAGACCAAUUUAGGUCUUGCAGCCUUUUGGUAGUUAAAAGGCACUAAGUAGAUAGCUCCCUAAUUCCGUGGGGAUUAGGGAGCUAUCUACUAAGCGGCUGCAAGAUGCAACCAGCAGCACGUAUCAGAUCGGAGUUUCAUUCAUUAGAAUGAAAUUCCAAACCGAACAAAGUCCCGAAUUGCGUUCUAACACGAAUGGAGAAACUGUUCUCAUUCUGUUAGGAUGCAAUUCAGUAGUUUUGCCGGCGUCCUGACAGGAGGUUCGGGAAUACUGACAGGAUGCAUCGUGGGAACAGGGAGGAAAGGUAAGAAUUAUGGGAAAAUUUCUCUGACCACCGGAAAGGAAGCACACUUUGCUCCUCCACUGGUCAAAGAUGCUCAGGCGUAGGAAACCUCAAUAAGACAAGUAGUUCCUACUUUUGGCUUAUGUUUUAAAGAAAACUAGAGCAGAUAGUAAGAAAUGAAGAGCAGAUCCUGGGAGAGGAAGAGGGAGAAGAGGAAUCGAUUAAAGAAAUGUAAGUUUGGCAUGACAGUGCUGCUUUAAGGGGUUAAAUAUAUAAUGCAAAAAAAGUUUAGAUAUUUCUCAAACUUGGUCAGAUUGCAUUAUUAGGCACACCUCUCAGCUAGGUGAGUUUCUUCACCCCACCCCUCUUACUCGCCUAGCUCAGUGCCAGACAGAAAUGGGGCAUCAUGGUGCAGGAGAGAGGAACCAGACACUGGAGCUUUGAUGACUCAUGUCUCAAAGUGAUUCAUGCCCCUUUAAAUGGCUGUAUGUGGCGCUCACCCUGAACAUUGCAUAGAGCUCCUAGGUCAGCCUGCAUACCAAGCAUCUGAUAAUCUUCAGCGCAGUGUGUAUUGCAUUUGCUGGAGAUACUAAUAAAUAUAAGCUUAACCCCUUAAGGACUGGACUGUUUUUGCGAUGUUGUACAUUUGCGACCAGGCAUAUUUUUACACUUUUGUGGUGUUUGUGUUUGGCUGGAAUUUUCCGCUCUCUCAUUUACUGUUCCCAUACAAAUUAUAUAUUGUUUUUUCAGGACAAAAGGGGCUUUCUUUACAUACCAUUAUUUAUAUAAUCUCAUGUAUUUUAAUUUAAAAAAAAUAAAAAAAUCUGAUGAAAAAUUGAAAAAAAUACAUGUUUUUUUGACUUUUACUUGAAAAAUCUUUUACUCAUCUACAAAAGCGAAUGAAAAAAACUGCCAAAUAGAUUCAAAAUUUUGUCCUGAGUUUAAAAAUACCUAGUGUUUACGUGCUUUUUUGCUUUUUUUUGCAUGUUAUAGGGCUAUAGGUACAAGUAGGAUAUUGCGGUUUCAAAACAUACAUUUUUUAAAAUUUAUCAAUAGUGACAUUGUAACACUAUUAUCUGUCAUAAAUCUCUGAAUAACACCCCACAUGUACAUAUUUUUUUUAAAGUAGACAACCCAGGGUAUUUAAUAUGGGGUAUGUCCAGUCUUUUUUAGUAGCCACUUAGUCGAAAACACUGGCCAAAGUAAGCAUUCAUAUUUGUUUGUGUGUGAAAAAAGUAAAAAAACUAAAUUGAACGCCAAUUUUGGCCAGUGUUUGUGACCAAGUGGUUACUAAAAAAGACUGGACAUACCCCAUUUGCAAUACCUUGGGUUGUCUUCUUUUGCAAAUGGUAUGCCAUCAUGGGGUAAUUCUCAUUCCUGGGCUACCAUACGCUCUCAAAGGCAACGUAACCAACCUGGCCAUUUUCAAUGUAAAAAUAUUUGACCCAUAUAUUUGACCUUGUAACUUUCAAAAAUGCUAUAAAACCUGUACAUGGGGGGUACUGUUUUACUCGGGAGACAUCGCUGAACACAAAUAUUAGUGUUUAAAAACUGGAAAACGUAUCACAACAAUUAUAUCAGUAAAAGUGCUGUCUGUGUGUGAAAAAUGCAAAAAAAGUUUCACUGACAAUAUCAUCGCUGUGAUAUGUUUUACUGUUUUGAAUCACUAAUAUUUGUGUUCAGCGAAGUCUCCCGAGUAAAACAGUACCCCCCAUGUACAGAUUUUAGGGUGUCGUAGAACAUUACAGGGUAAAAUACAGUGCUAGCAAAUUAAAUUCUCUGGAAUUUCGGCCUGGGUUGGCAGGCAGGUCCUCAAAUUGCAAUCAAUAAAAUUACUGAAUUAUGUAAAAAUAUUACAUAAAUACGCACGUAGAAUUUAAAUAUAUAUGCAUAUUUAUAUAUUUGAAGUCUACGUGUAUAUUUAUAUAAUUAUUUAUGUAAUUUUGUAUAUGGACAUAUGUAUAUUUCAUAUUUUUAUUUUUUAUAUACAUAGAUAUAUAUACAAAUUCAUUCUAAGUGUAUUUUGAUAUAAAUAUAUAUAUUAAUUUUAAAAUACAGUUAGAAUAAAAUUUCAUAUAGCUAUAUAAUUUUUUUAAUUUUUUUAUUAUUAUUUAAAAAAAUAUUUAAUUUAAAUUACUUAUUUAGAUUUUAUAAUAUAUAUAUAUAUAGUUUAUAUAUAUUAUAUAUACGUGUGUAUUUUUAUAUUAAUAUAAGUACAUAUUAAUAUAAAAAUACACUUAGUAUGACAUUAUAUAUAUUAUAUAUAUUUUAUAUAUAUAUAUAUAUAUAUAUAUAUAUAUAUAUAUAUAAAAAUAUGUACAAAAUCCGGCACUCUACCUUUAAAAAGUGAUGAUCCAAAAAAAGCCUCGGUGCUGCAAAGCGUAAAUAGAUAGAAAAAUAGUAACAAAGAGAGCACUCCAAAGGACUUGUUGAAUAAGGUUUAUAAGGUUUAUCAGUGUAUAGAAAAAAAUCGACGUUUCGACCCGCAGGUCUUUAUCAAGAUGCAUAACAAAGUGGAAUGAUAACAUUUAUAGCAGCAAAUAAUUAGGGGGUAAUCACUUACCCUGAGAUAGGUGUGCAGCUACGGAACCAUGUGUACAUGCUGUGAAUAGAUGAAAAGUAGCGUGUGAGUUCCGUAACAGAGUGAUGACGUCAACCAAGUGCGACCAGGAAGAGGUUGUGAAAAAGCGUCCGGUUUCCAUAGAAACAAGUGAAUGAUUGUGUGUGAUGUGAAACAAUAAAAUAAAACAGAUAGGAAAGAUAUAUACAAGUAAGAGAGAGAAUGGUAGCCAUAGUAUAUCUUAAAAUGGGCAUAUAUUAAGUAUAAACAGAAAGUCCAGAGAGAGUAAACAUAUAGAGAGCGAGGAAGAGAAAUAUUAAAUAAAAGAGAUCAAACCAUAAAAAAAUAGUGAAGAAAGAAAAGAGAUAGAAAAUAGAAGAAAAAAGCAAGUGAAGAAAACAGAAUAAAUGAGAUGAAAAAAAAAAAAGAGAAAACUACCGUGACAACUAAAGUGGUGCAAUAACACUAUAUAUCAAAAUGGUGAAAACGUGAAACAGAGUUAAAAGAGAGAAAAUGAAGCAUAUAGAAUAUGAGAGAAGAUAAGGACUAUCGGUAAAUACAUAUAUUAGAAUAACCACAAGCAAUAUGUAUACAUGUUCAUAGUAGUAUCAAUAUACAAUAUGCAUAAUAAGUACACCAUGGAACUGUUAAUAAAAGCAGAAUAUCCCUUAUGCAGAAAAAUGACAAGAUUAGAUAAUUAAACCUUUAAAAAUGAGAACGAGAAGAUAGUGAGAAGCAGGACCAAAGAUUACACAGAUAAUCAACAAAUCAAAUUAGCGUGUAUCUAAAAAUGGAUGGAAAGACAAAUAUUCAUUCAGGCCCUUGGGAUAUAAAGUGUCCAAUGCUUUAAUCCAAUAAGCCUCCCGCUGAAGUAGGAUCUUAGAUCGAUCACCCCCUCUACUAAGAGGGGGAAUGUGAUCAAUAGCAAUAAAUUUAAGGGUAGGAAGCCGAUGAUUCGCCUCUAAGAAGUGUUUGGCCAUCGGUUUGUCAGUCUUGCCAUCCCUAAAGGCGGUCAUGAUCCCUGAUCGGUGACCACGCAUUCUAUCCCGCAAUGUAAGAUCAGUCUUUCCCACAUAAUAAAGUCCGCAAGGGCAAGAUAUUAAAUAAAUCACAUGAGUGGUGAGACAAGUGAUAUGAUGUUUAAUAAGAUAACGUUUCCCAGAAUGUGGAUGAGCAAACGAAGGUCCGGUAAGCAUAUGUCCACAAGUAACACAAUUGGGGCACUUAAUGUCUUUCCAUCCAUUUUUAGAUACCUAUUGUGACCAUGUGAUCGCUGUGUUAAGCGAUCACAUGGCCACAGGGGUCCUAAUUCAGUGUGGGGAGACUCUGUCUGUCUGGGCUGCAGGCAGUCUCCCCACAACCGGAGCCACGCUGAUCGCCGCCGGGGGAACGACGGCGAUCAGGUAAGUAGCUCAGACCGUUAGGACGGUUCAGGACCGUCAUCGGUCGGCAAGCCAAAAAUGCCGAUGACGGUCCUGAACCGUCCUGGGUCGGGAAGGGGUUAAUUUGUAUUAUUUGUGUCAUUGUUGAUGUGUUUUUGAUGUGAAAAGAAAAGUUGCCAUUUAUUGCGGUUUGGGCACUCUGGCUCAAAAAGGUUCGCCAUUGCUGUUAUAGAGCUUUGAAGAAGUGCAAGGCAAUAGGAUCACAGGAACCACGUGGUGCUAAAGGAUACAAAAUGCUGUGUUGCAUAGUCAUUGGAGCAAGUGAUUAAUGCUUUGGGGAGCUUUAUUUCAUAGGCGUGCGCAGCCUAUUGCAUUAGGGUGUGCACCCUAAAGCACAAACACACGCCGCGUGUGUGUGUGUAUGUAUAUGUGUGUGUGUAUAUGUGUAUAUAUAUAUAUAUAUAUAUAUAUAUAUAUAUAUAUAUAUAUAUAUAUAUAUAUAUAUAUAUAUAUAUAUACACACACACACACACACACUGCUGUGUGUGCUGUUAGUGUGCUGUGUGCUGUUAGUGUGAUGUGUGUGUGAGGGUGCGUGUUUGUGACUGUGCUGUUUGUGUGUGUAUGUUUGUCCUGUGAGGGUGCUGUGUGUGAGGGUGUUGUGUUUUUUUUUAAAGGUGCUGUGUGUGUUUGUGAGGGUGCGGUUAGUGUGAUGUGUGUGUGUGAGCUGUAUGUGUGUGUGUGCUGUAUGUUUGGAGGGAUUUGGCAGAUUAGUAAAUCCUUGCUGCCAUGUGCCAUCCCUGGUGGUCCAGUGGAGAGUGAACUCUAGCCUGCGGGGCUAGAGUUAACUCUUGCGAGAUCUGAGCGUUGCCGCAGCAACGCUCAGAUAUCGCGAGAGGAACCUGGCGGAGCUUCUGUCUAGAGCUCCCUGGGUCCUCUACUGCCUCCCUCCAUGCUGCUGUGGGCCGGUGAGGUAGAUCUUUGGUCUCCCCGCCGGCCCAUGAAGGCUUAGAGCAGAGCCGGCACUCAGAUAGUGCCGGCUCUGCGUGUGUGUGUGUGUGUGUCUGUAUAUAUAUAUAUAUAUAUGUAUGUAUGUAUGUAUGUGUGUAUAUAUAUAUAUAUAUAUAUAUAUAUAUAUAUAUAUAUAUAUAUAUAUAUAUAUAUAUAUAUAUAUACACGUGUACACACAGACACACACAUACACUCACAGACACACACUCACACACACACACUGACACACACACAUACAUACUCACAGACACACAUACAUACUCACAGACACACACUCACACACACACUGACACACACACAUACAUACUCACAGACACACACUCACAGAAACACACACACACUCACAUACAUACUCACAGACACACACUCAGAGAAACACACACACACACACACACACACUCACAGACAGACACACACACACACAUACUCACACACACACACACACAAAUUAUUAUAUUUUAAUUUUAAAAAACAAUGUCCACCCAGCCUCCUACCUGGAGUGCUGGUGGACUUUUCCCUGGGGUCCAGUGGGGGCAGGCGCCUUUCUCCAGCUGAGCCGCGGCGAGGGAGCUCUCUGCUGUCGGCUCUCUGCUCCCUCUUGCCGCGCGGGCUGUCUGCUGCAGCUGGGAGCCGGAAUAUGACGUCAUAUUCCGGCUCCCGGCAUCAGCGCGCGGCGAGAGGGAGCAGAGAGCAGAGAGCUCCCACGCCGCGCGCUGAGUGGGGCGUGGGAAUCCAUCACCUCUUGCCCUCCCCAUGACAGGGGCAAGAGGUGAAACAGGGGGCACUGAGUGCCUGCAGGAACAGCGUUCCUGCUCAAAAAAAGUGCAGGAACGCUGUUCCUGCAGGACUCAAACCAUAGGCGUGCCACGGGGAUUAGGGUGUGCCCAGGCACACCCCGUGCGCACGCCUAUGCUUUAUUUACAGAAUAUAUCUGUAAUCCCUUAGUUUCUAUGUCACCUCAAUAUCACAGAAAAGGGACAUGGUACAGACAAUUUUACUCUACUGGAAAGGAGUGUUAAAAAGAUGUCCAUGAUCAGACCGCCUAGGCAACAUGGGAGAGGGCUGUCUGCCUGCUGUGGCUUACUUUAGUCAGCAUAAGCACUCUGUCGUUGAAGUGAUUAUGGUGCAUCACUUGGAACAAUUACUUCUUCUGGUGCACCUGAUAACUCCUCAUCCUCUGGAAGAGAAUCAAGUCUCCAAAGAUAUUGGGCUACAAAUUCAAGGUAUUUCUCUCAUUGUGCAGCAAGGUUUCCACUUAUGCUGUUUCAGGACAUUGCCAUGGCAACUCAUCUCAAAGUUGAGUAGAUGUCUUUGAUGUAAAAUGUACCUUGUGUACCUCCUGAGAUGCUUAGAAAGCAUUUAUACCAUGCUGUGUACACACAAAAAUGAUUGUCAUAAAUAGAUCAAGGAGCUUGGGGAAAUUCUCUUAAACCAGGUAACAUUAAAGGGACACUGUAGUCACCUGAACAACUUCAGCUUAAUGAGGUUGUUCAGGUGAGAACUAUAGCUUCCUGCAACCUUUCUCAUGUAAACACUGUAUUUUCUGAGAGUGAACCAGAGUGACUUCCGAGUUGAUGGAGGCAUAACAUGCCUCCAUCCACUCAGAUCUGCUGUCAGCAGAGCACAGGGCAGCACUGUGCACAGCAUCCUGUGAUUCAGUGUCUCCUCCCUCUGCAUGCAGACACUGAACUUUCCUCAUAGAGAUUCAUUGAUUCAAUUCAUCUCUACGAGGAGAUGCUGAUUGGCCAGGGCUUUGUUUGAAUCAUGCUGGCUCUGCCCCGAGCUGCCUCUCUGGCCGUCUCAGCUAAUCCCAUGGGAAAGCACUGUGAUUGGAUCAGGCUACCACAUGUCAGCAGACUGCUUGUUUUUCUGAGUUUAACAGCAUGCAGAUUUACAGCUUCUGGCUUGAAUACAGUAAGAUUUUUACUAUAUUUAUGGAGGCAAUAUUGUGUUCAAUGAAAACACUGAUGUAAUUUGGUAUUGGGGGGGGAAAAAGGGCAAUGCUUAUGAACACACCAUUAUUCAUGCGCAUAGACUAGGGCGCCACGACUUACCCAGCUGGGUAACACAACAGUUGAUUACAUUGCGUAUUUAAAGUAACAUGACAAAAUUACUUUCAGAGAAAAUUGUGGAUUCUCUAGAGCCCUUAAAUACCUUCAACAUUUUAAGGAGUUGUAACUAGCCAUGCAUAUUACACAUCUUAAAAAUAAAAAUGACCAUUUGAAUGUCUUAUUGGAUAGAAUGUUACCAUGUCCUGUACAAAUUUUUUAUUUUUUUUUAUCCCCUUAAAUGCCAAAGGAGAAAUCUAAUAUUGAUUCCUGUUUUAAUGUUUUGUACCCCCUGCUUUUCAAUGCAUAAAGGAAUAGGAAUAUUUUCUUUAAAUUUUCUAAAAGAUGGUAGUUCUGUAACUUAAUUAUGUUCUUGCAGGCCUGUUCAUCAUACGUAGAUGCAAGGAAAUGACCUAUUAAAGUUGCCUGGUACUCUAAAUAUAACUUCCAAUAAUUCAAUAUGAAGUUUUAUAAAUUAAUUAGUGAUGUCUUUGUCCAUUCAGGUCUUAAAGUAAGUCUUGAUUUCAGUGAAAGAACAUGCUAGCUAAUGCUUGCCAAUUUGUAUUUUUAUAUGUACCUACUUCCCAUCUGUAUUAUGUGUAUGCUGGGAAUUUAGCAUAUCACAUCUUACACAUAUAGCAAGCACGGAGGGUCCUCCGUUAGUUCAAAAUGUGAGAGAGCUGGUAUUUUAAUUUACAAAUAUGUGCAGGAUUUUUUCUUUACUCUUGCUUGUCUAGUCACUAGUGAAAACACAGGACUAAUCCCUGACUUUAUAUCCAGUCCUGUUACGCCACAGUAUUUGUGCUAUUGUUCAUGGGGGAAAAGAAUCAGCUAGGAACCACAAUUCCCAGUACGAACACUCUAUUAGUACCAAGUAUAUCAGCGAAAGCCACUGUAAAAAUGUAAAAUAAGUUUCAAAAAUUUCCCAUAAGCACCAUCUAGAUACUUGAUGAAGUGAAGAAAUUACUGGCUUGCUGGAAGGAAUGCAAGGUUUAAAUACAGUACAAUGUUUAAAGAGGAGGGUGCAGACUGUCACAAAGGCAUAGAACAAGUGGUGACAUGGAGACAGCCAGUUUUGACUGCUCUGAAGGGUCUCUCCUAGAACAAUAGGGCAACACUUUGCUGGCAAAAACACUGAGACAGGAAAUUAGGUGGGAAAUGAUUUCACAAUAGACAUUAAACACAGCAUAUUGCCCAACAACCUGUACGCUUCCUAAAAGUACUGACCCAUUAAGAAUUGCUUAUUGCAAGCAAAUCACAAUAAGGGAAUUCUUUGCUGCUUUUUGUAAGUGUCAAGGCAUAUAAGUACAACCAUAAAAAACACAUCCCUCCAGCUAACUAUAGGAUCAGGGACCAAUUCAAGUUCAGGACAAAGGAGUUGGCCCUCAAGCUCCUUCACAAAGCGUACUGUAUCUUUUUAGUUGGUGAGAGAGGUGGUAUCAGAUAUAUCCUGACACACACAUAGAUGGGGGAGAUUCCAUUACACUGUAUGUAUUCCCUCUUGUCAUGUUGCUGCAGUUUUUAGGUUAUGUCAUAUUGCGGUGACCGAGCCUUCGAAAGCACUACAUUCAUUGCUUUAUGGAAAAGCUUAUCCAUGUUUACAUUACAGCCAUUUGGAGUGCAUUGAAAGGUUUACACUAAAACUUACACUUGGUAUAUCUGAAUGUAAACAAUAGAAAUAUAUGUACAUAAUUACUUUCUGUUUAAAGAAAUUUACACAGUUUCUUCUGUGCUCAUUAUUGCACUGCCUAGGCCACAUAGUUGGCAAUCUUUGGCACUCCACAUAUUUUUGGGCUACUCUCCCCUAAUGCUCUGACAGCUUUUUGGUUGUAAGAGCAUUAUGGGAGGUGUAGUCCAGAAAAUCACGAGUGGCGAAAGUUGCCUACCCCUGGUAGGGAUUCUGUCUGCCCUUCUCUUCCUCAUCAGAUUCUAAUCCUGUAACUUCCUGCUGGGAGAAUACAAAUGUGAUCCCCAAGAGCUGUUCAUACAACACUUAGGCUCCUCUGUAAACUGAUAGCCACAACGUGGCUGUUCUUACUUUAAAUAUAUCCUUUAUUCACGGUCUAGUGAAAAGGUCAAAGUGAGCCAGAAGGCAAAGCUGUGAUCCCACAGCUCAACUCUCUCUUCCAUGCAGAGCAGACGUGCUGUGCCUGAGCUCUUAAGCGUUUUUCUGCAUUUGAGGUGAUAUCCCUCAGUUAAGGAAUGACUACGUCCAAGCAAGGGCACUAUCAGAGUUAGGGGACCCCUGCUGACUGCCCUGAACCUCGAACAGUGUUUAUGCCCCACCAGAAACAGUCUCUCUCUAUUGCGACCUACUGGGGACGGAGCUGGGGAGAGGCAGCUGGUCUCACUUCAUAGACCCCGGUUUGGCUCAGCUACACUUCUGCCACCCACCGCCUCCCCACUCUGGACCGGUGGGGGUAUACCCGUCCUCACUGUACACACUGGGGUUAACUACCUUACCUAGUCUGUACUCCACGUGGAAAUAAGCAACACAUAGCCUGCACUCGGUAAUCAAGAUGGCGACUGCUCUAUCGUCCGACCAACUUGGCCUACAAGCGCAUCAAUAUUACUCAGCUGACCUCACCUCGCAACGCCUGGAUGCAAUAUUCCAACGCUUUUGGCAGAAGUUGGAGGAGCGUACCCAAGCUUCUGAGACAGAGCAGCAAAAGGCUGCGCACAACAAGCCAUCACACCGGAUUUUGUCUCCACUGGGAGAAAGUGCACAGCAAGCUCCCAGGCGCAAAGAUGCUUGCCUACACGGGCGAAGAGCUACUCGAGACCUCCCCGCCAAGCAUCAACCACCGAAGCUGAGCAACCACAGUAAGCUGCAUAGACCAGCCAGACCCCCUGCUUGCUCCAGAGAGAAGAUAACCUCGGUACCAGAGAGAGGGUCCAAGUCUGCAAACAAGAAACGGCAUCCCUCAUGCAAGCGUGGAGUUGGAGGAAAUCUCAGAUAUGCCGUGCCGCUAAAGCAUAUUUCCUGACCGUUCCUGCACACGCAUCAACCCUGCCGAUUCCAGGAAUUGGAUGAUCCCGGGAUUGCACCUAUAAUCUGAGCCUUGCUCAGACAGCAUCAGCAGUUGCAUACUCAGAGGACUCCACAUUGCUUUUUAUGGUUUCAGUUUUCUACUAUUGAUUUUAUAUUAUGUUUAUUAUGUUCCUAUCUAUUUCACGCCUAGACAAACACUAUCCCUAGUGUGGAGUACCCUUGCAUUAGCGCUAGUGUGCCCCAGGGUCCAGUGGCCUUAAGUGUUAACUGUAAGCUGAAUGACCACAUGUGCUCAUAUGAUUACCGUAGGGUAAGCCUGCCACACCACCAUGUUCCCUGCAUCAUAACUCACUCCAGCUAUAACUGCUAGUUGUUAAACUGACUGCAGGAUUGAAUAACUGAGUACAUGUUUUACUCAAUCUUAUCAGUUCCUACAGUAACAGAAAAAAAAAAAAUUACUGUUUGGACAUAUUUUUGAGAGCAUUUUGUAUAGAACUCUAAACAUGCAGGUUUUCAAGGGGUAGCAUAGAUUUAAAAUUCCAAAAAUCUUUCAGUCUGUGUAUUAGACGACCUUGUGGCAAAUUGUUCAUAUAAAAUCUAUACAAAUGUUCAUGUGGUAGUUAGGGAUAGAGGAAUUUAUAGAUUUCAGUCGAUUUAUCAGAAAUAUGCAGAAUAUCGACUCAAUCUGUAUUGGACUUGUAGUUAACCAAUAUUUCCAAUGACUCUUCUCUCCCAGUCAUUGCACACUGUCUUCUGCAUCCGAAAAUUUAAAGCCGCAAGCCGAGUUGCCAGGUUGCAACCACAUCAUUCCUUCCUGUGAGUUCCGGCAUGCGGAGCUCAUCUGAAGACAGGGAGCUGAGACAGUGAAUAAUUAGGGAUUAUUCUAGUUUACAGUGAACGAAUAAUCAAAAUUUUAUUAAAGACAUCUUAUCCAGCGUGCAAUCGGGGGGGAAGAGACCGGUUUGUGAGGUCUAACGUAAGAUACAAAGAGAGGUCCAGUAGGGGAACGUAGAGAGAUAGUGUUUUCAAUGUAACAACGGGUACACAGGGCCACACAGAGAGAUGGUCUGUUGGGAAAGUAUGGGUAAAAAACUGAAUUAGUCUUAGUGCGUCUAGUAAUAGUAAAUCUGACACCGUCUGGUGCGAAGGCCGUAGCAUGAGUCAAAGACCUGAACAUCUGAGACUCUGCGGAAAUACACCAGGCACAGGAGCAGGGCCAAUUUUGCAGAAAGUUGGCGUAGGGAUAAGGCCUUGUAAGAAAGCCAGGAAUCCAACAGUGUAAAAACCUUAGAAAUAUCUCAGAAGUUAGAAUAUUUGGCAGUAGGCAGCCUCGUCAAACGUAUGCCCCGUAGAAGUCUGCACACGGAAGGGUGUUUCCCAACUAAAGAAUUAUCAAUAGUGUCAUGGGCACGCCGAAAUGGCAGAGCGAAAAACAUUAAUCGAUUGGUAUGAUUUACCCUGAUCGAAGAGAGGGGAUAAAUUUAAAAUUGGUGAAAGAGGUGUUGAAACGGGAUCGAGGUCCCUUUCCAGACACCAGCUGAGAGGUAGGUUCGUCUGGUUCCUGGAGCCCACGGGUCCCAUAGGAGUGUUUGAGCUGUGCGUGAAAGUCCCGCGACAUGCCAAGCUCCCCUGAAACUGUCCAAGCUACUAGUUGAAGAUGACCCUGUAGGGCGAGUGGGUGGUAAUCGCCGGCAGGGUUCCUGAGGACCCGAAAGGAACGAGAUAGCAGGAUGGGCUAAUCUACUGAUAGUUCCAGGAGGGUGGGGAACCAAGUCUGGGCCCUCCAUAGUGGAGUGAUUAUUACUAUCCUGACCCUUUGAGCUUUGACUCGAUGAAGGGUCCGUUGAAUCAUCGAGAGAGGAGGGAAAGCAUAAGCUCCUCUCCGCGGCCAAGGUUGCAGAAAAGCGUUGACUGCCAGAGAUAGAGGGUCUGGUAGCCAGCUGAAGAAAUCGUCUGACGAUUCAGGCGAGAUGCAAAUGUGAGGGGUCCCCGUAAUAGACGAAUGUGGUGAAACAGGAAAGGGUCUAAUUGCCAAUCGCUGGCAUCUCUCCAAUGACAUAAAAACCAGUUCGCGACUAAAUUGUCGGGUUCUGGGAGGUAUUCCGCUCGAAUGGGCAGGUUCCUGUCCAGGCAGAAUUCAUACAGGUACUUGGUGAGAUCGGACAGAAAUUUGGAUUUGGACCCUCCAAGUCGGUUUACAUACUGCACCGCGGAGAUGUUGUCCAUCCGUAGUACCAGGGAGCAGUUGUAGGCGUCCUUGGCAAAGCUGCGGAUCGCGAAGGAUCCUGCAAUGAGCUCGAGACAAUUUAUGUGGAGUGCCUGUUCUGAUGGGGACCAGAGACCCCACUGUGGAGGUUUGGGCACAUAUGGCACCCCAACCUAAGAGGCUUGCAUCGGAUUCCAGGAUAAAAUCUGGUUGAGAUCCGAAGAUCGCUUUCCAAUUCCAGGCUUCCAUAUUGCGAAGCCAGCAGUGGAGUUCGAUGAGAACUUCGUCUGUCAGAGAUCUGAAUUGGUCGUAAGAGGUUGAGCGAUGCAAGUAGGAAGUUUUCAACCGUUGCAUUGCUCUGUAGUGUAAAGGCCCGGGGAAUAUAGCUUGGAUUGAUGCAGACAAAAGUCCAAGAAUGUGUGCAAGGUUGCGGAGCCGAGGUCGCUGUGAAGAGAGUAAUUUUUGAAUUUCUUUUAUGUUUUUGAUCUUGGAGUAAGGCAGUUGUAAAGUUGCCUGAACCGAAUCUAUUUGAAAGACCAGAAACUGGACUAUCUGAGAGGGUUCCAGAUCUGACUUCUGGAAAUUUAGGAGAAAACCAAGGUUUUGAAGGAGAGCAGAGGUCAUGUGCGUGCGUUUGCGAAGCAAAUGUUGGUCUUGGGCCAUAAUCAGACAUCAGAAUGUCGUCUAGCUAUAUGAUGGAACGUACUCCCUGAGAACAGAGUAGUGCCUGGACUGGUUUCAUUAACUUGGUGAAACACCAAGGGGCGGAGCAAAGACCGAAAGGAAGGCAGGUGAACUGCCAAAUUUCGUCUUGCCAGAGAAAUUGAAGGAAGGCAAGAUGACGUAGUGCGAUUGGGACCGUGAGAACCAGUCUCCCACACAAAGUAGGUCCCUGAGAAGAUGGAUACCUUCCAUCUUGAAAUGACGGUAUGUGAUACCGUGAUUCAGUUCUCUGAGAUUAAUAAUAGGAUGGUGGUCUCCCGUCUUUUUUCGGACAAGAAAAAUGUUGCUGUGGAAGGUGUAAGGGAAAGGCGAGUGUUCGAUCGCCCCUUUGUCUAGUAGUUUGUGUAACUCUUAGUUUAAGGUUAUUUUGUCUGCUUCCGACAUCCCUAAAGGUGACGGAGGAAAACUUUGAAUGGGGUGUGUGAGGAAAUCUAUUUUGAAAUCCUUGACUGUAUGAAAGAUCCAGUGAUCCUGAGAAAGUAGUUUCCACUGUUGGAAAAAACGGGUUAAUCGACCUGUAAUUGGUAAAAAAUUUAAAUAAGGUCCAUUACCUGAAGCAGUGCGUCCGCGCAGGGAUGCAGAACCACAUCCUCGAAUAGAGCCUCUGGUGUUUAAUAGCUGGUUGUGUGAUAGGGUUGCGUGGGUCCUGUCGUUUUUAGGAAGAAAUUUACCUUUAAGUAAGGGUUUAAUUAAAAUAACGUACCGUCCGAAAGGGCAGCACUGGUGCCCACAUAAUCAUUCACUAUCCGGUAGGGAAACACAGGAGCCGCGGGGAAGUGUACUUCGAGUGGAAAAUGGCCGCCGCGGGUAAAAGGGGCGGCACGAUCGUUCCAGAGUCCACAGACGCCGGGAAGGCGGUUAGAAAAGGCGCGAAGGCUGAUACAAGGACACUCAUCAGGCCUCGACCUCUUUUCUUCCAGCAGGUGUAUGGUCUCUGGGUGCUGGAUUUCAGGUGGAAUCCUCUAUUCGUAGUGAGUAGUUUCCUGCUUUUGACAUCCAUGACCAGUUCUUCUCUUGGCCAGGUUAUUAUUCCAGCUGGGUACCUGAUGACCGGUAGGGCAAAUGUGUUGAUGGCUUGGAUCUUAUUCUUGCCAUUGAGCUGGGACUUCAGGACCUGUCUGACUCUUUGGAGGUACUUGGAUGUUGCUAUUCUCCUUGCCUCUUCCUCUCAUGGUUACCAUGCGUUUGUGGUACCCCCAGGUACUUGUAACUGUUGCCUACAUCUUCUAUUUGGCCUUCUGGAACUUCAACUGCUUCUGUCCUGUUAAUCUUCCCUCUUUUUGCUAUCUGCCCGCACUUCUCUAGUCCGAAUGACAUUCCGAUGUCCUUGCUUUAUAUCCUAGUUAGGUGGAUCAGUGAGUCAAUGUCCUGCUUGUUCUUGGCAUACAGCUUGAUGUCAUCCAUGUAGAGAAGUUGGCUGAUAGUAGCUCCACUCUUGAACUUGUAUCAUCUUCUUGAUGAUCUGGCUAAGAUGGUUGGGUUGAGGCCUAUGCAGAACAGCAUUGGAGAUAGUUAAAAAAAGGAAAAGAAGACUACUGCCAUAGAAAUAAAUAAGGUUAAAAAUUAACUUUUAAUGAUAUAGUUAAAAUAAAAUUGAGAAACAAAUUUGAUAAAAAUCUCAAUAUGCCAAAAGGGAAUAUAGAGAGAUACACAACAAAUAAGUGAUUAUAAUAUCCAGAUUGUUAUAAGUUAAUCACUUGACACAUAAUCAGCAGAUAGUAUCUAAAAUUGUUGCAAAUUGAUAGUUUCAAUUGACUUAUGCUGCAGUGCAAUAUAUGUACUAUCUGUAAGAGGUAGACAGGAACAAAGAUUAAUUAAAUUCCCAAUGUAAACUUAUAAAAAGUAUUCCAAAAAUCUAACUGUGCCUUCAUGGGCACCUACCUCAAGAAAACCCCACUAAAUUAGCUAACUGUCCAAAAAGAUGAAUAAAGUGAAUCUACUAAACUCCUUAAUAAGCGUAUACUGUGCAGUUUUCCUUCGUAUUCUAAUCAAAAAGAUCACUUAUUACUUGAUUACUAAAAGUAAAAUAAACAAAAAGCAGUUGCUUAUAUAUAGAUCAGGAUAAUUACUGUCCAUGUAGGCAAAAAACAUCUAACUGUGCCUUCAUGGGCACCUGCUGCUACUACAAUUGCACUGCAGCAUAAGUCAAUUGAAACUAUCAAUUUGCAACAAUUUUAGAUACUAUCUAUCUGCUGAUUAUGUGUCAAGUGAUUAAUUUAUAACAAUCUGGAUAUUAUAAUCACUUAUUUGUUGUGUAUCUCUCUAUAUUCCCUUUUGGCAUAUUGAGAGUUUUAUCAAAUUUGUUUCUCAAUUUUAUUUUAACUAUAUCAUUAAAAGUUAAUUUUUAACCUUAUUUAUUUCUAUGGCAGUAGUCUUCUUUUCCUUUUUUGAAUUACUCUAGUUAGGGUUAACCCCUUUACUGCCUAGGUUGCAUUACCAUUAAGCUUCCAUUUUUUUCCUCUAAUAGCAUUGGAGAUAGCGCAUCACCUUGGUAUAUGCCACAUUUGAUGUUCACUUGAGUUAUUGUCCUGGAAUUGGCUUCUAUAGUUGUUUUCUUGAUGUAGGCUUUUAUUGUCUUGCUGUCCUUGUAGAGUGUCAAACAUUUCAGUACACAGAUUGCCAAGCAUUCCAUUAUAUUGAUUCGUAUGCCCUUGGAUCUUGGAGGCUAUGCUGUUUGACAGGAGUUUCCAUGUUGUGGGGAGGCAGGUUAUUGGUCGGUAGUUUGGUGGUGCUGUUCACUCGUGAGGGUCCUUCAUGACAUGUAUUGUUCUGCCUUGUGUUAGCCAGUCAGGGUGGGAGCCUGUUGCUAGUAGCUGGUUCAUUUGUGCUGCUAGGCGUUCAUGCAGUGCUGUUAACUUCUUUAUCCAGUAGUUGUGGAUCAUGUCAGGGCCUGCGGCUGACCAACUAAUGUGUGCUGCUCUCUGUUGGAUAUCUUCAACUGUGAUGGCGACUGGUUCCUGUUCUGGCAGUAUGCGUUCAUGUCUAGUAGCCACUGGGCCUUGGUGAGAUGCUUCUUGCUCCCAGAUAUUCUUCCAGUACUGUUCAGUCUCAGCUCUGGGUGGUGUUAUGGGCAAAUGCAAAUAUUACAAGUUUUAGAAUGAAAUGUUGUAUUUAAAAACUGUGUACUUUGUCUUUAAGAGAGAUUGCAAACUGACAAGGUGUUAGAAAUGGAACAAAUUGUUUUUCAUAACUGUUUCUUUAAGCAAUAACCCCAGUGCAUAAUAUGUUUGCGCCAUUUUAUCCCAGACGAAUUACAAUAACAAUAAUGCAUAAACAAGCUUCAAGGCUAUGCUACUGUGGUAACCUUAAGUAGAUAAGGAUGUCCAGACUUUAAGAUGCCAUCUUGAACUAAGUCCGGAAAAUUUCCAUGACGUGUACACCCUUUAGUUAUGGCCUUGUAUGUUUUCCAAGUUAAGGGAGGUCCUAAAAUGAAUAAAGGAAAAGGUGUUACUUUUUCAUAUAUGAACUACGGUAACGCUAAAAUGGAGACACCUAAGGUAUAAAUAGGUGUACUUUUAAAUGUUAAGAAACAGAGGAGAGACUUGCAGACAGACGUUGCUCCAUCUUAAAAUGACAGAGGCUGACAUGAUGACCUGUUCAGAAGGGUAUGUUAACCUAUUAAUGAUAUUUGCAAGCAUUUAAUUUAAUCUUACAAACUAUGCUAUAAUGGAUUUUAUGUCUAUAUUUAUAUUUUUAUAUAAUAAAUAUCUAAAAGACAAAACUAUUGCUUCCAAGACAAUCCUUAUUUUAGAUUGUAAUCUCAAUUAUUUAUAUAUGUUAAAUAGGGGAUCUCUUACACUAACUAUAUAAAAUUAUGGCUAAGAUAUCUGUAUGGUUAACCCUACUAAGUUCUAUGCUUAAAGACAUUAUAGUGGUAAAUAAGGGAACCAGCCGCGGUUACAAUUGGCGACCACGAAGGGACUUGUACUUGGAAGCUUUAACUAUAAAAUAAUAAAUACCUAGGUAACUUCUUAUACGUAAGAGAAGACACAAUACUUUGUCAUGGCACAAAUCUUGAAAUAUCAGAAAUCUAUUGCGCUAUUUGUAGCCCAGACUCAGAGAGAGAUCUUCAUCGUUAGAGAUGAUUUUAAUGUGAACAAAGCACUUUGAGUUCAGGUGCCAGGUACAUCGUAAUUGGCAUACAAUGCUGAAAUUGUGGAUCUGAAUUAAUAUAAGAGAACAAAUGUACAUAUUUGGUAAACUCCGUGAUAUGCCUAAUACACCAGCACAGCAUGGCCCAUUAGUUCCAGGACAGUGGAUUGCAGACAGGGGGAUAUGUUCUCUUCGUAGCUGCUUAGUAUGCAUGCGCAGGAAAAAGAUUAAUGCAAAAUGUUGUCAAAAGAAAAGUGAUCAGAGUGAUGAAACUUGAAAUCCAAUUCCAAGAAUACAAAUAAGAUUGCAUUAUGGCUUCAUGAAAACAACAGACAGUCCACUAUAUAAGAAAAGUUUUAUAAAACAGUGAUAUUUUCCAUAUUGUCAGUUACGCUAGCUGUUAAUUGAAAAUCAGGAAUUAUAACAGCAUAACUAUUUUUGGAGACUAGAGUUUCCAGCCAAGGUUGUGGAGAUAGAGACAUGUAAACAUUCCAAGGAAUUGAGAAGUCGUUUUAUAUUCCAAAUUAUGAACAACAUUAUUACAUACAGCCAUAAAGAGAAAGACAUGGCUUUUAAAUACAUUCCGUGCAGUACACUGCAGCAUAUAUUUUGAUGCUAACUAGCUUGUAUUUUUUCCUAAAGAGUUGAAAUUAUACUACCCUCCUAGAAAAUCUGUUAAUAUCAAAAAAUAUAACAAAAGUGCAACGGGUAGUUAUACAUCAUUUGCUUCUCUAAAUGCUCUGCAAAAAUAAUUAGUUAUAAAAUUAUUAAAAAUGAUAUGUAAGAUAAAUCAGGGCAAAAUAAAAUUGUAAAUAAAUAGGAUCUCCAAUAACAUUUAAACUGAAAUUAUUAAAGGCUUAUUUAAAUAAAAUUUAAAUUUACAGCUUUAAAUGUGACCAAAAGAUACUAAAUGAUGUGUUAAGCAGCCAGCUCAAUUCACUAGAAUAGCAAAAGUAUUCUAGUAUUUAAAGUGCACAAUAGCUGCACAUAAUGGCUUUGCUUACUCAGGUAAUGGCAGGAUUAAAGUCCACCAAUUUUAAAAGGGAAAGCUUACUUAUAUCAGUGGUACUAUCCCACUGUACCUGUAGUGCUGGCAGUAAGAAAAUUAGAACAAUGAUAUUGUACUAUUAAGUGUAAUCAGAUCAGACACAUGUAAUCUCAGUGAAUUUCAUAAACUAGGUUUUUACAAAAUUAAAUUAAAUUUCAAAGUUGUUUAUAAAUAUAGCAAUGUUGUUUAUAAAUAAAUGUAUAUAGACCAGGCAAUAAGAGCAUUCAGCAGCCUGCUCUCCGAGCCAGAAACGGAUUUAUAAAAAUAAAGUAGGUUUUAAAAGGUCCACAGUCAACCACACAUGAAGGGUGAAAUAAUUGCUUCUUUAAAAGCUAUAUGCUGCCGCAAUUAUGUAUAUAAGCACAGAGUAGAAAUAAAAAUACAGUUUCAAAUCUCAUAUAUGGGGAUUCAGUUUCACCACAUAUUCUACAAUUCUGAAAGAGGCUAAUUUUAAUAAUAUAUUGUAAGAGCAUUGUGAAUUUAUAUAAUGCAAAAUUAAUGUGAUAUUGCAAAGCCUGCAAUAUUCUAAACAGACAUUAAAAUUUAAGGAAAAAAGAAAAAUAAUUAUGCAUAAAGAAUAAUGCAUAAAAAAAAUGCAGUGUCAAUUAAAGUGAUAAUACUCUGAUAUAUUAAAUCAGUUUGCAUAUCACAUAUCUGCUAUAUGAAAAGUAUAAUUAAGGUAACUUUACUGUCCAAAGCCCCCUCACAUCUAUUUUAUAGAAUCUAUACUUUUCUGUGGUCACUUCCAAAGAAGCCUCUGAAACUAGGGGCCGAUGGGGAGCUCAUCCCAAAAGUAAUCUGAUUCCAGACUUAAAGAAAAAUCAAUGAUAGAAAAGGAAUCACGGGAAUACCCAGAACAUGCAUUUUUGUAUAUAAUCUUAAUUUGCAGAUAUUUUAUGCUUUAAAGACAUAUAAAGGCUAUUUAAUUAAAUAUGCAGGUAUCUUUAAAAAUUAAGCAAUGUUAAAAUAAAUAUAUAUAUUUUCCACAAUAUAAACAGUCACAAUCUAAAUAGCUUUGUUAAACAGAUUUAAGUACAAGUGUUUAUGUCAAGACAUAUACAGAAUACGUUUACAACAGGCAGGUUUAGCAUAAAUGCAAAGUUGUUGUUUUUUGGGGAUUUAUUAUUGCCCAAGAAAUCUGAGAACAUAUUCAGAAUUUUUGAGAGCAGCAAGUAUAGAUAGCAGAUUGCAAUGGAUACCAUUGCAAUAUUGCUUUGCUGAUUGAGGUCAGAUCUUUAAAGAAUAAAUAAAUGUUCUAUAGCUCGCUAGACCAUUGGCUUUUAAUGAACAGUUUGCACAACACUUAUGAAUAGUUUGUAAUACUGCACAUUAUAGCUGUGACAACAUAAUAUACAGAGUAAAAAUGCUAUUUCACUGUUUAAUAGACUUACCCAGUAUUUAAGGACGACGUGUUUCUUGCAAAGUCAUCGGGACUUUGAGGGAGGUUCUAAUUAUGUUUAAUUUACUAAAGGAAAAAAAGGUUUGUUUUUUUGUUUGUUUGUUUUUUUUCCCCCUGCAAGUAAAUUUUCAGCGCAAGGUCAUCUUGUGUUCACAGACUAUUCGGUUUUAAAAAAGCUGUUCUUUAUCUCACAUUAUGAACGGCCUUGUAAUUCCUAUGCACACUAAAAGUCGGCUUUUAAAUGUUAUUGUUUUAACUUUAAUAUUUCAUAGUUAAUACAAAGUAAUUUAAAGAAAAUAUUUUGAAAGUAUAUUAAUUGAUAGGAUUUAAUUUAUCUAUUUUGGUCCACUGUUCACUGAUCUCAAGUCUGUCUGGUGUUUAAACAGUUUUUCUUACGUCGUGAGUUUAUAUCCAAAACUGCAUUUUGCUUUGUGGAAACAAAUAGAAAGCCUGGCAUUGUAAUACGUGUAUGGACAUGCUUAUAACAAAGCAUGGUCCCUCUCCUCAUGUAGUUGGUCAUUAACAGGCACUUUGAUGCAAUGUGUCUACCAACGCUUUUCUGUGGUCAUUGGAUCACAAAAGCAUACCCUAUCUCUGUCAUGAUGCAGAGUUUAUGCUUGCAAGGAUAUCCAGAAAUAAUCCACCUGGUAUCCGCAUAAAUACUCCUAUCGUUUAGAGGGGUUAAUUACAGUUGGUUGUUCUUCCUAUAGAGGAAAGAUAGACUAAAAGCUUUUUCAUGGCUAGGACAAGCUCUUAAAGAGAGAGGUAAUGUACUUCUGACUCCUGAGAAGGAAUAUUGGUGGUCCAAUAUGGGAAAUACUGUAAUUCAUGUGUUUAGUAAUCAUAAGCAUUUGCUUAUUGUCACAUUACUGAUGUACUGUUUACUGAAAUAUUAAUAUCUAAUGUACUUUUUGAAUUACUAUAUAUUGGAAGUUUGCCAACAUCUCAUGGUUAUAAAUAUGUUUUUGUAUGUGUUGAUGCAUGUACCAGGUUUACUUGGAUAUAUCCUGUUUGAAGUGCAACCUCUGAUGCCACGUUUUCUAGUCUCACUUCCUUAGUAUGCAUUUGAUAAUCCCAGGACCAUUUAUUUGGAUGGUGGACCUGCAGUUACUGCAAAGGAAACCUAAAACUUGGCAACCACAUUUGGGUUACUUUGGGAUUUCAGUGCACCAACCACCCCCAAAGUAGUGGGGUUGCGGUCUGGGAAAAUGCUGAGGUUAAAUGAUUAUUAACCAAGUUACUAGUUGCUUGCCCCACACAGUGGUAUCUAUUUAUUCCUAUGGUACAGAUGAGCAUUCACAACAUACCUGAUGAUACAAAUGGUGAGACACCAUAUGAAAUGUUACAUGUUUUUUUCACUGACAAUCAUAUUUCUGCACCAGGGAGAGCAUGGAACCAUUGGUUCUAUUAGAGAAAUUUAGGGAAUUUUUUUUCCAGCCCACCUUGCCUUGCACCACCAACUAUUUCCUACUGUUGGCCAGCUUGUCCUGGAGAGGGUGACUCUGAGAACUUUUACUACAGAGAACAAUCAGAGCCAACAGAGAACAGUGAGUUUUGAUAUUUUAUAACCUGCUAAAUACUAACACUGACUGAGACAGUGAAUGCUGUUAAAGAUGACAAGAUAAAACAGAGGACGACAGAAAUGCCACUAGAAUCAUAGCCACGUGACAGACUGAAUCAUGAUCUGACAUCUGAACCUGCAAAUGUGAAGAAGGAUGGACAGACGUGAUACAUUCACAGUUAAUGUAUAUGUGACUGUUGGAUCCUGGCUGCUCUGUACAAGCAUGGCACAGUUCAGACCUUCAAUCGCAUUUGAGAUUCUUUCUCUCAGCCUAUACCUUUUCUCUAUGAGAGGGGUUCUUUUCUGCAGAUGCACAAUAUUUUAGUAAUGCUGUGGCUUGGAAUACCCGCAAGCAGUCAAGAGGAUACACCACUGGCUGCUGUUCUGGCACUAUCAGGUUUUUCCCUUCUUAUAGGUCAGGAUAGCAACACUUGUGCCACCACAGUGGGAACCUAGUCUUCGAGAACAAGGAAAUUAGCCUCACACAGGACAACCUCCUGGCAAUCUGGACACAGCACUAAGGACACUUUAUUCUGGUCACACACAGCUUAAAUACACUUGGUCACAGGCACUGACAUUAUGCAGAUACAAGUUAUGCAGUGAUUGGUACACAUCAUGCACAAUAGGAGUGUAUAAAUAUAUGUAGCGGAAUGGGCUUUGCUACUAUCCACCUUUUAUACUAGAGGCUGUCCAUAACCCUUUUUGUUGCUUUAUUUUAUUGGGAAUGCAACUGUUCGUUACUUGUAAAAACACGUAACAAGUUAUUAUCUUAUAUCAUUCGUCUGGUUGUUCGGUAAUACCCCUCUGUUCAGCUAUUUCCACUGUAUAGUUCGGCAUACGAACUAAAUACUGAAAAACCAGGCCACCCAUGCGAGGAGCAUGGCACCAAUUAACCUCCCCAACCUGGUUCACACUCUCUGCCAACACACGAACAAACUGGGUGUUCUCUGAGGUGGCCGCCAUUCGUCAUACGAACACGUGGCGGCGGCCAUCUUAGCAUAUGAAUUAUACCACGAACUACCAGAGACUUCCAUCCUUGUGUAAGUUCGUGGGAACUCAAGGGAACAGAGUGACAUUCGGUAGAAAGUAUUACACGAACAAGAGGAAUUUCACAAACUAAGACACGAACCAUAAUUUUAUGUAUUUUCAUGCAUUUCAACUUCCCGAACAGAGACCGACCGCACAGCCAAAACCCAUGGAACUAUUCUCGAAUGUAUGAAAAAUGAAUCAACAUCAUUAUAAGAGACUCUGAAGAAAACAGACUGAACCUGAAUUCUUAUACUGUAAGAAAGAAAUGCAAAGAUGGAAGCAAAAGGGUGCUAGAAAAUUGGUUAUGGUGUCUCCUUCUUACAAUCUGCAGCAUUAUCAUAACAUCAACCCUAGCUGUCAUUUUAAAACUACAUUGGGAUUAUGUUAACAAGCAGGACUAUAUAACACACUAUACAAGUUCUUUUGAUCGUGAGGACUACCUCCAAGAACUAUCUCAUAAUGAGAGACACAGCUCACAGUGAAAUGAUUGCCUACACUGGUAUUUCACAAGGAACCCUUUGAAGAUCAUUCCAAAAACUGAUUAUAAGAAAGAUGUGAUUGAACUAUUCCAAAUCCUAAUAAUGGACUCAACGAUGAUGGCAAAGCAUGCUGAAAUCAGAAAAAGACGGGACAGAUGCUUAUGAAAGACUUGAGAUGCACCUAUGAAGGUGAUUAAGAAAAUACUUUGCCAUAUAGUUUAUCAUUGAGUGACUACUGCAAACAGCCUAUUAUGCUGAAAAGAAGUGCUAUGCUAAUUCUGGAUAUUGCAAUUAUGUUUCCAGACAGAAGAUGACCAGAAAAAGAAAUAAAGGCUGAUAACUGUCAACACCCAGCUGUUGUUCAAGAUGGAACACGGUACUGAGAGAACCUGAUUGACUAUCAAUGCACCUCACAAGACACAGAUUUUUGCAUACAACUCAGAAAAAGUGGUUAAUAAGAAGGAGCAGAGAAGAAGAAUAUAGAUUUCCUACUGGAGUGAAAAACCAUCCUGGAACAAUAUUCUUUAACAAUGAACUUUACAAUGACAUUUGGUGGCAUAUGAAUUUGAAUUCUGAAGAAACACAUCAAUUAACAAAAGAAACUUUGCGGUAAUUAAUAAAUAAGAAGACCGGCUUACUAAGAGCAGAUGCACUGCCAAGAGAAUGGAAUAGAAAAGAAUGGCAAAAUCUUUCAGAAACCUGACAUCAUGGACACUUGUACUAAAGCACGAUUUGCAGCUUUUCUUAAACUCUACGUAUUAUGUACAUACCUGCAAAGCAAGGAACUCCUGCAAACAUAAACACAGAGACAUUGAUACAACAAGGAAUCUGUAAUGGUUCUGUUGCAGAUGUGAUCUACCGUCGUACUCCUUGUUCUUUUGGUAUAACUAUACCAAUCAAAACCUUAAAUGGCUCCAUAGAAUCAAACGACAAAGGAUUCUUGCUAUAUUCUGGACUUCCAGGAAUGUGGUGCAUGGACAGAAAAAUUAUAAUUACUAAAGCAAUCAUGCUAUUUUUUUCCCUGUAUCAGAAAUGUGUCAGUGACAAUGUGUAAUAUAAUACAGAUACUAUAAUUAAUGGUAUAAGAAACACAUAAUGUGUUAAUUACAAAGGUGGAUAGACUUUGUGAAUAUCUGAAACACAAUUGAAGAUUAUUGCUAAAAUGCCAUAUGCAGCUGCAGUCUGGCCUACAGUGCGCAUUCAGCCGGCGGGGCGGAUCGGAGGCGGAGAGGAGGCAGAGAGCUCUCCGCCCAGCGCUGGAAAAAGGUAAGUUUUUACCCCUUUCCCCCUUCCAGAGCCGGGCGGGAGGGGGUCCCUGAGGGUGGGGGCACCCUCAGGGCACUAUAGUGCCAGGAAAACGAGUGUGUUUUCCUGGCACUAUAGUGGUCCUUUAAGUUACACCCAACUGCCGCUGGUAAAUAUACUUAAACAAUUAAGAUUCUCAUUGUUAAGCAUCCAAUCUCACGGACAUGACUUUCCAAAAUGGCUGUCAGAUCUUGGUUAAAAAUUAUUUUUUUUAUUACAAUCUAUCUAGAUGGCCUAUUCAGCCCUACCCCUUGGACAUGGAGGCUCAACACCUCCCUUCUAAAAGACCCGCUGGUUGUAGCGGAUGUCCAGAAACAAUUAAACACAUACUUUGCAGAAAAUCUAACACCAGACGUUCCAAUGACAGUAGUCUGGGCAGCACACAAAGCUGUAAUCCGAGGCCACGUCAUCAAGAUAGCGACGCACAAAAAAAAAAAAUAAAAACCCAAAAGCUUUCCCAGCUACUGGACACUCUCCAUACGGCAGAACAGCGCCACAAAACAGACCCAAACCCACAAAAACUACAACACUUACACGACACCCGCCUAUCCAUUAGACAACUGCUGAUAGAUGACACCGCGCGGGCACUGACAUGGACUAAGCGGACGUAUUACGACAAAUCAAAUAAAAUGGAUACGCUGCUAGCCCGCACACUACGCCCCAGAACAUAACGCCCUCACAUUACAUCCAUACGAGGCCCAGACGGUACCAUGAAAUCCACACCGACAGAGAGAGCGCAAGUCUUUACCUACUUCUAUGACGCCCUAUACAAUCACACUCCCCACGGCAGCACCCCGACCACGGCCAUUUGCCAAAGAACAUCAGAAUUCCUAGCACACCUCAAAUUGCCCAAACUCCACACCACAGCCAUAGCGGAGCUAUCAGCCCCAAUCACCAAAGACAAAAUUAACUUGGCCAUCUCCUCUCUAAAGAGCAACAAAGCCCCGGGCCCAGAUGGCUACGAGGGAAGCUAUUACAAAACUUUCCGAGAGGAAUUGCUACCACACAUGGAAACCCUAUUCCAUGAUAUAAUGGAAGGGUCCCCACCAACUAAGGACAUGACGCAAGCACACAUUAUACUGCUACCCAAACACGAUAAAGACCAUGCUCAACCAGAGGUAUAUAGACCCAUCUCACUCAUAAACCAUGACAGUAAAAUUUUGGCCAAAAUACUUGCAACACGACUUAACCCACACCUCACUCGCCUUAUCCAUGCAGACCAUGUCGUACAAAACGAUGUUUCGGUGGUAUACCACCCCUGUUCAAUUGUACCACAUGAAAAAACACCCACAGACCUCUGCUGGCGCAACUGCGGAGAGAAAGGGACGUACGCCCACAUGUGGUGGCACUGCCCCAAGAUUCAAACAUUUUGGAAAGCCAUUCAAACACUAUCAACCCAAAUCAUAGACACACCUGUACCACUGAACCCAUGGUCAUUCCUACUAGCCAGACCCCAAGAGGACUGGCCCAAACCAAACCAACAACUCCUUAAUAAAAUAGCUCUAGCGGCCAGGAGAGCAGCAGCCCAAACUUGGCUACAAGACGACACCCCCUCAGUAGCAAUAGUGAUCAACAAGAACAAAGAAUGCCAUCUCAUGGACAAACUCACGGCCCAAAUCCGAGGCUCCUCCAAGGCCUUCUCCGGACAUGGGAACCCUGGAAAACAUACAGUGACCGAUAAAGGCAGGGUAGCUGACGGGACAUACAAAUAUGACCGACAGACCGAAGUACGACCCCGCCCCAUUUACUAUAAUGGGAUCCAUGUCACUUAAGACAAUGUCUUGGAAAUGCUGUCAGUUUAUUCCGUAAAAGAAUAUCGGAGAGUAUCCAAUCUAUACACAUCAUAAACGGUGUAAAAAUGUUUCAUGGAAAAAAACAAAAUAAAAAGCAAAUACGAAGGCAAAUACCAACACCAUCACCACGGUGAUAACAGAUGAUGCUGAUUCAAUAUCUGCAACAAAUUCUAGCCAAAUAUUUGGAAAGCUGGACUCUACAACCUAUACUCUACAACAAAUACCUGAGUAUUCUACAAACACAACCUCCAGCAAUGUAUCUAAGGAAUGUAAACUUCUACAUCCCUUUAAGACAUUGUAUUACAAAUAUAAUUACUACUUUUAACUUUGGAUUACAAUUCGUAUCCGGAUACAGCCAAGAAUAUCUUACUCUGGAACCUUGUGUUCUUUUCAAUUUUUUCCCAGACAAAAGCUUUGCUCAUUUUAAUCAGCCACCUUUACAGGCAAAGAUCACACUACGAAUAUUUUACUGUUACAACAAUGAUCAAAGAUGCUGGGAGCACAAAAACCUAACGACUGUUGGAGAAUUUUGGUUUACUAAUUUAAGUAAGAAAUGCGCUACAAUGCCCACAGUUUAAUGGAGAGGGUGUUAUGGGCAAAUGCAAAUAUUACGAGUUUUAGAAUUAAAUUUGUAUUUCUUAAACUGUGUACUUUGUCUUUAAGAGAGAUUGCAAACUGACCAGGUGUUAGAAAUGGAACAUAUUGUUUUUCAUAACUGUUUCUUUAAGCAAUAACCCCAGUGCAUAAUAUGUUUAAGCCAUUUUAUCCCAGACAAAUUACAAUAACAUUAAUGCAUAAACAAGCUUCAAGGCUAUGCUACUGUGGUAACCUUAAGUAGAUAAGGAUGUCCAGACUUUAAGAUGCCAUUUUGAACUAAGUCCGGAAAAUUUCCAUGACGUGUACACCCUUUAGUUAUGGCCUUGUAUGUUUGCCAAGUUAAGGGAGGUCCUAAAAUGAAUAAAGGAAAAGGUGUUACUUUUUCAUAUAUGACCUAUGGGAACCCUAAAAUGGAGACACCUAAGGUAUAAAUAGGUGUACUUUUAAAUGUUAAGAAACAGAGGAGAGACUUGCAGACAGACGUUGCUCCAUCUUAAAAUGACAGAGGCUGACAUGAUGACCUGUUCAGAAGGGUAUGUUAACCUAUUAAUUAUAUUUGCAAGCAUUUAAUUUAAUCUUAUAAACUAUGUAAUAAUGGAUUUUUUCUAUAUUUAUAAUUUUAUAUAAUAAAUAUCUAAAAGAAAAAACUAGGGGGCGUGGCCUGGACGUGAACGAGAGCGGUCGCAUGCUCAUCUAGCUCCGCGAAAGUUAAGGCCCUCAUGCAGCAUUGACGACCCGAAACUACAGUGAAUUGCACAUUGGGACACACCAUCACUAUGUCCCACAAUAAAAGCAAACGGGCAUCCGAUAAACAAGACAAAAUGCUCUUUUUUUAGUGCCAAACAGGGGCACACACGAGGAGUUACUAUACCGGAGGAGCAGCAAGAUGGCGCCGACCUGGAGGGCUCACAAGGUACGCAAAAUGAGACCGCCAACCUUAUACUUACCACGGAGAGUCUAAAAGCGAUGUUCGAUGAUAUGGCUGCAAAGCUACAGGGCACGCUGCAGCGCUCGUUUACCGACCUCCGCACGGAUAUACACAAAUUGGGCUCUCGCACCUCAGAUCUGGAAAACCAGAUGGAGGCACAAAUGGAAGCGCAUACCCGCCUAACCACCAAAGUGGAAGAAGCAUGGGACAGGCUCAAUGAAUAUGAGGCCAAGAUUGCGGACAUGGAAGACCGCGCGCGUCGCAGCAACUUGAGGCUGCGGAACGUGCCUGAAAAUAUAGGCCCAGCGGACUUGCCAGCAUACGCCACGGGGCUCUUCCACAUGCUGGUACCAGAUCUACCGCAAGAUGUCCUGUUGCUGGACCGCAUACAUAGGGUAGCGAAACCCUCAUACUUACCUGCAGACAUAAUAUUGAAAAUGCACUACUAUCAUGCAAAGGAGGCAGUUCUCAAGGCGAGCAGAGUCUGAAAAGACAUACCACCGGAAUAUCAGAAGAUUGGGAUCUUUGCUGACAUCUCUGCCAUGACGCUACGAAAAAGAAAGUCCUUCAGCAUCAUCACAGAAGCCCUACGCAGCACCAACAUAGCAUAUCGAUGGGGCUAUCAGACCAAACUUCUCAUUCAACGCAACGGCGCUCUCACUUCCAUCGUGUCACCGGAGGAAGGCCUCCAAAAGCUGCAGGAAUGGGGCAUCACUCCACCAGCCGAGAGACCAAGACCGGCACCCACCGGGCGACAACCCUCAGCCUGGAAGAAGGCACGAAAAUAGGCAUCUGGAAGCGACACUCCUAUGAACUUUACUAUUGCCCGCAAGUAUACCUUGUCCAUGCAAUACUAAUGAUCACAAUGCACACCUAGCCCAUGCCGUACUAAAAAGUUUGUAAAUAUAGCUACCAGACUAGCUACACAAGGUCAGGGUCAAGGGUGGGGGUUCUGAUGUAUCAUACACACUAGGAAUUAUUACCCAAGGGACGUGCAGACCCCUAUCACGGCCUGUACAUGACCCCUUCCACACCGUUCUGCCAUCUAACAGAAAUGAAAAAAAUAAAAUAAUUUACAAUAUAUAAAAAGCCCCAACGAGUACGAUAUGGAGAGGCAAACCUGAGCAUAAUACCCAACCAUGACCUGAAGGCCACUUAAUACUAAAGCCGGCUGGCUCACCAUUUAUGCAGUUCACAAUGUGCAGAUGCUAUACCGUGAACGGGUCAAUCCAGCAAACGAACGCACUGAUACACAUCAUGAGGGCUGCCCUCGCGGCAGCACCCUAACCAGGAUCGAAGCGAUACGCUCCGACCCCCACGGUUCCCCCUAUGGGAACCUUGCCAUACACUUGGCAAUUAUGUUCAAGAUUGUACAUAUGUUAGAACUCUGCAAGACAGAGGAUUCAAUAACCCCCAAUUGUACUGUUCGAUCCCCCCCCCCUCAUCCCAACCCCCUCACCUCAAGGCCAAGUGGGCGGCCAAAACACGCUACUUAACUCCUACACCUCAGCAAGGCAUGAGCUCCUACCACCGUGGAAGGACCAUGGGAUGACAUGUCCUACACUCACCCUGAAGUUCACAGCAAUAGAGAUCUGCCUGGCUCGAAAUAGCUGGGGAGGGCAGAGACUCAUGAUAGAUCAAUACAAACUAAGCAAGAGCAACACCUUCCCAUACAUACCACCAUAAAGUUUUACAGCCAUAAUGUGAGAGGACUCAACCUCCCAGUACAAAGGCACCUCUUGGGUAGGGACAUAGGGAAACUAGAUGCUGACAUAGUGUCUACAGGAAACACAUUUCAGGGGCAAUACCCACCCCAGCAUUUUAACCAAGACACACCCUCACCAGUUCCACUCCACGUCUAACACCAAAUCAAAAGGAGUCUCUAUACUGAUAAGUAAAAAGGUGACUUUUGAACUAAUAACUGAAGAUACAGAUAGGGAAGGCAGAUAUGUUAUCGUAGUUGGGAAAAUAAAUAAUGCUUUAUACACAAUAGCUAACGUGUAUGCCCCCAACACCAAUCAGAGGAACUUCAUACACAAAAUCAUCUCCAUAAUAUCCAACAUCAAACAAGGCACGACAAUCAUAUGCGGGGACCUAAACCAUGUUCUCAACCCAGCCCUAGACACUACACUUUCUCCUAAUAGCCCGAGAUACAAACCACUCAAGCGGCAAAGCGCAACACUGGCGAAAUUAUUGGCCCUACACCACUACUACGAUGCAUGGCGCGUCACACACACAGAAGAUAAGGAAUUCACCCAUCACUCACAGGUCCAUAACACCUACUCGAGAAUAGACGCGAUACUGGUAGAGGGAGGGGCACUUGAGCAGAUAGUGGACUGCAGAGUGGGGCAGAUAGUAUGGUCUGACCACGCUCCCAUGGAACUGACACUAAGGGAUACCUAUGAUUUUAAACAUAGGAGUCCAUGGCGUCUCAAUGAAACUCUCCUGUUGGACAAGUCCUUCUCGGAGAGCGUUUCUGACUCAUUACGCCAUUACUUUACAGAUAACACCAAUCCAGAUUUACAACACCACACGAUAUGGCAGGCCCAUAAAGCGGUAACCCGGGGACUCCUUAUACGGAGAGCAGCUUACCUGAAAAGGAAAACGCAGACGCAGAUAUUACAAUGGCAGAAAGACUUAUACAACCUGACAUUACAGAACCAAGCCCGCCCCUCGACCCAAUUGAAAGAACAAAUAUCGAAGGUGCGCCAACAACUCCGACAAAAGGCGCUCGACAGAGUAGGAUACACCUUAAGGAAGUUAAAAGCUACACAUUACUCACAAGGGAAUAGAGCGGGUAAAUUGCUGGCUUCAAGGUUGAAAAAACGACCGCAGACACAGAAAAUAGCGUUUUUGCACUCCAAAGCGGGGGGGAAGGUGAUGACACCUCUCACAAUUAGUAACGAAUUUGCACGCUAUUAUGGGGACUUAUACAACCUUCGACGAGACCCCACUAUACACCCCCCAACAGAUACAAACAUAACGGAGUACUUAGACAAAGCAACUCUCCCGACCUUAACGUCUCAGCAACAAGAAACACUAUCUAGGCAGGUUACCCCAGAGGAGGUUUGCGAUACGAUACGGUCAUUACCGAAAGGAAAGGCCCCAGGCCCAGACGGAUUCGCUAAUUCGUACUACAAGACAUUUAAAGAUAUCUUAGCACCCUACCUAGCAGAAGUAUUCAAUGAAGCAGUACGCAUAGAGACCCUCCCGGGAGAAAUGCAAUUGGCCCAUAUUAUUACCCUACCUAAGCCGGGUAAGCCUCCGACACAGCCGCAAAACUUCCGCCCUAUAUCCCUUCUUAACACGGACACUAAAAUCCUAGCCAAACUUUACGCAUUAAGAUUAGGGCCUAUACUGCCACAUAUUAUACACAAUGACCAAGUGGGGUUUGUAACAGGGCGCCAGGGGGCAGACAACACCAGAAAAGUUCUAAACCUUAUGCAGAGCCUAGAGACAACACAGGCAGGGGGGGGUCCUAAUAUCGUUAGAUGCAGAAAAGGCCUUCGACCGGCUGGGAUGGAGCUUUCUGGAGGCGGCCCUAAAAAGAUAUUGGAUCCCGGGGAGCUUCAUUUCAGUGGUGAGGGCGCUCUAUUCAGCGCCGAGGGCCCAGGUCUUAAACUCAGGAUUCGUAUCAGAACAAAUAGUAAUCACAAAUGGGACGAGACAAGGGUGUCCGCUGUCCCCUCUGUUAUACGUGCUGGCAUUAGAGCCUCUGGCUGCCACGAUUAGGGCCCAUCCGGCGAUACACGGAGUCAGAGUGGGAGACAGAGAGUACACCCUCAGCCUCUUUGCGGACGACAUACUCCUAACUCUGACACAACCGCAAAUGUCCAUACCCAACCUCCUUCAGUGCAUACAAGACUAUAACAAAGUAUCGUAUUACAAACUUAACCUGACAAAGACACAGGCAAUGGGAAUCCACCUCCUGGGACAGACUCUCCACACCCUGACGGAAUCUUUUAACUUCGACUGGAGGGACGAUUACAUAAAGUUUUUAGGGAUCAAUUUAGCCAGGACGACCCACCAAAUGUAUAAAUAUAACUACGAGAAACUAUCACACGAAAUUACGCAGACGCUCGAUAAGUGGAAUAGUGACUUCCACUCGUGGCACGGUCGUAUAGCGGCUUUUAAAAUGUCGCUGUUACCUAAACUACAGUACCUAUUCCGCUCGCUACAGAUCCCCAUCCCUAGGCACUACAUGACCAAGUUACAAAAAACCAUCACACGAUUCACAUUGGCAAAUAAAACUCCUAGAGUAGCACUCUCCACGAUCAAAAAGCCGGUAGAGAAAGGGGGCAUGAGUUUUCCAGAUAUCAAACUAUAUUACAAGGCGGCGCUUCUAUCCACGGUGGCCACGGCACACAGGGUAGAAAACCCGCCACAAUGGGUAGCUAUUGAAACCAAUGAGUCGUGCAGAGCUGGGAUGCACCACCUAUUCUGGGUACCAAAACACCUGAGACCAGCAACACCCCAUAUGCUGGAAACCACAAAACUACUGCUGCACACAUGGGACACAAGCAGAGCGCACCUGAGCGGUACAGGGGACCUAUCACUUGCCUCAACGAUGUAUAGCAUAUACCUGAGAAACCCAACAUUUGACUAUAGGACGUGGACAGAGGCAGGGUGCACGCACAUACACGAUCUGUACACAGGAUCCUCUCUUAAACAGUUCCCGGACAUACAAGCACAGUACAAAAUACCAAAUAGAGCAAUCUUUUCAUACCUACAGAUCAAAUCGAUGCUACAACACCACACUCCCCCACCUGGGCUACCCGCGGUGUCCAACUACGAUGCAUGUUGCCUAAGGGGAAUCCCACACAAACGAACCUUUUCAAGAGUCUAUGGAACGUUACUAACAGGUACACACAAUUCCACUGACAACUUCAAACAGGCAUGGCACAAAGACCUAGGAUGCACUUUCUCAGAGCAUCAAUGGUCGGGAGCCUUUACUAUCCACAAAGGCAAGACCACAUGCGUCACGCACCUUGAACAAAUAAGGAAACUACAAUAUAGGUGGUAUCUGGUCCCAACGAGGCUAGCACAUAUAUUUCCAGGCACUUCGGCCCAAUGCUGGCGAUGUGGAUUGGACAGGGGAUCAAUGCUACACAUAUGGUGGGAGUGCAGGGAUAUUCGACCCUACUGGAAGGUAGUGAACAACAUCAUAGAUCAGCUAUUACCUAUAAAAGUAACCUUGACCCCAGCAAUAUGCCUAUUGUACAUAUGGCCAGAGGACAUAUCCAAGGUCCAUGCCAAACUUCUAUUCCACACGAUAAUGUCAGCAUGUAAUCUCAUAGCAAAACAAUGGAAAUCUAAUUCAGCCCCCACAAAAGCCAGUCUGUUAGCCCAAAUCCAACUGAACUGUGAAUACGAAUACAUGGCGGCCCGCCAGCUAGAAAAGAAGGGAGCCACUACUGAGGCAGGUCGCAUCUGGGACACAUAUUGGAACACGGUAAAACUUCAGGCAGCCGAAGCUGCACACCAAUAGGUCCUGUAAGAACGCUGAGGACCGGCCAGUGAGGUACUGAGGAAAAGAAUAUUAGGGAGAGAGCUCACAUCAAGAGACCACAAAAAGAGCCCACAACAGAGCUCACGUAAAGAGCUCACAGUAAGAGCUCCCAUCACAAGCUUACACACAUGAAGGACAAAGUAGGAAAACACAUAGACAACGAAACCCCACACGUGUACAUAGGUUUACCCCCCCUCCCCUUCCCCUCCACCAACCCACAAAUUACAAAGGAGGGCGCAAGGAAGUAAUGUAAGACGAGGUAGAAUCUUUGAAUUUAUUUGUGAAUGGAACACUAUACCAUAGCAUUGUUAAGAAGGAGUACAAUACAAUGUAAUGAUUAUACCAUGUCUUCAACACCUGUUGGUAUUUCCCCUUCCCCACUUCUCUUCUGUACCCCACUAACAACUGCGAAAGAAAAAAAUAAUAAAAAUUGUCAAUUGAAAAAAAAAUAAAAGAAAAAACUAUUGCUUCCAAGACACUCCUUAUUUUAUAUUGUAUUCUCAAUUAUUUAUAUAUGUUAAAUAAGGGAUCUCUUACACUAACUAUAUAAAAUUAUGGCUAAGAUAUCGGUAUGGUAAGCCCUACUAAGUUCUAUGCUUAAAGACAUUAUAGUGGUAAAUAAGGGAACCAGCCGCGGUUACAGUGGGUCAUGCGAGGACAUUUGGUGGUUACCCUGUAGCUGUGCAUUGGUAAAGAGGACGUUGAUUCUCUUAGCCUCUGGUGUAUCUGCUCAGUCUGGUUGCCAGUGCUGUCAGUCUGUUGUUAUUGUCCUGGAAUUGGCUAGUGCUGUCAAGUUGAUAAUGCUGUGGCAUAUAUGAGCCUGUUUUUCUGUGAUGGGAUUGUGGACAAUGCUUUAUUAACUACAGCUAGUAUGCUGUCUGGUGGUUGCUUUCCAGUGAUCUUCGGUAGUCUUGUCCACAGGUUACUGACUGCUAGUUUUUCUGUUAUGCCAUCUUGGGGCAUGUAUUCAAGUUGACAAUUCUCUAUAGGUAAAAAUCUGGGUAUAGGAAUUUCUUCCUUCUCAUGGUGUAUGGUUGAUUUCUUCUGUAGUCUAUUUAUUAAGUGUUCUUGCAUAGCAAGACCACUUAAUGUUAUCUCACAUAUAUAUUAAGUGUUCUUGCAUAGCAAGACCACUUAAUGUUAUCUCACAUAUAUAUUAAGUGUUCUUGCAUAGCAAGACCACUUAUUAUCUCACAUAUAUAUUAAGUGUUCUUGCAAGAACACUUAUUGUUAUCUCACAUAUAUAUUAUUAUUAAGUGUUCUUGCAUAGCAAGACCACUUAAUGUUAUCUCACAUAUAUUAUUCUUAUUAUAGCAAAAUUUGCCACCCUAACUCCUCCCACAGUUUUUACACUACAUAGACAAAAAUUUACCAAAACGUGCAGAUUGUUCCCGAUCGGAUUGCUAUUACUUUGUGGAACGCUUCGCCGAAUGGUUCACGGAAUAUCGUUGUUCUUGUGGCGAAAUUUGUCCCAUAGGAAUGAAUGGCAAAGCUAGAGUGGGAGCUAGCAAAAGCUGAAAAAUCAGGACAUGAUUUCUAAACUGCCACCACUCCCUUAUUUUCAGGCCCACCUACACAAAUCUUAUAUCAAAACAUUCAGCUAUCAUUGCUGCUACUAAACAUGUCCACGGCUAAGCCAUAGUCCUGAUAGUUUUCACAAUAUAAUCAUUUGUUUGCAACUAACGCCGUCCAUUGACAUUCAUUGAAACUUCACUCUGCAAAGCUCAAAUUUGAAGUGCAAUUUCUAAACUGUGACUGUGCCUUCAUUUUUAAUACUUCAGAGACAUAUUAUGCAUCAAAAUGUAGGUCUUGGUCUUGUGAUUCUCACAAUAUAAAGCUCUUCGCUGUAGGAUUUAUAGUUUUUAAAAUACGACCGUUUGAAGAUGGCAACCGCCAAAAUACUGACCUGUGCCAGGCUGCAGCAGCAAGUGAUGUCAUAGACAGGGCCUUUUGAACACCUGCUAAUGUUUUUAUAAAUGUAUGGUUUAAUGUAACUGUGCAACAACGUUGCAAUUAAAUGUGCUAUAUAAAUAAGUUACUCCGCCCACUCCAGUUGUAGACUACUGGUGGAGGCAAGAACACUUCACACAAUUUCCCUAGAAAUUGUAGCUUUUCUAGUUUCCAGUUGUGACACUAGAUUUCUCUUGAAGAUGUUCAACCGUUGUGUAACCAGAUGUUUUGGUGUUAGGGUAGGCUCUUAUUCAUCCAUAGCUCCCUCAUAUGUUUCAUGUAGCCUCUCUCAUUGGGUCUACUGUUGUAGUAGCAUUCAAGCAGGUCUAGGUACUCUCUACCGUGUCCAGGAAUGAUUUGUUUCCCAAAAUCGGUGUUCAAAUUCGUAUUUUUCACACACAAACAAAUAUUAAUGCUAACUUUGGCCAGUGUGUGUGACCAAGUGGCUACUAAUUCUCAUUCCUGGGUUACCGUACGGUCUCAAAGGCAACGUAACCAAUCUGGUGAAUUUCAAUGUGAAAAAACAAAAGUGAAACAUGCCAUAUUUGACCCUGUAACUUCCCAAAACGCCAUAAAACCUGUACGUAGGAGGUACUGUUUUACAUGUGAGACAUCGAUGAAUACAUGUGUAUUUUAUUGCAGUAAAAGCUAACCGUAUUAUGACAUUCACAGUUAAGAUGUCAUGCAGAACUAUAAAAAUAAGAUUUCUUAAUUUCUCACUUUUUUUUUUAUUAUUCUUAUUAAAUAGUUUCUUAGCUAAAUAUUUGAUGUUAAAUGAAAGCCCUGUUUCUCCUGAAUAAAAUGAUUUAUAAUAACUGUGGGUACACUUAAUAUGAAUGAGGUGAAUUACGGUUGAACAGACAUAGUCAAAUUCCAAGUUUUAUUUUGAUCAGCCACAGGCUGCUCACUGUUUAGUGGACAUGCCCCUACUCGCGGUAUAGCGAGUAGGGGCAUGUAGGAGAUUUUAAUCUCCCUUAUGCUAUUAUGGGAGUCAUAUUGACCCCCAAUAGAGUGAGGGGGUACUGGGGGGGCUUAUGAAGUGGUGGGGAGCACUGCUCCCUGCCGCUUCUAUACUUACAUAUUACAAGGAGGGUGCUGUGAGCUGGUAGCUCUCUCCUUGUAAUACACUGAACGAACAUUGAUACACAGUGUUUGUUUGGCUGAUAUUUCUAUUCAUUCAUUCGUCUGUCAAAUGAAUGAAUAGAUGAAAUUCCCGUUCGCAUGUCCAGGUGUUUCACUGGGCAUAUGCGGGAAUCUCACAGUCUACCUAGUGUGGGCUGAUGACGUAUCCCACAGGGACUUCAUCGACCCACACAAAGAUGGCUGCGCCCUGAAUAAAGAUCGGAGGGGGGUUAAAAAAAAAACCAAAAAACAGGAUUCGGCAUGACAGUGCCGCUUUAAAUAAGACUUAGAGAGAAGUACUAGUUAGAUUCUCCUGGAGGGCAUACAAUGCUACAAUUCAAUCAAAAGAAUUGAUACAAAGUUAAUGAAGUAGUCAUAAUAUAUAAAUAAUUUGAAAGAGUAUCAAAAAAUAGACUGUGAAAGAUUAUGUAAUCAGUCCACCACUGAUAUUACUAAACACCCAUUUACUUAUAUCAGUUUAAUGUAGAUUUAGCCCAUCGGUUACUUUUUGUAUUUGUAUUAAUUUCUUUAUUAUGACUGUUCUCCCCAUUCUCUAUUUCUUAAAUCCAUUUAGUAACAUUUUUUCGCCCUAAAAUAAAACCUUAUUUCUGGCACUCACAUUCACACUCCCUAUAGUCUAUCCCUCCAAGCAUCCGAACAUUUCUGGAGGUCACAUUUUGUAAUUAACCGCUUGCUGGAGAAGUCCCACCAGCGGUUGAUUAAGCAAUAGAAACUCUGACGGUUACACUUAAAAGCAGAAUGUCUGUCUGUGGGACCACCACCAGCACUCCUGAUGAUCCCGGCAACAGCCACCGGGUGAAACGUGCGUCAAGUGCAUACUUCUGGGUCUUUGAAGCUGGAGGUUCUCUACUUGUGAUGUGCACAUAACCUUAAUUGUACUCCUCCAACUCCGGACUACCUAGAUUUUAGGUUAAUUUGGGUAUUGGGGUAGGUCAUUCUCACUAAUUACGGGCAAUUUGUAUUUUGGGCCGGCUGUUAAAUAUGCAGGGAUUAGAAAGCUACUUUUUAGACAAUAACAGGGACCAGCCGACACGCGCACCGUUCCUAUCAUCCCUUACAUAAACUGAUAUACGUACGGCUAAAGUUUGGAAUCACUCCAAUCCUCUGCAAAAAGUAACUGAUGGGCUAAAUCUACAUUAAAUUGACAAUAGGUAUUUAGUAAUACCUAUUGUCAAUAUAAUUACAUAAUCAUUAUUUAUAUUGUCUACUUUUUUGAUACCUUUUCAAAAACUGUAUAUAUUUUUGGCUACUUUAUUAACUUUGUAUCAAUUGAUUUGAAUUGUAGCAUUGUAUGCCCUCCAGGACAAUCUAACUAGUACUUAUCUCUAAGUCUUAUAUUAAUAUUUUUUAUUUUUGAAUUAGACACUCUGCCGUUAGCAUUUUUUUCAUUCUAGACCUUUUUCUUUUCCCUUUCCCACAUAUUUCUAAUACUUCUAUUUUUAUAUAUCCACUUUAGGAUAUUUUUAACUAUAUCAAAUAAAGGUUAUGUUUUAGAAACUAAUAUGGUGACUCACCGCAUUCAAUUGUUUGUCUACUAAAGAUAUUAUGUUUAAGAAUUACAAUUUAACAAACAUAUACAACAAAUCUAAAAAAAAAAAAAAUAUAUCAAGUUGGAUAAGCCAAAGUGGUGGAGGGCUGUAAUUAAAGGAUGGGAAAGGGGAAGGGUUCGUUUCAGUUUCAGAUAUUUCAUCCUCAUGUAAUGGUUUCAUUUUCAAUCAGAUGUAACUUACUUUGAAGGUUUUUAUAUAUUGCUGGCAAGAAUAUGUACAUCACCGCAAUUAAUGUGGGUAGAACCAGGAAUGUACUUUGUUAGAUCUAUAAACCUGUGUCUGCUUUUAUUUCUAAUCUUGACAAAUCAGGACAUGGUGUGCAUAGCCUAUAUUCCAGUGUCCCUAAUUGGUGUUUUAACACUUGACAUUUUUUUCUUUUAUACCCUUCUGGCUCUCAGACUUUUAAUAUCCAAUUGAUCCAUCUAUUAAAUAUUUUUCUGUUUUGUUCUAGUAGGAAAUAGUAUUAAGCGAUAAACCUUAUUAAAAAUUGUUAAAAAAAUUUUUGUCAUGUUUACAGCAAACUGCCUCUUGGCUAAAUGGUAUCUAGAUUUGAAUUCAGUGGUGAAAACCUUUGUAAAAAGCAAUUUAGAUAGCUUUGAAUUUAGGGCAUUCAGCAACAUGUCAUUGGUUUCCAUGGGGACUGCUCCACUUUUAGUUUUGGCCUACUAAUGUUCAUGUAUAAUAAACCUCUAAUUUUUUUUUUCUUACAUUCAUUCUAAUUUGGUGUUUAUUUUUAUCCCUUCUCAAGCCCGCUGUUCGUAACAUGGAAGAUAGGACGUGAUAAAAGGUUGCGCGGAUGUAUAGGAACCUUUUCUGCCAUGAACCUGCAUUCUGGUCUCAGGGAGUACACACUUACCAGGUAAACCUUUAGAUAUUUGGUAACACAUACGCAUGAUCAGGAGUAAGAACAUAUUGUAUCUUAACUUGUGUGUUUGGGGGAAGUAUAUAUAACCUUGCAUUCCCCAAAUUUAUAAAAAUGUAUGCGCAUACAUUCUUUUAUCCCCAUGUUUACAGUGGAUGGAAUUUUGUUGAUAUCAGGUGAUCAUGGUGUAUGCACUAGUCAGAAAUGUGUGCUUUUGUAGCUUGUUCUCUCUUUUAAUAGUGUUCUUGACAAAAUCUCCUUUCUGGCCCCUUUGUUUCCAGUGUUGUUACCAAUCAAAAGAAAGCAAAAUUGGCAUAUUCCUUUAAACAUUUAAUUUUGUGUGCUCAGAAAGUGACUAUAAGCAUAAUAAUACAUACAAUAAUACAUCCCCAGGUAAAGUGUUGGGCAAAUAUUGAGAAUGUGUAGUGGAUUAAUAAAGUCUAUUUUAAAUCACUGGCCAGUAAGACUUGAUUUAAACAUGAUUUGUAAACUUAGGUCUUGCUGGUUUGUUAAAAUGUUAACAUUUGCAACCAGAUGAAGACAUAAUAUUUAGAAUAAUAACUUUUCAGACUAGUUUAACCGUUAUAUCAGACAUGCAUUUGUUAUAUGCCAUCAGAAAUACAUAGAUAAUGAUGAAAUCAUUGCAAGGUACACAAUCUCUGGUUUGAGUAAAAUUUCAAUUUAUUUUUUAAUAACAGCAAUAUAAAAUCUCUCUGUAUGUGCAGUUUCAUAUUUAAAAGCUGCAUAAACACACUCCAAGCACCAUGACCAUUUCAAAUCAUUGGAGUAACCCUUUAGGUAGGUUAUACAAGUAUACAUAAAUUUGCUGAAUAACAAUGGUAUUAAAGGACCAUUAUAGGCACCCAGACCACUUCAGCUGAAGUGGUCUGGGUGCCUGGUCCAGCUAUGUUUAACCCUUUUUUUCUAUAAACAUAGCAGUUUCAGAGAAACUGCUAUGUUCGGGUUAAUCCAGCCUCUAGUGGCUCUCAUUGACAGCCGCUAGAGGUGCAUGCGCAUUCAGCUGAGGAGGAGGGGAGUGCCCCGCCCGGCGCUGGAGAAAGAGGUAAGUUUAACCCCUUCUACCACCUAAAGCCUGACGGGAGGGGGACCCUGAGAGUGGGGGCACCCUCAGGGCACUAUAGUGCCAGGAAAACAAGUGUGUUUUCCUGGCACUAUAGUGGUCCUUUAAAGUGGCACUGUCACAGGCUGGGGACUUUGCAAAGACCUUCGACAGUGACAUCGCUGCUGGGGAUCCGGUGGGGGUGGGGUGGUAAAGGUGUGGCCAUCUUGAUUCGGUUGGUUUUCUUUGGAGCGGACAUCACUGCUAUACAGCAUUGAGGUCUAUGAAUGAUCCAGCGACACUGUGUGAUAUUCCAUAGACAUAGUUAAUUCACUGCAGCUGUCUGGAUUGACACUUAGACUCUGCUCUGUAUAUAGGAAAGCCAGGCGGAGGAGAAAUCAAGUAUUGCCUACUUCAUCUUUGUAUCUCUUGACUGGUUUGGAAUUUCAGUGAAAUUCCAACACAGUCAAAAUUAGUAUUGACAGUGCCACUUUAGGGGGUUUUUUUUUUUCUGUCCUUUGCUUACUAUAUAAUAUUUCACUGUAGAAAAAGUGCAUGUUAUCUCUGCUGAUAUAAAUUCAAUUUACUUAGAUUAAUAGAAUUAAUUUAGCAAAAAAGUCAGUGGCUUGCAAAAGUGACAUAUCUCUGAAGGAUUCCUCCCCUUCUAACCUUGACCAGGCUUUCUGUGACUGUCAAAUCAGACUUCUCUAUUCAGCUCAAUGAGAAGUCUUUGCAAGACAAGGCAGUUGCUGCCUCGAGUUUAGCUCCCCUGAGCUAACCAAACAAGGAAGAAACGGGAUCAGUUGUCUGACAGCCAGGGGGGUGUAAUAGGGUUAAUUCAUAAAAUUGCCAAUUUUUAUUUAAAUCUGCACUUUUUAAAAAAUGAAAGAAAAAAAAAUGAUAUACAUUCUUCAGUUUCCUGUGUUGUGCUUAGCUACAGUUAAAAACACGUUUAUAUAUAUAUAAAAUGUUAAACAAAAAUCCGCACACCAGUCAAGUCAUAAGACUUGCUUUUCCCACAGAAAUCACAAAUCUGCAGUGUUGUUACUACCGUAAAGGAUUCUGGGUGGGCUUAUGCAAAUUAGCUUAACAAAGAAUCACGUUUUUGCCUCAUUCCAUUUUAAAUAUGGAUUCCUUUAAGUCUGCGUUUGCUGUAUACAACAGCUUGGAACACAAUUUAGGAAUAGAUGCAAAACCAGUGAACCACUGAAACACAGAUUAAGUUGCAUACGCCCACCCAGAAUCCUUUGCGGUAGUAACAUCUCUGCAGAUUUGUGAUUUCUGUGGGAAAAGCAAGUCUUAUGGCUUGACUGGUGUACAGAUUUUUGUUUAACAUUGUAUUAACUAUCCACAGACUUCAGGUGGAAGGGGUUUCCAAUCACAGUUUUUCGCCACCAAUAAAUAAAUAUAUAGCAUAUAUAUUGUGUGUGUGUGUGUGUAUAAAUAUUUAUUUCUGAUGGGAUUAUGCUGUGUUUUCAGUGGGCAAUGAAGUGGACAAAAUCUAAAUAUAAAGUAGUAAUUUUUACUAAAUUGUCCUUGGCAUUGGUGAGAUUUUAUCAAUGCUGCUUUAGAAAGACAAGUGCCGGUGCAAGGAUUUUUGCCGCCCUAGGCAAAAAAUAAAUUGCUGCUCCAUCCACUCAUACAGACUGACGGAUGCACUGACACAUGCAGACAGAUUCAAACACACUGACCCAUGCAGUCUGACGGAGAGACACACACACGGAGGCACACACACACGGAGGCACACACACACGGAGGCACACACACACACACACUCUGACCCAUACCGACACACAGAUCAAUUGGGGGCGGCCAAACAAGCACUAAAGCCACUACCGGCGCCCCCCCUUAAGUGGCGCCAUAGGUGUCCGCCCAAUUAGCCUAUAGGAAUCGCCAGGCCCUGAGAGAGACUCUGUUGGCAACAGUGCAUUAUGGGUGAAGACUAUUUUGUUUAGAAUAUUAUUAAAAUGUGUUUUACAUAUAUGACCUUUAUUUCACUUUUUGGAUUUCUUUAGGACUUGCUCUUUAACCUCAAGCAGUGAUGACUAGAAAAAUUAGACAAUAUUUUUGCAGAUAACCAAAGAGUUAUUGCUCCACAUUUUUUAUAAUUACAAGCUCUGGAACAAGCAGCCCCUGGUACUUCCGUAGGUGUUUACUGCAUCCGUGGAUGUUUAAAUCUUGGGAGUUGUAAACCAUGGUAGCCAGGCACCAUAUGCUUUGCAUUUGGUACUUGUUAUUGUCUACAUAAAUAAAAAAAGUCCAGCUAUUUCUGUUGUGCCAAUGUUCAACAGAACAAUGUUCUGUAUCGGUUGCAAUGUUUAAAUGGGGCUUUUAAGUGUUGCCAACCUAAAUCCUUAAAAAAUAUAUCCAGGAAAUUGGGCUAAACCUGUGUAAAUUCCUCUAGGAAUUAUCUAGGUCAGCGAGGGCAAAUAUUUUCUGCCACCAUAUGCAAUUUUCUGCUUAAAUAAAGUAUCACUGCAUAAGACUAAGACUACUCCAGAGUGUACACACAGUGCAUGCUGCCAGUGCACACACCAACCACAGUUACUAAACCUGUUGCUCUCGGCCAGCACACGUUACACAGUCGCUAAACAUAUUACUCGGUCACCACAUGCACUUUACACGCAUUACUCAGUGGGUGCACACACCAGACACAUUCGCUACACCCAGCCGCGGCGCUCACUGCGCAUCCGCUACACCCGCCCGCGGCGCUCACUGCGCAUCCGCUACACCCGCCCGCGGCGCUCACUGCGCAUCCGCUACACCCGCCCGCGGCGCUCACUGCGCAUCCGCUACACCCGCCCGCGGCGCUCACUGCGCAUCCGCUACACCCAGCCGCGGCGCUCACUGCGCAUCCGCUACACCCGCCCGCGGCGCUCACUGCGCAUCCGCUACACCCGCCCGCGGCGCUCACUGCGCAGCCGCUACACCCGCCCGCGGCGCUCACUGCGCAUCCGCUACACCCAGCCGCGGAGCUCACCGCGCAUCCGCUACACCCGCCCGCGGCGCUCACCGCGCAGCCGCUACACCCGCCCGCGGCGCUCACCGCGCAGCCGCUACACCCGCCCGCGGCGCUCACCGCGCAGCCGCUACACCCAGCUGCGGCGCGCUGUGACAUUGGAAGAGUUUGAGAAAUAUUUAAGCUCCGCUGUAAUUUACCUCUGUUUUUCAUUUUGAUUUAAUGUCUAGGUCUAAGUGGGGUCCCCAUAUUUUCUAAUUUAGAGAUUUUGCUUCAGGACAAAUAGAUUGAGCUACUACUUUAGUCCCAUGGACAUACAGAUUUUUAAAUUCCAAUUUGUGCUUCCCCCUCUGUCUCCCUCCCCACCCCUAGGAAAAAAAAAAUAACUUCUUUCUAUAUAGUAAUGAAUGAAUAGAAAAAUAUUCAAUAAAAAUAUUUGGAUAAGGAAUGUAUAAAUACACAGUAACUGCAGGUAUUCGAGUCUUUAGAUGCUUCUGUAAAACUACUAUUCAAGAUGUGAAAUGAGAAAAUUAUUAUAAAUACAACAUAAAGAAUACUUUUAUGGGAACAUGCCAAAUCCCUAAAAUAUUUUAGGUUGCUGAAUUGCUUUAGGGGUUAACUGGUGUCCCCUCUUUCUCACGUUGGCACUUGAAGGCACUAAACAUCACAACCGCUUUAUUGACGUGAAAUGGUCUUGGUGCCAUACUUUCAACAAGUAUGUUUUGUGAGGUGUGAACAAAUGAAAUCAGAUGUAGAAAUAAACAUGCCUUCAUCCCUGUUUAAUCAUUUAUAUUUGUCAAUGUGAAUGAAACUAUGACAAAUUAUGUUUAAGUACUGUUGUGUUUUUUAAAGUGGUCUGAAGUUCUAAAAGGGGGUAGUCUCUGCAAACUAGUGGAACCCACAGGCAUUGAUGACUCCGUCCAUUUUCUAUGUUUGCACCAAUUUUCAAAGCAGACACUUUUUAUACAUAACCCUCCUUAACCCCUUAAGGACGUAGACAAUGGUCCAACUUCUGAAUCAAAACAAAACCUAGAUUUUGUUUUUUUCCACCAUAAUACAAAAUACCACUAAAGGCAACCAGACCACAUCAUUUCAAUGAAGUGGUCUGGGUGUAGUCAUCCUGUAGUUAUAACCCUGCAAUGUAAAAACAUUCCUUUACAGUACUUACUCAUGUCUAGUGGCUGUCUUCCAGAUAGCCACUGGUGGCGCUGCUGCAUUGCGAUUCCUAGUAAAACUCUAUUCUUAAUCAAAUGAUCCUCCUAGGGCAGCAUUUGAUUUGCGCCAUACAUGUACACCAGUUUCCCAAUGCUUUACUACGGGGAAGCGUUGGAUUGGCUGAGAUCAUCAAAAUUAAUGAUCUCCGUCAAAGAGGUGGGGCCGGAAACGAGGAGAGCAGCAUGGCGAGGGCAAUAAAGGUUAAUCACUCUAUAUGUAAUCUGAGGACAAGUUGAAAGCUAAACUGUUACAGAGUAUUAUAAUGUUAGGAAUACGGUUGGAUUCAUAAUGCUGUAGUGUUCCUUUCACGUUUGUUUUGUUUUUUAAUUUGAAGACCACUCGAAAAAAGAUUAACUUGUGAGUACGGAUUGUGAAAUUCCUCAUAUGUCUAAGAUCUAAUUACAUUUUUGUUACUUAAACACUAACUCUGUAACACUGCCCCUAACCUUAACUGUGCAUUAACUCAUACCUUAACCCUGCAACAAAACUUGACCUUAACCAACUCUUAUUCAUAGUGAUUUUCUGCUGACAUCAGCAGAGGAAUUUACCAACUCUCACAAUACAGAGCAAUUUGAGAGUCUCUACUGUGUGAUUGCAGCAUGAGAGGGAAAUCUCUCUCUCAUAUUACAGCCCCUGCAUGCUCACCCUGCCGAUCACACAAUGAUUGAUGCUGGGGAGCUGGCAAAGCCCAGCUCAGAUCACUGUCAGCAGGGGGGCAUGUGUGCAUGAAUUAAUUUAUACCUGGGUCUCCCUGGUACCAGCGGGUAUUGAACAUUCUCACACCAGAAUAGGGUGUUCCAUGCCAUCCUAAAAGUGUUAAUGCCAUUUGAAUGAAAAAAGUGGUCUUAACUGGUUAGUUUGCUAUGUUUUCCCUGUCUGAACUGGAUUAAGAUGUCAUUUUCUAACUCCCUAAUAUGUAUGUAAAAAGAACUCUGUAAAUUAAAAGGGUUGCCACAAGUUCUAGGUGAUUUUCAAUGUUUUAUUCAGUGUAAAUUCCAAAGAGGUGACAAUUACCUUUAACGGAGUUAUGUAUUUGGAUCCAGCAAAUAAGUAUGCUUUGUAUACGAACAAAACGGCUUCUAUGUAAUCCGAGGCAGACUGUUAUAUUUGGAAACACAAUAUCUUGUUUGGCAUUUAACGAAAUGGCGAUGCCUGUUCUGUUGCUUUCCAGCUACCUUAGAAGGGAACUCCAUACUGAAAUUUGUUUUGAAAAGACUUUACAAAUAAUUGAAUGCAAUAAAAUCUUCGAAUAGGUUACUGCAAUCAGUUAAUAAAUAGAAACCAGAAGGAAUCUAUUCCUGCAAACCUUUAUUCAUUGCAGCUUGGUGUUUCUAGGAAGCCAUCCCCACAAACCUUUAUUCACUGCAGCUUGGUGUUGCUAGGAGCUAUCCCCACAAACCUUUGUUCACUGCAGCUUGGUGUUGCUAGGAAGCUAUCCCCACAAACCUUUGUUCACUGCAGCUUGGUGUUGCUUGGAGCUAUCCCCGCAAACCUUUGUUCACUGCAGCUUGGUGUUGCUUGGAGCUAUCCCCACAAACCUUUAUUCACUGCAGCUUGGUGUUGCUUGGAGCUAUCCCCGCAAACCUUUAUUCACUGCAGCUUGGUGUUGCUAGGAGCUAUCCCCGCAAACCUUUAUUCACUGCAGCUUGGUGUUGCUUGGAGCUAUCCCCGCAAACCUUUAUUCACUGCAGCUUGGUGUUGCUAGGAGCUAUCCCUGCAAACCUUUAUUCACUGCAGCUUGGUGUUGCUAGGAAUCUAUCCCCGCAAACCUUUAUUCACUGCAGCUUGGUGUUGCUAGGAGCUAUCCCCGCAAACCUUUAUUCACUGCAGCUUGGUAUUGCUAGGAGCUAUCCCCGCAAACCUUUAUUCACUGUAGCUUGGUGUUGCUAGGAGCUAUUCUCGCAAACAUUUAUUCACUGCAGUUUGGUGUUGCCAGGAGCUAUCCCCGCAAACCUUUUAAAUUCUUUGUUUGCUUCUUGAUCUGCUUCAUCCAGACUCCACUGCCUUCCCCCAAAAUUAUUUGAGGGAAUAUUCCUUCCCCAUUCAGCCAUCUACCUAUACCGUAUUAUGCAAAACAAUCUCCUAUACCUGCAGGAGCUGUGCUGUUUACAUGCUCACACCUCCUUUCUUGAUCCAGUCAGAACUAUGCUAUUGAAUCUGGUAUGUAGCCCUGCUGUGCAUGCUCACAGCACACACACCUCUUACAAACGCAGGAGGCAAAUCGGCACAGUGGGAGCAGACAGUCCAAGCUGCCAACUCCAGUUUACGCACCAUGUAUUUUGACAUGCUUUGCGCUUCAUUUCAUGGAUUUACUAAAUUUUAGGCCAAGCUGGUAGAAAACUGCAAGUUGUGAGUCUGCUUGCUGCAAGAGUACACCGGUUAUGAACAUUUUGUACAUAUAAAUGGUAUAAUUUCUGAAGCUGCACAACUCAAAAAUCCACCUUCUUUUAUUUAUUUUUUACACAAUCGUAGAUACUUCAUAAAGGGCUUGUGUAGGUGAUCCAUGAUCCCGUGUUUGCCAUGCAUUAUAGUGUUAAUGCAGAACAUUUUCAAAAAGAUACUUUGAAAGAUCAAAGAACGCUAAUGACAGUCCUUCCACACUAGUUAGAAAUCAUCUUUUUGGGAGUGUCUUAUUCUGACUGUCCUCUUUUGCUGUUUUUUUAAGAUAAUUGUUUUGGUGCUUUGUGUCCCCUUAAUAGAGAUAACAGAUGACCUGCCCCCUUCCUUUAAAGGCACCUGUAAUCGUGCUGAGUACAUGGAGGUAGUCUUGUGAGUGUUAAAGGACACUAAAGUCACCAGAUCAACUAUAGCUUAAAGUACUUGUUCUUGUGAGUGUUCUUGUAGUGCAGGCUUUUUGCAGUAAACAUUAAUUGAAAAGGGCAGUGUUUACAUUACAGCCUAGGGACACCUCCAGUGGCCAUUCCUCAUAUGGCUACUAGAGGUGCUUCCUGAAGCAGUGCUGGACAUGUGUGUGUAUGUAUGUAUGUAUGUAUAUAUAUGUAUAUAUAUGUAUAUGUAUAUAUGUAUAUAUAUGUAUAUGUAUAUAUAUGUAUAUGUAUAUAUAUGUAUAUGUAUAUGUAUGUAUAUGUAUAUGUAUAUAUAUGUAUAUGUAUAUGUAUAUAUAUGUAUAUGUAUGUAUAUAUAUAUGUGUAUAUAUAUGUAUGUAUAUGUAUGUGUAUAUAUAUGUAUAUAUAUGUAUGUGUAUAUGUAUGUAUGUAUGUGUAUGUGUGUAUAUAUAUAUAUAUAUAUAUAUAUAUAUAUAUAUAUAUAUAUAUAUAUAUAUAUAUAUAUAUAUAUAUAUAUGCAUGCGCAGUGAGGCUAGAUAGUGUUUUUGACACUUUUUAGAGUCAGGAAUACAUGUUUGUGUUCCUAACACUGUAGUGUUCGUUUAAAGGAAAGUAGACUUUUGAUGGCACUGACCUCUCUUCUUUGCAUCAUAUCAAACUCAAGCACAUGAUUUGACACACUAUACAAUUUGCUGCUGACUUCAGCACAGUGUAUGUUAGGCAGUGAGGAAUGUUAGGAUGUGUUGCUAAGGCCAUAGACCUCAAACUUGCCUCCAGCCCACACUAAGCUGUCAUUGCAUUGAUAUGCUCCGCACAGAUGACAGCAGUGUCAGACAUUUAAACUGCAUUCAGGGUUUAAAGAAAAUCACUCCAUGUAUUGGUGGGGAUAUGGUGAACUACACAAACUACACACAUGCUUGAUGAAGGUCCUAUGGGUAGUCCUGAAACACAUGCAGAGAAAAAAAAAUCACAACAUUUUUUCAUCUAUAGACUGCAACAAGUCCAUUGAGUGCCAGAUAUUUGGUUCCAGAGAGAGAACCUGUGAGUUUGAUGUUGAGCACUGGAUCUUCAGAGAUAGUGUAAUUGUGUUUUAAAAAAACCACCCUGGCAAAAUGAGGAUUUAGUUUGUGUAUAUGAUCAUACAUUGCUUAAGUCAGUCAACAAUAAUGUGCAUUUAGAUAGUGAGUGCGUGUGUUGGAUACACAUUUACAUAGAUUUGUAUCACCCGUUGCCCAGGACAUACUGUUCCAGGUGCCAUACAGGGAGUUUAGCCCUGCUGCCAGCAAGUGGCAGAGUUGCUAUUGAGAGGAAGUAGUGUGUGAGCACUAUACUUUCAGCACUUGCAGACUUCAACCUGUGAUUAGAGUAAGAGAUGCAGCAGUACACACCAGACACACACAAUAUACAGUCGGCGUACACAUGUUUUCGCAUUAUUUUUUACCCAUGUCUUUUGGAACAGUAUCUAGGGGUGUUUUUUUUUUUUUUUGUAUAUAUAUUAUAUACAUAUCAACGUAAAGGCAAGGUGCCUUUACACAGUGAAAACAAUGCACACUUAAAAUUUGGUGGAGUAAGGUUAGUGCUCACUGAUGGACCAGAUCAAGCCAUGACAAUGGACAGACAGGGAGCCUGGGGAAGAGUGGAAUAAAGGGAAGGGUGAGCAGGAAGAACUGUUGAAAUAACAGGGUAUGAUCACAACUGUUCUUUCAAUUGUUUUAGUGCAAACUGACACAUUUGUGGUUUGUCUGUGGAAAUCUAUUUUCUGUGAAAAAAUGUCUAAUGGAAGUUUACCUUUUUAGUAAGGAAACGUGUUCAUGUGGUAGUUAAACCUUUAAAUCAAAACUUUGGACUGCUCCUUCUAGUAAGCCUGUUAACUGAUUAUCUUUAUUGCCCUCCUGUUAGCUGCUAAGGUAAGAGGCAAUCAAACUAUAUAGAGCAUUUAUGAAUGCAUAUUAAUUUGCAGAAAAUGGUACACUGAUUACUACUUUUUAGAUGUGUUAAUUUAAAUUUCACUUUUUUGCUUUCUUUCCCCCCGCUGCUAAUGGUCUUGGGACUAAACUGAUCUCUACCAGAUGUGACAAUUUUUUUUUCUGUGUUAAGUUUGUCACCCAUUCUUUCAUGGUACCUGCUACAUCUGAAAUGUCUCUUUUUGCAGUGCCCUUAAAGAUAGCCGUUUUCCCCCUAUGACGAGGGAUGAGCUGCCACGGUUAUUCUGCUCAGUGUCUCUGCUUACAAACUUUGAAGAUGUAUGUGAUUACUUGGACUGGGAGGUAAGAUGGUCUGAUGUCUCACUGGCUUCAUCAGUGCAAAUGGCAAAAGUCUUCAAAGUGCUUUAAAAUAUUUGUUUUAUUCGUCUUAUGAUUCUUUUGCUAUUUGAAAGCAGAGUAUGUUUUGUACAACAGGUUCAUUUCUGAUCUUAAAUUGCUUUUUAGGUGGAUUUAUUUAUUAUACUGUAGUUGCCAACCAAAAAUAUUUUUUAUAGCGCAUACAGAUUUCUGAUUUACAUUUUUUUUUUUAACACAUGUACAUGGUAUGUUGAAAAGAAAAUGGAUCAAACACUUGAUGAUCAAGUUUAAAUACAGUGUAAACAGAAUUGGGUAGUUAACUAUAAAUAUUUAGUCGGAAAUAAAAACAAAUUGAGAUUUUGCACCUAAUAUUUUACUCCUGCAUACAUUACAAGCUAGAAGCUUUGUAAGCAGUAAUCUUAAACAAAGUUUAGACAUUUUGAAAGAUAACUUUUCCAUUUCUCAUUAGACAAUGGACUCAGAAGAGCAGGCUCUUGAUUGCAGCACUUCUUGUUUUAACAUUUGAUUAUCUUCAUGUCCACCUACUUUUGUACGCCCUCCACCAACUUAUUUGAGGUAUCUUGUCCUUAAAAUGUUUCUGUAAUCUGUCACAGCUGAUUGCUGCGGCUAUGUUUACUUUAAAAAGUGGCUAAUCUAAUCACAGCUCUUUGGGCAUACUCUUUUAUGUGAAGAUUACUAACUUUUCCUCUUCUGAUUACGAACCAAUUUUAUAUGACUGCCUAAAUACGGUGUGAUUUACUUGACAUCUAGUGGGCAGGUUAUAGGCCUUAGUUUCUGGAUAUGCAUACAACCCUGACCUAACUUAAUUGCCUACCUUACUGCAUAUAUUUUGAAUGGUUUCUGUCGCUCCCAAAAGAAAACCCACUCUAAAAAGAUAUUAACAAUAAGCUGUUUGCAGUGAGUCAUAUAUUCUAUAGACAGGACGUGCUGGUAAAAGUGGAAUGUCUCUGUGGUUAACAAUUGAGUUUUGCAGGACAAUGACUUAAUGCCUGGAUAUUACAGAAUCUGCAUACACCACUUACCUUUCAGACACUUACUACUGCUACAUCUCUCACUCUUGCUCUGUCUCGAUGUAUAUUUGUUAUGGAUUUCAUUUAUACCACCCUUGCAGGUAUGCUUUGUGUGAAUGUAUAUAUGAAAAUAAACAGUGGUAGUCCACAUUCCUAAAACAAAAAUCAUGUUUGAAGGAUUAAAAUCAUAUUCAUUAACUCAGUACAAGUGCAGUGAGUUUUGUGCUGAAUUCACCAUUGAGUCUUGCUCCAACUGUUUCCCCUAUUUUUAUUUAUGAAUAAAAGUAUUUGCAAACUUUUAUGCUACCCUCUCCCCAUCAUUACAGAUCUGCCUUAAUUUUAUUCCAGUUUUCCCUUCCCUUAUAGUGAACCUAUCAUGACCUAUAUAGGUUUGCAGUUUUCUAACCAUCUGGCUUGACUCAUGUUAUAUAAUGGAGUGGUUUCCUUAACGCGAUUAAAAUACCAUAUUUAAUGUAUUUGAAUUAUCGCUGUGUCCUGCUGAGAGCAUCAGUCCUGUUUUCAGUAGGUAUUACAUUUGCUGUGAGACACUUCUCUCCAGCAAUACCCCUGUUUGUGAAGGACAGAGUAUAUUUUGGCUUUAUGGUAUACAAAUAAAACUUGUGUUCUCUAAAUUCUCAGUUAGCCUGUCUAAAGCUCCUGCAAUAAAUCAUUCUGUUACUCUCUCUCCACAGUGCCUGCUCCUUGCAGGCAUUGCUUUCCCUUAGACUGAAGAUAAGCAGAAGAGAGGGUUUUCCUGAUUACAGAGAUGCAAAGCACAGUCUUCUUAUAUCUGUGCCAGUUGGCACAGUCUGAAUUGCCUGGCAUGGCUGUUUUUAAUCUAAUUUUAGAGAAAUAGAAACAUUUGCUAGUAAUUCUGCAACCACAAUGUAAAGAUUAAAUUUGAUUCCCUAUAAUUUAAGAUAAAGUUGUUUUUGUCAUGCGAUAUACCUUCUUUAUCCAGUGAGAGAUCUGAUUGCAGUCCUGGGGUCAAGAAGGAAUUUUCCCCCUAGUUUGUUUGCAAAAUUGGAAGCGCUUCAAACUGCGGUGUUUUUUUUUUUGUUUUUUUUUUGGGUUUUUUUGCUUUCUGUUGGAUCAACAGCAAGAACAGAUGUAAGAGAAGCUGAACUUGAUGGACAUGUCUCUUUUCAGCAAUAUACCAUUUUAAUUUUAGCUCACAUCUACUCCCACCUUCUUUCAUUCUAGUUUCCACCCUUUAAUGGCCACUUCUAUUCACUCCUUAAUUUGGGUUGCGAGCUCUUGUGUUUUGGAGACAGGUAGUGAUCUUCUUAUGUAUCUGUAGGGGUCUUCCAUUACUGACUACAUUAAGAGUCCUUGCUUAACUGGGCUGCAGGAUGACUUAUUUUCUUACACUGUCGUUAAAGGAACACUAUAGUCACCUAAAUUACUUUAGCUAAAUAAAGCAGUUUUAGUGUAUAGAUCAUUCCCCUGCAAUUUCACUGCUCAAUUCACUGUCAUUUAGGAGUGAAAUCACUUUGUUUCUGUUUAUGCAGCCCUAGCCACACCUCUCCUGGCUAUGAUUGACAGAGCCUGCAUGAAAAAAAAAAAACUGGUUUCACUUUCAAACAGAUGUAAUUUACCUAAAAUAAUUGUAUCUCAAUCUCUAAAUUGAACUUUAAUCACAUACUGGAGGCUCUUGCAGGGUCUAGCAAGCUAUUAACAUAGGGAACAAGAAAAUCUUAAUUAAACAGAACUUCCAAUAAAGAAAGCCCAAAUAGAGCUCUCUUUACAGGAAGUGUUUAUGGAAGACUGUGCAAGUCACAUGCAGGGAGGUGUGACUAGGGCUCAUAAAGAAAGGGAUUUAACUCCUAAAUGGCAGAGGAUUGAGCAGUGAGGCUGCAGGGGCAUGUUCUAUACACCAAAACUGCUUCAUUAAGCUAAAGUUGUUCAGGUGACUGUAGUGUUCCUUUAACCCUAAAUGUCUGUUAUACAAGUCUGCAUCAGAUCAAGUUAUGUAUUACAGCAGACACAAACUGCACACAGCACUCGAUCAAAGCUCAGAGGUGAGCUUUCUGUACAUUUUUCUCAGGUUUUAGUUGGUGCAAAAUUGUUGGCUUUUUUUUGGGGGGGGGGGCUAUUUUGUUGGACCAUAGGAUAGAUGCAGGUGGGUCAAGAGUUUGGGUCCUGUUAUAUAAACCUAAAAAGCACAAUUUGUGUUACCUGUGAUUUUCUAAUGCAAAUGAAGGUGGCUCACUUGACAUAACUUAAAUUCCCCCCAAAAAGCACUGCCAAAUAAGUAUGCUACUAGAAGGGACAAGAACAUAUUAAUGCCUGUUAAAACUGUUCUUCAAAGUCUCUACAUUGCAUUGGCAACUGCUUCAACAAUGCCAUGAAUUUGGCAACGUUUCAUCCAUUAUUUUUUUUUUUUUUUUAAAGCUCACUUAGGUGAGCAAAAUAUUUAAGUUUAUACAACCAUUUCCAAUAAAAAGCUACUCGGUUGUCCUAUUUGCCAUGAAUUAGUUUAGACGUAUAAUUGCUACUGCGUGUAUGAAUGGUAUUGGGCUCUCUUUGUCUUAGAUUUAAAGGGACACUAUAGUGACUAGAGCAACUACAGCUUAAUGUAGUUGUUCUGGUGAGUAUAGUCAGUCCCUGCAAGCUUUUUGCUGUAAACCCUGUAUUCUCAGAGAAAAGGCAGUGUUUACAUUACAGCCUGGGGACACCUCCAUUUGUCACUCCUCAGAUGGCUACUAGAGGUGCUUCCUGGGGCAGUGCUGCACAGACUUUAAGUGUCUCCACUCUCUGCAUGGAGACACUGAACUUCCCUCACGAAGAUACAUUGAUUCAAUGCACCUCUGAGGAGAUGCUGAUACCCCAGGGUGGCUUUUGUCUCUGCCUUGAUGAGAUCAUCAGAAUUGACAAUCUCAGCCAAUUCAAUGCUUUCCUGUGGUAAAUUUUGCAUCCAACUUUGCAACAAACUAGAGAAAAUACUUCUUGACCCCCAGAAUAACAGUCAGAUCUUUCCUUUGAUCAAGAAGCUGUUACCCCACUUAUUAAAAAUUAUAUCCCUGAAUAUUAUGUUUUUGCAAGUAUUCAUCCAGUUUCUGGUUAAACAUCUGUACAAACUCUGAUAAAACCACCUCUUCAAGCAGGGAAUUCUAAAAAGCCAUCCUUUGCUUUGGUCUAAAUCUAUUUUCUUCCAGUCUAAAUGCAUGACCUUGCCUAAGAGAGUCCUGUUUACGCAUAGAUUUUCAGACAAUGGUUUGUAUUGGCCCCCGAAUAUAUUUGUAUAAUUCUGUCAUGUCCCCGCUGAGGCAAUGUUUUUCUAAACUAAAUAGAUUAAAAUUUGUUAAUCUUUCCUCAUAACUAAAAUUGCCCAGUAUAUUCAAGGUGUGGUCUUAUCAUUAAUUUAUAAACUGGCAAAAUUGUAUUUUCAUCUGAAGAAUUAAUGCGCCCUUUUAUACAUGGCAAUACCUUACUGGCCAUGGCAACUGCUGAUGGACAUGGCACAUUGCCUAUUUUUUUUGUUUGUUUAUAAAUAUUCCCAAAUUAUUCUUGUUUGUUUGUUAUCCCUAAUUCACUACCUUUUUAGGGUGUAAAUUGUUGGUGCAUUCUUUACCCGAAGUACAAACCUUUGCAUUUAUUUACAUUAAAUGUAAUCUGCUAUUUGAGUGCCCAGUCCUCCAAACUAGCUAAGUCACUCUGCAGCAAAGUAAUAAACUGCUCAUAUUGUAUUAUGUAACAGUUUUGUUCAUUCUACAAACCCUGAAACAUGAUUUCCAGUGCCUAUUUCAAGAACCCUUAUAAAUAUGUGAAAUAGAAGUGGUCCCAGAACAGAACCCAGAGGGACACCACCUUCCUCCAAUCCUCUGGUAAAAUUUCUGAAAGAAAAGAAUCCUGAAAGAUUAAAAACAGAAAAUCACUUAUCACCACUUGGCCAUGGGACUUUGUUUACAUUAAUGGGACACUGUAGUCACCAAAUAAACUUAAGCUUAAUGAAACGGUUUUGGUGCAUAGUGCAAUCUCACUGCUCAUUUAUCUGCCAUUUGGGAGUCAAAUAACUAGCUACGGUUGUUUGUGGCCUACAGUGUCCCUUUAACUUUCUUUAGUUGCUGUAGAACCAUGUUGCUUUAGUUGCUGUAGAACUCAGUUGUUUUCCUGACACAUUAGCUCCAUCCUCUGGACCAGGGAUAGGCAACCUUCCGCACUCCGGAUGUUGUGGACUACACCCCCAUAAUGCUCUCACACCCAAAAUGCUAGCAGAGCAUCAUGGGAGGUGUAGUCCAAAACAUCUGGAAUGCCGAAGGUUGUCUAUGCCUGCUCCAGACUGUAAGCUCGUUUGAGCAGGGUCCUCAUCAGCCUAUUGUUCCUGUGUGACUGUUUAAUUGCCUCAUUUAUUGUAAAUUCUCCCCCCCCGCCCCCCCCUUCCCCUUCAUAAUAUUGUAAAGAACUGUGGAAUUAGUUGGUGCUAUAUAAAUACCAACAAUAAUAAUAAUAAUAAUAUAGUGGCCUCCAUCCCCCCACAGUGCAGAAAGUGUUAAAAACUCCUCCUCUUGCAUUAUGAUUUCCACAUAGGAAAGCAUUAUACUGCCUAACAUCCUGGAAGUCCCUCUAGUGGCAGACGGUAGAUGUGGAGUUACCCCACAAAGCUAAUUAUUGCAGUUUAUUAAAAAAAAAACUGCCAUCAUUAGCUUUGCAGGAUUAAGGGUGCUAGAGCAGGGAGUUAUUUGAUUGGAAAGAUUCUAAUUGUAGUUUUGGAAAUGUCGGUCUGGACCAAUUCAGGAGUCAUCAUAUAGGGAGGUGACCUCAUAACAGUUUGCCUAUAAUUGUACAAUAUUUGACCGAAAUCAACUAUCACUGAAGCUUUUUUUUUUGGCUGUGUUAAAAGAACCACUACAGUGCCAGGAAAACAAACUUGUUUUCCUGGCACUAUAGUAUUAAUAGGUCCCCCCCCUCCCGCCGGGCUCAAGAGGGGCUAAGGGGUUAAAAUCUUACCUUUCUCCAGCACCGGGCUCCUUCGGCGCUAGGGACUCUCCUCCUCCUUCCAACGUCAUCGGCUGAAUGCGCAUGCGCGGCAAGAGCCGCACGCGCAUUCAGUCAGUCCAUAGGAACGCAUUUCUCAAUGCUUUCCUAUGGACGCUGGUGUCUUCUCACUGUGAUUUUUACAGUGAGAAGCGCAGAAGUGCCUCUAGCGGCUAUAAAUGAGACAGCCACUAGAGGCUGGAUUAACCCAUAUGUAAACAUAGCAGUUUCUCUGAAACUGCUAUGUUUACAGCAGCCAGGGCUGACCCUAGAUUGACCUGGCACCCAGAUCACUUCAUUGAGCUGAAGUGGUCUGGGUGCCUAUAAUGGUCCUUUAAUGAACAAAAAAAAUCAGAGGUAGUGGAUUCCCUUUGCAGUCCUAAUUUGUGGUUGCUGCACAAUUAAACACUAGCUUUAGGAAUGCAAACCUGUAAUCCUAUUGUCAGUGUCCUAGUACCUGGUUAGUUUUGCCUUUUCUCCAAUGCUUUGACUUCCUUGACCAUGCCUACUCCCACAACGUCUAGCUCUCCACUUGAUGGUCCAGUCCAACCCAAUGUGGAGCAUUGGGGGCUGAUGUGAUUGUGCAAUGAGCACUGCACACUUUCAAAUGCUUGUCAUAGGAAAGCUUUGAAUUCAGUACUUUCCAAUGAGCUGCAUGAUCACAUGACUGUUUCGAUUGGACGUUGUAAAGGAAUUAUUUCUAUUGUAUGUCAGACUGCCUCUAGAGGCAAAACUACAGGACCCCUGCACCCAGACCACUUUCUUGAGAUGAAGUAGACUGGGUGACUUUAGUGGUGUUUUAAGCAAGGUUAGGGUGAGGUACUAGCAAGUUUUUGUUUUUUGUUUUUUUGUACCACCAAACAAAUCUAAUUGUUUCUAAAAGUAUAAUUUUGCUGACAUAAUCGUAUUCCUGGAAUCUGGAUAGAUUUAGUCUAAUCUUGUCCGUUAUGAGGUAGACUAGAUGCUUUCUUAUUUUUGGUUUUGUGAAUAUCUCUAGCUAUGCACUUCCAGUGUACUUGCUCUAUUUGUACACUUUCUGUAUUCAGUUGGAAUUUCGUUUUAUGAAGUACACGGUAUUUGACAACAUUUACACGGCCUUCCUUUUGAUUAAACGUUGGAUUAACUUGCACCAACUAUAACACUUUAGUCUGUAUAAUAUUGUCUAGUUUCUUUAAAAUGUACUAUUGCUGAGUUCCCUGUGACCACUUCAGUUAUUUUCAGUCCUCUGUGAUGAGCUUUGCACCUACCUCUUUGUACUGUAGUAUAUGUUACAUGAAUUCUGAUUGUAGUGAUUUGCAGUUGCUGAUUGGAAGUCCCCCGGGUGCAAAUGUGUGCAGUUCUUAGUCAUAUGAUUGCUGUGGCAGCUGAUCACUAAGCAGUCUCAUGUAAAAAGUGGAUGUCAGCAGUACUUAUUUACUUUUGUUCUACUUUUGAUUAAUAGAUAACACGACACACUCUUCUACGAGCUCAUUAAAAAAAAUUAUUUUUAGGAAUCGGUUGUUACAUGCUACCUUGCUCCAAAACUGCAAAAGAAACACAAGCUGUAGCCUACCUGUUAACUCAUGUAUUGUGUAAUUAUCACUUGAAAGAACUAAGCCCCAAAACAACUUAAUUUGUCUGAAGUGGUUAUAUUGAAAAAACCUCUCCCUGCAGCCUUAAAAAAAUAAAAAAAAAAUUAAAAAACCUAAUACCAGAGAUGGAUAACUUUCCUCCUCCUCUGUAUAAGAUCCCCUGGGCUGACCAUCAGCUGAAAUACUCUUCCAGCCUGACACUAUCUGUUUUUUGUAGUGUCCACACAGAUGUAUGCUUUCUGUACAUCUAAAGCAUCCUAAAUGCCUUGGACAGGCUGAAAAAGUGUAAUUAUUUUUACAUUUUUUUUAACCUCUACUCUUCCUGGUUGAGUUUAGAGAAACACAUACCACUCUGUCUGGAGUUUCUAUCAUGAAAUGUUGUGCAAGAAUUUCUCUGCCUCUGUUUGGGCUAAAACUCAUGUCAUGCUUAGUGAGAUUGUGACUUGGUGAGACUGGUGCGAGUUUACUAGUUGGCGUGGAAUACUAUGGCAACCCCAGCCUGUUUAAAAUCUAUAGAGAAACUGAGGGCUUGCCUGCACACACACCUAUUAUACUGUAUAAACGUAUGUAGGCUUAUGUCAACUCACAACUUAACCAUAAUAUUACGAACUGUUGCUAUUAUGUCAUAGAAGAGGCUACGCUACUACAAUACAUAUUGUUUACUACUCGACUUAACUGUGUGUGUGUGUGUGUGUAUAUAUAUAUAUAUAUAUAUAUAUAUUUAUUUAAUACAAUGCUAAACAAAAAUCUGCACACCAGUCAAGCCAUAAGACUUGCUUUUCCCACAGAAAUCCCAAAUCAGCAGUGAUAUAAAAACAUGUGCUAGAAUUUUCUUGUACCUUUACGCUACAAUGUUUGAAAUGUGCUAGAGGAUUGCCUUUGGGGUACCUCACAAGCAACUGUUUUAAACUUACGCACUACAAAAAUAAAGAAAUUAAAAAAAAAUAUAUAAAAAAAAAAAUAUAUAUAUAUAUAUAUAUAUAUAUAUAUAUAUAUAUAUAUAUAUAUAUAUAUAUAUAUAUAUAUAUAUAUAUAUAUAUAUAUAUACAUAUAUACAGUACAGUGGGAUAGUGAGGCAACUAUUAACCUAAAUCAACCUUAUCCGAUGGUCCUCUCAAUAAAACCAACAAACAUACAUAAGAGUAUGCACACCAAACCAAGUCUACAUAAGAAACUAAUAGUAGUUGUCAUCUCAUAAAACGACACGUAUCUAAACUUUGGACUGAAUUUUGUCUCCCGUGUUUAUGUAUGAGAUCAUUUAAUGAGACAGCACCCAGCACUUCUUCGUUUAUUCCAGUGGACAGUUCUGCAGCUACUGAAAUGUGAGUUGUUAUGGCUUAUGAAAUAUUGGGCAUAGUUUUGCUUUAAAUCCAUAAGUGCACUAAGCCUCUGAAAUAUUUUAUCACAUCGCCUAAAUGUUAUGCAAGAAUGGUCAUUUUUUUUUUUUUUUUGCAGUGCUACCUGACUUCCAGUGGCAGUCAGUGAAUACAGUCACUAGUGGCGUUUCUACAAAAUACGAAUAGACUUCACUAUUUCAAUCUGAUGGUUGCAGAGCUAUGUGGCUUUUUGCAUGCACACUAGUCUCCCAAUGCUUUCCUACAAGAAUGCAUUGGAUUGGCUGGGAUCAUUUAUCGAUCUUGGCCAAAGAGGGGAGAGCUGCAUGCUGGAAACCACUAAUUCCAGGAAGAACCUCCCCCCAAGUUCACAUCAGUCUCGUGUGGGGCAUAGUUACCCAAAUACCCUCUGCACCAUAACCACUGUAAUGAGCGUUAGCGAAACAAUCCUUAAACACUGCAUUAGUUUCUGUCAACUCCUCACACCAUGCACAGGUUUAUGUCGUCCCUCACACCACCACCAUCUCCACUGCCACUUUAUUUUACCCUUGCAAGCUUAAAAGGAACUUAACAUGUAUAUUACAUGACACUUACCAUGGUCGUCUUGUGCAGAAAAUGUUGGUAGAAAGAGCAUAUUCUAACUGUGUAUUUUUUUAAUAUUUGUAUGACCCCUUAACUGCAUGUGUUCAUGCAACAUAGUUGCUAAUGUCACUUGGCAUCAUGAUCUGAUAGCAGGUGGUUAUACAGACAUGGUUUGUCUCACUGUCUCUAUUCCUUGGGGAUAUUUAACAACCACUUAAUGUUUCUCUACCUUAAUUGAUGUGCUUUGAUAUAUAUAUAUAUAUAUAUAUACACACACUCCUUGAUUUUUAUGUCAGUGAAUGCAAGUUUGGUGUUUAUGUUGCUCACUAGCUAGUUCCUCUGAUACCUGCGGAGGAAGUUGGCCCCCCUGCAAAAGUUGAAGGGUGGGUAAACCAAUAUAUAAAAAGUCUUGCAUUGCUGCUCACUCUCUCACCUUGUCAUUUCCUGGUUUCCAGGAUUUUUUGGAACUCUGGUGCUGGGAUAUGUAGGUUAAUAUUGGUCUGCGUUAUGGAAUAGUCUUUUGAAUACAGUAAUUGAUUUAAUGUUUUGUCUUUUUUAUAUUGUACCAUUUCCCCCUGAAAAUAAGACAAAAUAAGCCAUAGCUCGGAUGAUGCUCUUAAUAUAAGCCCUAUCCUGACAAUAAGCCCUAGUUGCUAGCCCGCUAAUCUGUUCGGGAAAUUUUCCCCAAACAUAGAUUUGCGGGACUCCAUGAGCUAGUAAACUGGUCUGUUUGUGGGGUGGGGGGGGGAGGGGGGGGGAAUUCUCCCAAAUGUACACCUUCUUUCUAGCACAUGCUUGCUACCGUUCCCCCCUGAAAUACGACAUCACCCAAAAAUAAGUCCUAGUUGCUUUUUCUGGGGUGAAAUUAAUAUAGUACCCGGUGAAAGACAGUAGAUAUUUGAACAAAAUGAUAGCAUGAUUAGUAGGGAAAUGUAAUUUGAAAACUUAAAGGAUUGCAUUUUUUUUUUUUUUUUUUAAAUGAAAUCAUUUAAAUAUAUUUUACGUUGAACUCUUAUUAUUUAAUGUGGAACAAUGUAUGUAUAUGACUCCAGUCUUUUUAGAAAAUUAAAUCUUUUCAGAAGUGCAUAUACAGUGGCGUACAUUCCGGGGUCACCAGGGGGCCCGGCCGCCACUGCAACCCGGUAUGUACCCACUGGGACCAGUCUCUUCUCCUGGGAGGCCCACGAGGGGGCCCCCCAAGGCUGGCCCUGCUGUCACCCCCACUGCCGGUCCUGCGGGCGCGCGAGGUUGCUGAAGAGGAGUGUGUGUGCGCUAGUGAGUGUCAGUGAGUGUGUGUGUGCUAGUGAGUGUCAGUGAGUGUGUGUGUGCUAGUGAGUGUCAGUGAGUGUGUGUGUGCUAGUGAGUGUCAGUGAGUGUGUGUGUGCUAGUGAGUGUCAGUGAGUGUGUGUGUGCUAGUGAGUGUCAGUGAGUGUGUGUGUGCUAGUGAGUGUCAGUGAGUGAGUGUCAGUGUGCUAGUGAGUGAGUGUGUGUGUGCUAGUGAGUGUCAGUGAGUGUGUGAGUGUGCUAGUGAGUGUCAGUGAGUGUGUGUGUGCUAGUGAGUGUCAGUGAGUGUGUGUGUGCUAGUGAGUGUCAGUGAGUGUGUGUGUGCUAGUGAGUGUCAGUGAGUGUGUGUGUGCUAGUGAGUGUCAGUGAGUGUGCUAGUGAGUGUCAGUGAGUGUGUGUGUGCUAGUGAGUGUCAGUGAGUGUGUGUGUGCUAGUGAGUGUCAGUGAGUGUGUGUGUGCUAGUGAGUGUCAGUGAGUGUGUGUGUGCUAGUGAGUGUCAGUGAGUGUGUGUGUGCUAGUGAGUGUCAGUGAGUGUGUGUGUGCUAGUGAGUGUCUGUUACUGAGUGUUAGUGUGUGUCUGUUACUGUGUGUCAGUGAGUGUGUCAGUGAGUCUUCAGCACUUACCUUUCUCCAGCGCCGGACUCCCUUGGCGCUGGGGAUCUCUCCGCCUCUCAGCUCCGAAUGUGCAUGCGCGGCAAGAGCCGCGCGCACGCAUUCAAACCGCCCAUAGGAAAGCAUUACUCAAUGCUUUCCUAUGGAUGUUCAGUGUCUUAGAAUCGCGGAAGCUCCUCUAGCGGCUGUCAGUGAGACAGCCACUAGAGGCUGGAUUAACCCUCAGUGAAACAUAGCAGCUGCAGGGUUAAAACUAGAGGGACCUGACACCCAGACCACUUCAUUGAGCUGAUGUGAUCUGGGUGUCUGUAGUGGUCCUUUAAGUGUGUGUAUCUGCAUGCACUGACGCACAUACCGCGAUCUCGGGUCGCAGCCCUGCGACCAGGGGCCUGCUGCCAUGUGUUGCGCCCCCGGCCCGCGCAGAGCAAGGGGGGGGGGGGGGGGGGGGAGAUCAAUUUUCACACCGGGGCCCCAUGGGUCAUGUGUACGCCACUGUGCAUAUACAUAAGGUUUUCUAAUUUCUUGGCUGUCUACAAUGGCAUCAUUACAACUAGUUAGAUUUACCUUUCAACCAGUAAUUAGUGUUAAAAAAAACACGCUCCUCCUACCCUCCUGUCAAAUGUUGGAGGGUAGUGCAGAAUGACAGGAUAUCCAGAAGAUCCCGUCCCAAACAUCAGAGUUGAGUGUGAAUUGAAAAACUAAUUGCAAAUUCAGGCUGAAAUAAAAGUUAAUGCCUAGAGAGUUUCAUUUAUAUUUAUUUUAACACACUCUAAAAGGGACACUUCUGUCACUAUAAUAACUUCAAAUUACUGAAGUGAUCUUGGUGCUUGGCGUAAUCUUUUUAAUUAGCAACCUGAGAGAAUUUUUUUUUUUUUAUAUAUAGUAAAAGCGCCCUGCAACUCUUAUAAAACAUAAUGGUAGCUAAUUAAGGAGCUUGCUGUUAUAGAAAUUGACACUAUCCAUCUUAUAUUUCAAUUUCAGUCUUGGGUGAGAAUUAUAAUACAGACACAAAGAUAAAGCACCGCGCUUACAGCAGCAGUAGCUUAGUAUCCAACAGCUUAAAAUACAUAGUAAAAACAAAGAGAACGUUACCUGCGCUCUGGCCUAAAUCCCCAUGUACAUUUAAACAAAAUGGAGGCUCUUUAGUUUUAUUCCAAUGGCCAUUUGAAUAUAUAAGCUCACCAGCCACGUCAAGGCAAGCCUCAAUAGGCAAGUUUCUACACUAGCCAUUAGAUAUGCUGAUAUCCGCCAAGAAUCUCCAGUUAGACAGGGUUUUAUAAACCCUUUCACAUUUAACCCAUUAUAGGGCUUCUACACAUACAAUAAACUUUGCUGGCAUCAGACAAAGUGCAAACAUCUCUGAGACAUAAAGGGGUGUUUUAUAAACCUCUACAUACUUAACCCUGAAUAGGGCUAUAACACAUACAAAUCACCUUGCUGGGAUCAGCUAAAAGGCAAAUUUCUCUGAGACAGGAAGGGGUGCUGACCCUACAUACUUAUAAACUCUUAAUAAGACAAACGUGGGGAGGCUGGCAGCAAUGUAACAUAGCUGUGUGAUACAAAAUUCAUAUACAAACACAAAGAUAAAGCACAUUAUAAUACAGGCUUGAAAACCUACUGUGACUAGUACUACUUGGAUCUAAAUAUACUAUCACAUCCACACUAAAUAUAAACAAAAUUACAAAAGCAAAGUAGGUGAUAAAUAAAAAGUUAAUCAUACAUUGGUUGCAAAUGAAGCCACACUAAUGCUGCACAGAGUGCACCUUUGUUAUUAUUUAUAUAGCGCCAGCAUCUUCCGAAGCGCUGUACAAUAGGUGGACGAACAGACGCAUAAUUGUAAUCAGACAAAUUAGACACACUGGAUCAGAAGUAUAAAGAAAGCAAUAGAAACCUAGAAAAUUACUUCAAAAAUUUAUAUAAACUACAACAAUACUCUAUCCUUACUGAAAAUCACUCUCAGAAGCUCACUGUGUAUAGAUUUUAAAGGUACACUAUUGGCACCCGGACCACUUAAUCUCAUUGAAGUGGUUUGGGUGCAGUGCCCCAUUCUCUUUAAACCUACGAUGUAAAACAUUGCAGUUUCUGAAAAACUGCAAUGAUUAAAUUUGCAGAGUUAAUUCCACCUCUAGAGGUGCUUCCAGAUCCCUCUAUCAGACAUUGGGCAUCAUCAUGCUUUGCCUGAGGAUGUCUAACAUCUUUGUUCGCUAUAGGAAAGCAUUGAUUCAAUGUUUUCCUAUGGAGUUGUUUGAAUCCUCGUCCCACCGUCAUGGGAGGAAAAGAUCUACCCGGCACUCAGGAAAGAGGUAAGUUAUAGGAUUUUUAACCCUUUAGUCAUUGGACACUGUAGGGACCUGUAAAACUUUGAACACUAUGGUGUUAGGAGCAUUGGUGACCUAAUGUGCAGCAAGUGUCCUGCAUAUUUAGCUUACACAUCAUGUGACCAACUUUUAAUUGGUCAGUGUUGUGGAAACACCUCUAGUGGCUAUCAUACUGACAUCCAUUAGAGGUGGACUUAACCCUGCAAUGUAAACAUUGCAGUUUCUUUAUCCACUGAUGGCGUUCUAUGCCAUCCCCAUUAUAAUGGGCUUUAAAGCCGUUGCGACGGCAUAAAACGCCGUAACAGCUUAAGCCCCCUGGAGAUCUGGUGGACUUAACGCCGCCAUGAUCCACUUCAGGAGGACUGCCUGACAGCCCAGGCAGCCCUUCCCCGGCAAAUCAGGCCCCCGGGGGAGGGACUGCCUGGCUACCUUCCCACUGCAAAUAUGGCCCCCUAUAGCUGGCUGUGGAUCUGCCAGCACGGGGACUCUGGGCUGUCAGACAGUACCCCUGCUUGUGGGGAGUGUAAAAAAUAAUUAAACUUGUUUAAAAUAAAUUAUAUUGUGUGUGUGUGUGUGUGUGUGUGUGUGUGUGUGUGUAUAUGUAUGUAUGUGUGUAUAUAUAUAUAUAUAUAUAUGUGUGUGUGUGUAUACACGUAGAAUGAUAGAUUAAAUAUAGAUAUAAUUAUCAUUAUAUAUUUAUAUAUAAUAUAAAUAUGUAAAUACGUUAAAAAAAAAAAAAAAAUUUUUUUAAAAAUGUGUAAAAACCAAAGAAAAACAAGUUACCUGCACUCUCUCCUUAAUCCCUAUGUAUUUUUAAACAAAUGUGUUUUUUGUUUUUUUUUGGUUACCUCCAAUGGCCAUGAGAGGAUAAGCCCACCUGCCAACGUCAAGGCAGGCCCCCCCCACCCCAAGCUGGAUCCUAACUCUAACCAUUCACCUUGCUUCCUUGAGCUUCUGGCAAAGAUAUCUCUGAGACCGGUUUUUAUAGAUAUAUAUAGAUAUAUAUAUAUAUAUAGAUAUCUAUAUAUAUAUAUAUAUAUCUAUAUAUAUAUAUAUAUAUAUAUCUAUAUAUAUAUAUAUCUAUAUAUAUAUAUAUCUAUAUAUAUAUAUAUCUAUCCCUAUAUAUUAUUAACCCUUAAUAGGGAACACAUGGGAUGGGCGGCUUAUCCUCUCAUGGCCAUUGGAGGUAACUAAAAAAAAAAACCUCCAUUUGUUUAAAAAUACAUAGAGAUUAAGGAAAGAGCGCAGGUAACUUGUUUUGGUUUUCUUUGGUUUUUACUAUAUAUUGGGGCUGAUGUGUACUGUAGUACCCCAGUGAUGGGAGUGAGAGCAGGACUUAUCUUUCUGCAAAACAAUGUGUAAAUUUGUUCUAACUUUAUUUUAAAAUUAAUAUAUAUUGAUAUCAAAAUACAUGUAAACGAAAUAUAUAUAAAUAAAAAUAAUUUUUAAAAAAUUAUAUAUAAAAUAUACGUGUGUGUGUGUGUAUAUAUAUAUAUAUGUGUGUGUGUGUGUGUGUGUGUGUGUGUGUGUGUGUGUGUAUAUAUAUAUAUGUGUGUGUAUAUAUAUAUAUAUAUAUAUAUAUAUAUAUUUAUUUAUGUAAUUAGGUCAUUUUAUUAAUUACAAUUUGUGGGAAUUUAAUUUGCUAGCACUAUAGUUAACCCUUUAACUUUCCAAGACAGCAUAAAAUUUGUACAUGGAGGGUACUGUUUUACUCGGAAGACUUCGCUGAACACAAAUAUUAGUGUUUCAAAACAGUAAAAUGUAUUACAAUGAAAUAAUCAGUGAAAAUGACUUUUUUUGCAUUUUUCACACACAAAUGGCACUUACACAGACGGUAUAAUUGUUGUGAUAUGUUUUACUGUUUUGAAACACUAAUAUUUGUGUUUGUGACUAAGUGGCUACUAAAAAAGACUGGACAUAUCCCACUUGCAAUACCUUGGAUUGUCUGACACUGUAAGUUUCCAAUACACCGUAAAACCUGUUAAGGGGGGAGGAGGGGGGUGGGACUGUUGUACUUGUGAGACUUUGCUAAAUACAAAUAUGUGCCUUUUAUUGCAUAAAAGCUAACAGUAUUAUGACAUUUACAGCUAAAAUGUCAGGCAGAACUACAUUUUUUUUAAAUCUUAAUUUCUGGUUUUUUUUUAUUCAUAAAUUGCUUCAUAGGUGAAUAAUUCAUGAGAAAUUAUAGCCCUGUUUCUCCCGAGUGCACUUAAUAUGAAAGCAGUGAAUUACAGUUGGACAUAUAGCGCAAGUUACAGUUUUUGUUGUUUUGUUUUUAUCAGAACAUGUACAAUUGACUCUGUCCUGAAGGGGUUAAAAAACAAUUGCAGUAUCUUACAUUGCAGGGCUACUGCAUGAAGACCACUUCAUUGAGAUAGUGUUCAUAGAGGUAAUAGUGUCCAUUUAACUUUCACAAUCAGAGGCGAAAGUACGGUAGUAGAAAAUGAAAGGUACAUUCCCUAAGUUCAUUAACAAUGGUGCCCUAACACCCUACAUGUUUCAAUAAACUACAUCAUCUGGAGUCUCACCUGACACUUUGCAGAUAUUGGUUUUAAAUCUCUCAAUUCUUACCCUAAUUUUUCUUUCUGUUUUUUGGUUUUUUUUUUUAUCAUUAAGGGCAAUAAGGAGAUCAAAAAUAUGAUAUUGUCACUUUAAUUUGUUUUAAUGCUGCCAUGGACAACCAAGUGCACCAUUGUUUUUCUUUCCCCAGUUUUUUUCCUCGGUUGUAUUGCAUAGUCUCCCUUAGUCCAAGUGAUAAUUACAGGAUUGUGUAGAGUGUGGGUUUCUUAUAGUCUAUUUCCUAUCUUAACCAUUCGGAGGCGAUAAACUACCCUGUUAAACUUUUGUGGGCAGACCUGGAGAAAAGAGAAUGACAAACCGCAUAAAUAAAAUUUCUCAAUUCCCCUAGUGAGAGGUGUUUUUUUUUUUGUUUGUUUUUUUUUUUUUUUAACUUCACAUUCUGAAUAUAAAGUAACAAAAAUAGUUUUAAUUGUUUUCAUGACCCCCACCUCCUUUUUCUUUUUUUUAAUUUUCUAGCAAGGCUAAGGAGUUUUGAAUUCGAUUGUUUAUGUAUUUGUUUAGGCUUCAGCUUCCAUAAACAUUUGGAAUUGGUUUCUGCAGUUCAGUGGGGGGGUUUUGUAUGUUUUUGUUUUUGUUUUUUUAAACUCCGCACAUCUAUUUUCUGUGUUUUUGUUUUUCAUCCAGAAUAUAUAUAGGUUUUAUUUUUUUUGUGAAAAAUGUUCUUCCACAAUAAAACACACAACUGCUUGUGAAAAAUAAUUUUAAGGACAACUGCAUAAAUUAGUCUAAAGGACACUCCAUGCACCAAUACUACUUUAAUGCAUUUCAUAGGUUUUUGGCCUCUUUAAUACAGUUUUUGUAUGCUCAAAUCUUUAUAAUUUCUGCACAAAAUAAACAUUCUGCAGAAUGCUGCACCCCCUCACUACAGGAAAAAAAAAACUUCCUUAUGAAAAAGGUUUGUCCACAGCUCGGCCAUUGACGGCACUGGAUUUUCUGAACAACAAAAUGUGCAUUAGGACAGGAUACCCAGGGAUGCAUCAAGUAAUGAUCUUACUAGCUGUUUGCAGUUUCUCUGUCUGCACCCAGGUUUAAAAGCCGCUCACUCUGUGCUAUUGGGGCUGAGACUGUGUGCAUAAGGAAGUAUUUCCUGCAUGAAAAGCAUAGCUAAGGAGGCAGACUUAUGGUGCAGCAUUCUGCAAAAUAAAAUAGAGCAUGCAAAAUAAAUACAGCAUAUUAAUGAGUUGUAUUGGUGCACAAUGUACCCUGUUAAGAAGGUCAAGUGGCUUUGUUUUAAUUAAUCUUCCCAGAGUUAUUCACUAGAGGCAGAAUUGGUGGGAAUACAGUGUGAAUUUAAAGUAUACGGCUAAAUAGCUGAAUUUUAAAAAUUCAGCUAUGCUUCUCCAUGGACUAUUUUUAUAUUUAAAAAAAAAAAAAAAAGGAAAUUCAUUAUGCAUUCACUUUGAAUUCCCAGCAAUUCUCACUGCUUUCCAAUAUCAUUUUGAUAUUUCAUAUCAGUAUAUUUUACAGACAUUGUUGUCCUCUCUAAUUCUGUUGUAAAUAUUUUUUAAUAGUGAAGGUAGCAGAAGAUGUAUUGGUAAUUUUCAAAGGGCUAUUAAAGCCCCUUUCUUGUACACAGCUUAUAUUUCGAAUGGCAUGGUAAGUAGCAAAAAAGGUUUAUUUUUUAUUUUUUGUUGUUUGGUCAGGGUCCUGUAAUUAAAAUAUGAGGCCAAAAUAUUGCUGGACCAGUAGUUAACAGAUAAACUCCCUUUUUCCUUACAGUAUACCCUUUCUGCAAGACAAGCCCUGGAUAUAAGGCUCAAAAUUAAUUCUACAGAUCUGUCGAAUAUGUUGCGUAUAAACUGUGCUGAAAUAUACUAACCAGACUGCUGGUUUCUUUCAGGUGGGUGUUCAUGGCAUUAGAAUAGAAUUCAUCAAUGAAAAAGGAUCCAAACGAACAGCCACGUACUUACCGGAGGUUGCAAAGGAGCAAGGUCAUUGAUGCACUUUAUUUCAUAAGAAUUGGUUAAAGAGUAUUAAAAAAAAAAAAAGUUUAAUCCAACUUGCAAUAUGUGACCUUGCACUGAUGUCAGAUGGUGGAUCAAUUUUUAAUUGUAAGGCUUUUAUCUUGUAUUACAUUUUCGUUAUUAAUGUAUGUAAAUAGACAAAUGACUUAAUUGUUCUAAAACAGUGGUGGACAUUUCCAGUCCUCAAUAGCUGCUAACUAUCCAGAAUACAAGGAUAUUCCUACUGAAAUCAGAUUUGUCAUGCUUGUGACAAUUAUUUUUGAUUCAGCCAAUUAAAGUAUUGUGGGAUAUAUAAAUAUUCAGAAUCCAGCACACUCAUUCUUCUCUAAACUAUCUUCAAAUCCCACAAAAUAAACGUUUCCAAAUGUAAAAAAAAAAAGACCAAAAAAGUUUAUCAUAAGGAUUUUGUGACUGUGUGGCAGGCUUAUAAAAUGUAUGAUCACAAUGUACUCCGUUUUUAGCUGGUCCUAUUAUGAGGUUUACCAAUUUGAGAAAUCCAUCCUCCUGAGGUUCUCUGCAGUGCAGGAAAAGCACCUGAUGUAAUGUAGCAAAAAGUGUUGAGCCCCUUAAAAAAUAGAUGUCCCUAGCUGGUUCCCAUAUGCUGUAAGGAAGCAAGCUAUCUCAGUCAGCCCUGGAACGUAUGUCGGUGCCGCUGCACCAGGGCCCACAUGUUCGAGGGCUCACCUGACUAUGCACUUAGGGCCACCUGGUGGGUGUUGCUGAACAGGGCCUUUAAAAGUGCGACUGGCCCCCUGUGUGUGGAAGGAACACUUCCUCACACAUGCAGAGGGAGAAGCAAGGAGAGCUACCUCCAGCCCCACGCUCCCAUAAGCAGAAGCAGGACCCCAAGAAUGGCUUCAAAAGUAAAAAUUAUGGUGUGUGUGUUUCUGUCUCUCUCUCUCCCUCUCUCUGUGUAUGGAAAGGUGUGUUGUCGGUGUGAUUGGCAGUAUAUGUGCAUUCAUCUUGGCAAUCAAAGAAAAAACAAAACAUGCAGACACCCCUGUAUUUAAACACAUCUUCAAAUACCAAUACCAUACACAAAUGUACAAACACAUUUAAAAGCCAACACUACAAAUAAUGCCCUAUAUUAUUGUAUGCAAACACAGACUUAACACCUUAAUGACUGAGCCAAAUGUACACGUUUUGAUCAAAAUAAAACGUAAACAACUCGGAAUUGACUGCCUGUUCAACUGUAAUUCACCUCUUUCAUAUUAAGUGCACCCACACUUAUUAAAUAUCAUUUUAUUCAGGAAAAAUAGGGCUUUCAUUUAACAUCAAGUAUUUACCUAUGGAACAUAAUUUAAUAUGAAUAAAAUAUAAAAAAAAGUGAGAAAUUAAGAAAUCUUAAUUUAUUUAUUUUUUUAGUUCUGCAUGACAUUUUAACUGUGAAUGUCAUAAUAUCAUUAGCUUUUACUGCAAUAAAAUACACAUAUUUGUAUUCAUCAAUGUCUCACGUGUAAAACAGUACCCCUUCUGUACAGGUUUCAUGGUGUUUUGGGAAGUUACAGGGUCAAAUAUAGCAUGUAACAUUUUUCCGUUUUUUCACAUUUAAAAAUUGGCGUUCAAAUUAUUUUUUUUUUUGUUUUGUUUUUUGUUGCAUUUUUCACAUAAAUAUUAACGCCAAUUUUGGCCAGUGUUUAUGACCAAGUGUUUACUAUAAAAGACUGGACAUGCCCCAUUUUCAAUACCUUGGGUUGUCUACUAUUGCAAAUGGUAUAUCAUCGUGGGGGUAAUUCUCAUUCCUGGGCUACUAUACGGUCUCAAAGUCAACAUAACCAAUCUGUCGACUUUCAAUGUGAAAAAACUGAAACACAAGCCUUAUAUUUGACUCUGUAACUUUUGAAAACACCAUAAAACCUGUACAUGAGGGGUACUGUUAUACUCAGGAGACUUUGCUGAACACAAGUAUUAGUGUUUCAAAACCGUAAAAUGUAUCGUAACAGUUAUAUCGUCCAAGUGCCAUUUGUGUGUGAAAAAUGCUAAAAAGUCACUUUCACUGAUAUCGUUGUAAUACAUUUUACUGUUUUGAAACCCUAAUAUUAGUGUUCAGAAAAGUCAACCGAGUAAAACCGUACCCACCAUGUACAGGUUUUAGGGUUUUAUGGAAAGUUACAGGGUUAAAUAUAGUGCUAGCAAAUUAAAUUCUCUGGACUUUCUACCUGGGUUAUCAAGCAGGUCCCACAAGUUAUAAUUAAUAAAAUGACUUAAUUAUGUAAAAAAUUACAUAAAUAUAUUGAAUUAAAAUUUUAUAUAUAAAUUUGUGUGUGUGUGUGUGUGUGUGUGUGUGUGUGUGUGUGUGUGUGUGUGUGUGUGUGUGUAAAAAUUUCAAGUUUCUGGCACUCAUCCCAAAAAAAUAAAUAAAUCACGUCCAGCAAUUACCAGGUGCCUCUCCGUGCAAAAAUAUAAACCGAAAAGAUUGAGAGCACUCAAUGGAUUUUGUAAAUCAAUAAUGUAUUAAAUAUAACGCAUACAAAUCAACGUUUCGACCGUCUAGCGGUCUUUAUCAAGAUCUCAAUCUUUUCGGUUUAUAUGUGUUUGUGUGUCUUUAUUUAUAUAUAUAUAUGUAUAUGUAUAUUGUAUGUGUGUAUAUAUAUAUAUAUAUAUAUAUAUAUGUAUACGUGUGUGUGUUAUUUUGAUAUCAUGAAAUUAGUAUUGGGGCUUAGCAGAUAAUCCCUUUUUGUCCAAAUAUAGGGAAGAACAAUAUCACAAUAUAAUAGGAAGUUCCAAAGUCAGUAUUUUGGAAGGAUAUGUCAGUUGUUAAGGGAAUUAUAACAGUUGCAAGAUAAUCUGUAUUCUCUGUUACUGAAGUCAGUUUCGUCCGAUGCAACUUACUAUCCAACCUUUAAUCAGAAAAGAUACUGACAGUGCAAUUCAUUAACAGUUUAUUUCCCAUACAAAAAAAACCCUAAAUGAGAACUCUUACAGAAUAUCGUGGUGGAACCUAUUUCUAAGUACCACUAUAUAAGCAUUGGUACAAUACAGUGUACUAACCGGGAUAUUGAUGGUUACCGCUCCGCUGAUGGAUGUAUGCAGACCGGUCCUGUGUACUCUAAUCAAUCUCCUUGCAGAGACGCUGGCUUUCAGGCACUACUGCUGUAGUGGUUCUCGCAAUUCAAAAUUAGAAAUUCCAGCCAGAUUAGAUCUGCGCGUUUCGCCUGUUAGAUCGGGCUUUCUCAAGAUGGAUUAUCUUGGGGAUUAGAGUUGAGUAUAUACACCCUCUGAUUGCAUAUCCAGGGUGUGGAAAGACUUGUGUGUUCUAAAUUAAAAACAUAUAAGUUUUAUCAUAAAACAUAGUAUACGUACAAGCAAUUAAAAAUAAAGUUCUAGUUUCCACACGAGUAAGUUUUUUAGUAUAAAAUUGAUGAAAAACUUAUUUUUAACACAUUUCAUUACUCUUGUAUCUAGAAUCGGUAAUUGUAAGAAACAUUAUUUUUGCGAGUAGUCUGAUAUUUAACUAGAGAUUUCUUUGCUCCUAAUUCAGGAAUGAGUUAAUUUCGACAGGCGUAUUCUGUUCAUUUAUAAUCAUAAUUUUUUUAAAAAUAUUAAGAUCGUGAAAACAAAUAUGCAUCUACAUAAAAAGAUUUUUAGUAUUCAUAUAGACACAAUCUCAAUUUAGUUAAAAUACAACGCUAGGAUGGGCAAAUGGUAAAUCCCCAGCUGGAAUAGCAUUAUGGGAGUUCUACAAAUGGGAAGCUACCUUUUGGCCGCUCUUGUACUCUAGAGGGCCAAAAUAAAUUUCUUGCACCGGACCCUUUCUACAUUAGUUCCGCCCACUGAUCUGAUUGCUUUAGCAGCAAACAUAAUUUUGGGCCUCCUGUAUUCCUGUGCAACAUUUGGACUCAUGACACCAGCAUUGUGUAAUGUCAUAUUUUCCUGCCUUUGGGUUAGGGUGUUGCAAGAAUGCAAGGCCUUGAAGCUGUCUCUGCUUCCAAAGAAUGUAUGAAAACAAUUGUUGUAUGGAAUGUUGUGAACACAUUAAUGGAUCGGUAGAUAUAUUUGUGAUUUGGUCAGUCAGUGGCUCGUUAUGGAUGUAUGUGUUAGAAUCGUCUCAUUUUGUAUCUGUGUUUUUGUGUAGUUUUAUUUAUGUAUUUGGCUAAUUAUUGUUAAGAUGGUUUUAUUAAAAUGACCUUCCUGGAUUCUAGAAAAGUUAAACCCUGAUUGAAUGUUUGCUCUGAACUGACUUAUAAAAAGACACUGCCAAUGAAAAGUAACUUCAUUUAUUUACAAACUGUAGAAAUUAAUCCUAGUUAAAUCAAUGUGAACACAUCUCAAACAAGUCCUUGAGAUGAGUAUCUGUUGUAAUAAUCUCCCACAACCAUGGGAAAAGUUGAGUUGCUUAAAUAAGGGCAACAUUUGAACAUUAAUAUAUGGUUAAUUUGACAGAUGCAGUUUAAUUGAAAACACUCAGAUGUCGGGUUUCCAGGUUAUCUAGAACGAUUUUACUGGAGAAUUUUGUGUGCAAAAAAGCAAAGUAUUUCUUGGCCUCACAGGAUUUCAUUGUCAUCCACACUGAUAUGGACAAAUAUAUAUGUACUGAUAUGGAUAAAGUAUGUAUAACAUAUGGGAGCCUGCAUAUGUUUUACAUGCUGUUUGACAAAGGAAUAAACAGAUUAGAACUUAAACAUUCAAAACAUACCACCAGUUCCAUUUAAAAUGUGGGAUGUUGCCUGUCAAAUGCUCAACUUGUUUGUAGGAUUCGUCUUGACAAGGUUUUCAUUGUGAUUUAUUUUACCCCUUUGGUGGAAGCUGAAAUUUGAAUGCAUCCAAAAUUAUCCUACAGGGAAUAAUAGCGAGGAAGACUCCAAUCAAACCACUAACUAGUACUGUUUGACACAUGUGGGCUUACUCUCCAUGAAGUGUGCUCUAGCCCAAUGAUCAGAGUUGGUGUUUAUGAUUAAAUCGUUCCAUUUAGGAAAGAAAGUUCUCAUUGCCAGAAUUGUAGUGCUUUAAGUGUCUCUUAAAUGGAAAAAAAAAUAAUUAAAUGUGCCUCACUGAGCUGCUUAAAAUGAAUGUGCCAACUGUUCGCAUCCUUGGUGGGGAUAACCUUAAAUCCUAGUAUGUUAGUAGCCGUAUAGUUCUCUAAGUGCCUACCACUGCUUUCGUAGAGUACUAAGCCACAAGUAUUUUUCACAGAGAUAUCACCUUUAACAUUUAUGAUUUUUCUAUCCAUAUCUUUUUAAAGGAUGCUUGCCUAACAAUUGAAUGUAAUGUUAUUACAUCUUAAUCGUAUGUGUGUUCAGUAGUGUAAAAUAUUCCCUACAUGAUUGCGUGAAAAAUCACAGUGCACAUAUUAAAAGUAGUGGCUAUAAUUUACAUGUUACUCAGUGUGUAGUCAAUGUUACUCCAACAUGUAUGGUACAUUAUCAAUCCAUUCGUUCCACAAUGUUUUGUGUAGGAGAAUACAAUAUGUAAAAAAAUGUAAACAGGCUGCAAGACUAAGGGGAUACUCCCCUAGGUAUAAAAUGUAAAUGUCUAAUUACAAAUCAGGAUGCACACAAAAUAUACAGCCUGUGUAAAUGUGACUCUAUUUACAAAACAAUAUAACAAUCAAACCUAUAAAGGAUAAACUAGAAGUGUUAUGGCUAGACUCUAAACAUACAAUAUACACAUUUACAUCAAUAGUUCUGGUACACUGUUGAUGGUGUGCAUCCUGGUUUAUAUUAAAGGAACACUUCAGGCACCAUAACUUCAUUAAGGUGAAGUUAUGGUGCAAGGAAGUUCCUUGUGCUGGCUUACCUCAAGGUGUUAAACUGCUAACAAAUGUUAAAACCAAAGGCUUAAUUCAGCACCCGUUAGUUCUGCCCCUGAACUUCCGUUCCAGUCUGAGGCUUCAUUUGGGAAGCCACAGACUUGAGCACCUCUGAUAGGCUGAAAGUUAGCCAACGCUGUCCCUUUAACUUUCAAGGAAUUGGUCCACUCUAUUUUUAAUGAAUAUGCCAUGAUAAAUGUGAUUUUUUUUAUUUUUUAUUUUUUUUUUAUUUAUGUUUUGCUUACUUUGUGUCCUAGUGUAAUCCUCUGAAGAGAAGGGAGUUGCCUUAAUAUAGCGAUUUUAUUAGAUUGUAUGAUUGUAUGCCAUUCAUGGCAGCAACACUCUCAAGUCUUCAAAAACAUGUUUGGAUUUUGCUAUUGGUGUUUUAGUGAAAAAGGCAAUGAGACAUUUUAAUUAAUCUUAAUGCGGCACUGACCAUCACAGUGGCAAUGGCAAUGUCAGGGGUCUGCAAAUUCAGCAAAGUUAUUUUAGAACUUUCCUCUUUUUAGGAAUUUUAAAGAACAAAGAUGGUAAGCAAAUUCACAAUUUGCUUUUGAUCAAUUUUUAUUUGUCUUUUUAUAAGCUAAGGGGAUACAGAAAAGAAAAAAAGGGGUGGGUAAACAUAAGUCCAAAUACGAAAAGUGAUACAUAAUGCAUAACGUGUUACAGUUUCCAUUGUGUGUCCUCACACUAGAAAGAGUUGGCUAUGCUCGAUUGGUACAACAUUCAUUCACAUGUGAUUCGGGGUUCACCGUGUCUGAUAAUGUGCCUCUUCCCCUCGAGGUAUGCUGGGGGAUACAUUGUUUGGCUGUUCUGCAUGGGGACCAGGUAGUGUCAGUUGCACCUCAGACAUUGCCAUCAAACCAGGGCGGUUUUAUUGUAUAGCGUGAGAAAUUCAGUCGAUUGGGAGAGAUUACACUGCGGUGUGGAGACUGGGUGAGGUACCCAUGCAGUUUGUGGUGAGAAGAGACCAAAUUAUUAAUACUCAUUAUGUUGGCUAUGCCUGCACUGCCCAUUGCUGCUUCCAUCUGUCCCCGGCGAGUUGUGUAGCCAUGGCAGAUCUAAUUUGUGAGUUCACCAUGACCUCGUAUGGCCAAUUGGUAGAUAUUUGCUGCAACAAUUGUCGUUUUUCCAUCUCCCUGCAAGUAAGGUGUUCGCAACAAUGAUGUGCAGUAGUAAUUUACGAUCAAUGUUAGGUAGCCGUUUCAGGCCCAUAAAUAGUAGGCAUAACUCUGGGGUCAGAGAUAUAUGUAUUGGCAGAGUUUUAAGUGUUAUUUCCUGAACCAGGUCCCAAUAUUCCUGUAAUUUUGGGCAUUGUCACCAAACAUGGUACAUGGUGCCAACCGCAUCAUGACACCUCAAGCAUGUAUUAGACGUGCCAGGAUAGAUGUGCGCUAGCCUUGCUGGGACCAGGUACCAACAGUAUUGUAAUUUGCAGAUGAGUUCUAGAUACGUUGUACAUGCUGUGGUUUCCUUGUGCACCAUAUAUUCCUCUUGCCAUUGCUCGAUGGUAAAGUUUUUGUCUAGCUCCUUGUUCCAUGCUAUUAUGUACGUGUCUUCCUGACUAGAAUGUGUUGUAAGGAGUACCUGGUAUAUAGUGGAUAAGAGCUUCUUUUGUUCGUGGGGCAAGGCAUAGAGAUUCAAAUUUGUUUAAGGUGGGGGAUGGUAGUUUUGCAUUGUGGUCUGCGCAUAUGACAUGAGUUGGAGAUAGGAAAAGAUGGCUUUCUGCGGUACUUUGUAUUGGGUUUGAAGGUCUGGGAAACUUCCAGGAUGACCCCUGAUAUGUUUGCCACAUGUGUGCAGCCACUGUGUUUCCGUAUUGCGUAAUUGAAGGUGGUAUUGCUAAGGUGCAUGCUAUACAGCGGAGUGGCUAGGUAGUUUUGGUGUAAAAAAAAGUGCAAAGAACCCUGUGAAUGGAGUCCCAAGCAUGAAGGAGUAAUUUGGUGCUGUCCAGCAUGUCUGGCCAAGGGGGUCUGGCAUUUUUUGGGUCCAAAAUAUAGAUUUCAGUACCCUUGAGAAUGUCCAGUGUGCUUCUGGUUGAACUCAUUGAGGUAUCUUCGAAUCAUGUGCACCAGGGGUUCCAGAGCCAAUACGUAUAACAACUGUGACUGUGGGCAUCCCUGGUGUGUCCCGUUAUGGCAAAUUGGUCUGACAAGAAACCAGCAUUAAGUACUCGGGCUGCGGGUUUGGUAUACAGGGCUUGUACCACUGACAUAAAUGUGUCUGGCAUGUGGAAGGCUUUUAAUCAAUUUUAAUAGAACAAGUAACUGUUUGUUUUUUUUUGUUUGUUUUUUUUUUUUUUGAGCCUCACCACUGUCCCGCCCCUCAGCUGGCUCUGCCCCUUCUAAUAAUGCAGCCAGGGUCCCAUGAACCGAGACAGAUCCCAUAUAUACCAGCUAUGGAGUGCAUCCAUCUUGGAUCCUAGUGAACAUUUGUUAUAAGCAGAGUGUGAAAUUUGAAAUCCAAUGCUUCUAGUCAGGCCUUCAGUUACUUCCAUGGCAAGUCAUAGUAAGCUCACCAGGGCUAAAUAAUCACUUUCUAGUGGAAAUUUGAGCACUAGUUAUAAGCAUUACCCUUCUGCCAUUGAAGGACAAAAAAAAAGAACCGCAUAACGUGCAAUUUUAACAUAACUAUUGGCCAGGAGGAACAAAAGGCCAUUGUUUUUGUUUCCUCCAUUGCGGUGUGCAUGCUGGCUGUGCCAGAACUGAAACAUAUCAGUUGCCAUGUUAUACUACAGGAUGAUCUUUAUGCAUUGUUCUAGCCACACUGCUUUACAAAAUAGAGUUGACUAUUCCCAUUUUUGUUUCUUAUUUACUUAAGCUUUGUUGCAAUGUCAUUACUUAAGCAAUAAAGGCUACAAAUGUGAAGUCCAUAGGCAAAUGGUAUUCUGCCGCACAUUGUGCGUACACACAAGCUGCUAAUUGUUGGUCAUUUAUUGAGGUUCAUAUGGGGCCCUGGUUUAGUCCCACAUGUACAUAUCCCCAGGGAGUUGACUAGGUAGCAUCACAGAUUUUGGCAAUUUUAGUGUUUGCAUUCUAGCCAUCGAGAUAUUUAAUUGUUUAGUUUAAUCUGCAGGGUAUAGAACCCACAGACUAUGCUUUGCACCCAAAUACAGGCAAACUGUGAAGAGGCAAUGCUUCUACUUUUCCCCCUCCCCCUCGUUGUUUCACACACUAAUACAUUCCAGUUUCAUUAAAAAAUGUAUUCAAAAUUUUUGCUUGCCACACUGUUAACAUCAAAUGCUUUCAUAAUUAUGAUCUUUUUGACAGGUUGGGACCACAUACAGACCAUAGAUUCUUUAUUAAGGAAAGGUGGAUACAAAGCUGCAAUCAAUAAUGACUUCAGGAAAACAAUAAAACUUACUAGGUAUGUUUUGCCAAAUUCCACAUGCUGUUACAGACAGUUUGUUUUAUUUCAAUGAAUUUUAAAUUUUGAUGAGCAAGUGGCAGCAGAUAAAUUUUUCCAUUAGAGAAAUACUCAAAAGAACACUUCAGGCAUCCCAAUUGCAAGUAGUUUUUGAAUACCUAGAGUCCACUGAACACUUCUUCCUGCCUCCACUCGCCACACCAGAGAGCCAGUAUGCAUGAACUUCUGUUUGCUCUCCAGAGCUAAACUCUGUAAUGCAGGGUCAUGUUGUUGAAAUGUUCUCUUUAAUAUAGCUAAGCGCCAUUCCAGAGUCAAUAUUGUAGCAUUCGGCCUGGAGUUUUAAUGGAAGCUUGUAAUAAUACUUUCUGAUCCUUUCCUGGGAAGAUGAACAGAACUUGCCAAUGUUGCUUACAUAUCAUUAGAUGGCUCUCUUAUAUCAUAUUUCUAACCCAUUUAGAACAGUGUUGACUAAUCUCACACCAGCUGUUACUAUGUUUUGCAUGAAACUACAGUAAUCAAAUGACUGGUGAAGCAUUAUAAUGAAUCCAGUCAGCAAUAUUUGGCAUGCCAAUGGUUGCCCUUAAUUGAUUUAAAGGGCCUUAUGGUAAUAUAUUAUUUCAACAUAUAAUACCUGAAUGCAAAUAGCAACUUUAAAUAGUUAUUCCCAUUAAUUCACCUUAAUUAUAAAAAAAAAAAUUGGGAUAUGUGAUGGACACUUUUUAACGUUUAUUAGGCAUUCUUCAUGGCACAGUGGAGGUUGUGAAACUAUAAAAUUCAAGACAAACAAAUAUGUAUUGGUGUAACUUUACAGAAUAAAAAGUGCUACCCAUUGACAUUGAAUUUCCAUUUCUAAACAAAGCUUGAGCAGUCCAUUAAAUAUGAAAUAAAGAAACUUUAUUUCCAUUGCAUCAUUGGCAGCACUUGGUAUUUAAAGGGACACUAGAGUCACCAAAACAACUUUAGCUUAAUGUUGCAGUUUUGGUGUAUAGAUCAAGCAAAUAAUUAGCUUAGGUACACACCUUUUUUUUUUUUUUUUUUUAAUGAAUUAGAAGCUACUCAAAAACCUUGAGUGACUGCAUCUGCAACACCACCCAUCUCUCCUGCUCUCACAACACCUUCUUUAUUAUUUUGCAUAAUCUGCGGUGCCCAGAAUCCAUCCUUUACCAUUGUAAUUAGGAAAAGAUUGUCUUCUUGUGACACCUGUACCUCAUGGCAGCUGGUCGCAUUCUGUAAGAGCUCCUCACUCAACUCCUGCAAAAAGCCGUAGAUUGAACUCAGUUUGCUGGGGUGUCUCCGUCUGUGACCCACCUGUAUGUAAUACUAAAAGGGGUACCUUGAACCUUCAACCUCCAGAGUACACAAUAGUAGGCACUUAGCAGGUGAGGCCUGUGAGCCCGUUGACUGUAGUGGCAGCCGCUCUACUGGGACAUGCAACAGUGCUUCAUCACAAGCAUCCUGCAUCUGCAAGGUCGCAUCUUGCCCCGCCCACACCGGCGGGGGUUUAUCCUGGUCCCCACUAGCUCGAUGCACCUGUCUUUGGUUCCUGACGAUCGCCACAGUUCAUGAUUAGGACGUGGGGCACCUAGUUAGAUGGUGGAUACAUCUCCAUCACCAGAGUAUAUGCCUAUGCAAUCCUGUAAAGACAGUCAUUUUACAGUGGAGCAGUUUCUUAGACAGCUGGGUGAGAUAUUCCAACGCUUUUGGUAGAGUUGGAGAAGCGCAUGGCUCUGACACCAUAUCAACUGCGAAUUGAGGUAAGAAGAGUCAGAAGCUUAGUGGGCCUCUCUCGGGCACAGCUUCUCUUCCUGCAUCUGUUACAUAUGCUGCUCACGUUCCUAGGCUGAAGGACACCAGGGGCUCGCCCCUGAAGCAUUGGUGGAAGGCCAUCUGCCACUGGUGGCAGCAUAACACCUGAGCCUUCUGUUUCGGGAAGGACGCUGUGCUGGCCUCCACAAAGGCCUGGGACUGGUGGGAGACCUUACCUCGCCCCGUAACAUCAUCACAUAAUCACCCUUGGCAACCUCCAAAUACCAGCUUUCUCUCUAAGUAGUGGAAUCAGCUAAUUACAGACUCUUCAGUCUGUGUAGUCACCCUGUACUUACCAGAUGUUUCACUGCUGUUAUCUUAACUGUCUCAGAUUGUAGGAGCCACCAUAUGAUACUCAUUGAUGUGUUUUCCCUUUGUUCUACCUUUUAUUAUUCAUUAUGAUUUGCAUUGUAUAUGAUUUAACGCUGAAGGGACGUCUGGCCCCGGUGGAGCAUGGCUUAGUUCUAGUAACCAUAUCUAAUUGGUAUCCUUCGUUGAUACUGUUGCAAAUUUGUUAGCAUAGACAUGUCCUAUAGCCUGUCUUUGCUUGUUUCAUAAUGUAACUUUUCUAUAGGCACAUUAGGCCACCCUAGCUAGUUACUUAAUACCUUUUCUCAACUUCCUUCCAGUAUGUCUACUACUUUUCUUGUGAUUUAAUGUUUUCUUAUUACCGACUACUCUGACAUGUGUCCCCAACUCUACUAAAACCUUAUAUAAAAUUGUGUUGUAUCAUUGAAUUGCUACAUAACGUUACAUCACUAGCUGUUUCUGUCUUUGUCUCAUUAUGUCAUUAGAUAUUCUUGCACAGCACUCUAGGGCAGGCAGGAAACAGUGCCUGCAAGUUGAAAAAGCUGCCAUGCUUGGUAUGAGUGGACUGUGAAUAGUUAUGAUGUAAAAGUACUUUGAGUGAAGAAGUGAGGUUUUCAUAAAUUGUGUGGAGCAUCAGACAAUUAUGUGAAAGAAUAGAAAAUUUUCUUGAAAUUAAAGUUGCUAGAGACUGCUUUCUUGCACAUCAACUGCUCUAAUACAUUGAAGAGUUUCUGGAGAUUGUAAUGGCUCUUCAAUAUUGACUUUAUUGCGCCCUAAAACUUGACCUGUUUGUAGAUAUAUCAAAGCUUGAGAAUGUUAAUGUUUAAUUGCAAUUUUUUUUUUUUAAUGUGCACAAUUGUAAAUGUUUGUAGGUUGUGUUCUUUUUCUUAAUGCAAUUUGUUUUUGCUCUUUUUUUUUUUCUUUAAUAUAUACAGAUACCGUAGUGAAAAAAUGACCAUGAGCUACACCGAAUACCUUUCUCAUCGUCAGCACCAUCACUUUCAAAAUGGCAUCGGGCACCCUCUCCCACCCUACAACCAUUAUUCCUGACACUGAGCCGCAUGACCAGUCACUGGACCUCUCAGCAGAACUCUUCCCAGGGGACCCUGCUCCCUCUUGGUCUAGCUAUCUCUAUUACUGUACUAUUUUAUGAUGAUUGUUUCCGUUGUCCUGUUCAUGCAUUGCAUGCUUGUCAAUGCUAACCAGGGCAACGGGUGGGAAGAUAUAUUAAAUACCCACAAGAUUUUUUUAUUUUUUUUUGUAGGAUUAUUUUGAGCUACUGAUGAUCUUCUAUUUUUGCUGCAGCAGCAUGCAUCUUUAUCUCCUCCCCUUCCAAAAUAUUUUGCCAAGUUUUUAUCUACUAUUCAGGUGUUCUUGUUGCGAAAAGAAGUAAAAGUAGGGGAGUGCAUUGUCUUAGAUUGGCACAAACAUAAGUAGGGAUUUUCUGUGUGUACACAAACUUGGUUAGUCUCAAACAUAUCACAAUUUAAUUUUAAUUUUUUUUUUUUUUUUUUAGCAGUUUCAAAGCGGUUAUGGAGUUAGAACAUGGGUUUUUAUUAACCUUAUUAUAAAUCAUUAAGAUUUAUUUUUUUUAUUCCCAGAUAUAUAUAUAUAUAUAUAUAUAUAUAUAUAUAUAUAUAUAUAUAUAUAUAUAUAUAUAUAUAUAUAUAUAUAUUUAUUCAAUGGAGGAUUGCUUAAAAACAUUGGCUCUUUUUGCUUCCCGCUGAGGUUUCUUCUUUCAUCUAACAUUUUGUACCUACACUCCCUUGGAUACUUGGCACUCUACUAUACCCUCCUCAACAUAUGCAUUAGCUGUGAUAUUGACAAAUUACAGUGGACAUGUGUAUUGCUUAAGUGACAUUCAAAGCCUACCUCAGAAUUGCUGAGCUGUGUAGGGUUACAAUCCCUACAGGUUCAAUUAGAAUUGGUUAAUCAUAAACCCUCCUUGAUUGUUUUAUUGCAUAUAGUUCUACUAAUCCCUCUGAACUUGAUAGCCUUUUGUGCAAAGGGAAAGUGAUCCAGAUGCCACAAAAUUUUAAAUUAAAAAGUCUGUUCUUUCAGACAGUUAUUUAUAUUUCAUUGUUCAGUUGUUCAAUAGGCUUAAUUAAAGAGAGACAACAACAAAAUACUAACACUGGAGGGAGCAGAAGCAUUCGGUUUGGAAUUAAGGUACAUUAUUUGUUCAGUGAUUGAACUGCUUUCUGUGGUCAUCUGCUUUUAGUUUUGUUUAGAACCCGAACGAUGUCAGCCUAGUUUUUCUACAACUCUCAUAUUAUGUUUGAGAGUGGGGAGAGCGAUAUGGUUAUGUAAUUUCUAUUCUUUUUGAUGUGGUUCUAAAACUCCUUUUCUGCUUUUAUCCUCAAGUGCCAUUAGUGCAUCAUAGCUUUACAGAUCUCAGGCAUUGAAAAUUAGCAUUUUUAUUUAUUUUUUUGCCAUUGCCCAUGGUGCUACUGCAGGUGCUUCUUAAACUUUCAACAUGAUUGGUGCCAGGUGGGUUGAAGCCAUUUUGUAGCAUGCCGUGUGUUUCCAACAAAGACGUAGAACGUGAAGGACAAUGAAAAAAAUCACAAAAUGUCCAGAUAUUGGUGAGGAACAUCCUAUGUAGUUGUAGAACAUAAGACGAAAUGGUUGUCUAAUAUUUAAGAUGAGAUCUGCUUAGAAUAAAAGUCUUUCUUCUGUGAUUCCAGGAAAAAGUAUAGGCUAUAAAUCACUAUGCCAAGUGGCUAGAUCUAAAGCACUGCUUCAUUUAGAGGGUUUAAUACAGCUUCUAUACACCCCUGUCACAAAACUGUUAUUGGAGCUGUUGAAUGAACGUAUCACUCUACAGACCUUUUUGGUAGCAAAUAUUUCAUUUUCCACAUAACCUUUAUAAAAACCUUGCAGGCCCUUUUCUACUGAAAAGAAUGGAGUGACACCUCUUAGCAGUAUAUCACCACUUAGUUCAUUUUGAUGCCUUAAUCUGCUAUCAUAGUGGUAUGCUGUAGCUGUGCAACAUUGUAUUUCUCACUAGUCUAUUGUAGAAUUCUGUGCAGUUAGACGGAGUGGAGAUAUCUUACCAGGUUCUCUGUUGUGGGAAUUUCAAGUGGUAGUCUGCUCCCUCCGUUUCCUGUCAUAUAUUGAAAUGGAAGAAAUGUAGUUGUGUUUUACCAUUAAAACAGUGUUUAUUACAUCAGCCCUUUAUUUUUAUCCACAAAAUAAAGUGAGCACAAGCCUAAUCAUGCUUUCUUCUGCUGUUGCUGCAGCAAAAAUAAGAGGACUUGUUUUUUUAUUUUAUUUUUACUGGUGCAAAAAAAAACUUUCAGAUCUCAUUUGCCCAGUUGCAAUGUGUUCAUUCUUCAGAAUGAUCUUUGUUUUUUUUCUUUUCAUUUUUAAACUCUAUGUAUUUAAAGGUGCUAAUCAUCCUUGCACAAGGUCCUGUGACUGGUCAUGCCAACUGAAGAUCAUAUCAGAUUUUUACUAAUCCUUGAUAUAUGCAGAUGUUAUACAGAUGUUUCUUACCAUUGUAAUAAUGCGAUAUUGAAGAAUUGCCAAUCCUGCAGGUUUUGAUAGAUCAAGGUCAGCAAUACUUCCCAGCAUGGCUUUGGGGGGGAAAAAAGUCCACAAAAAGGAUUUUGUGUGUCCUUUUGUAUAACACUUGGUUCAAAAGGCAUUGUCUUUCAGUAGUUAUUAAAGGACAACUGAUGUUGAGAUGUAAGUUCAUCUUGUGUGACAAUGUAGAACAGUCAUGAAUAUGCCUCUAUAUAAAACUGCAUGUAGUUUUUCAGUGCAGUGCCUGGAGGCAGUGUUCUGCAUAUGUAUGCAUUUAAUACAUGUAUAUGCAACAAAUCAAUGUCAUAUAAGAGGCUUAGAUUUUAGCGUCUAUUUUCCUUUAAAUAUAUUUAAAAAAAAUUUAGUUUAAAGACUGUUAUACAACAGUGAGAGUGUACUGUGAAUAAAGUUACACACAAAGACUACUAUAAGAAUGUUCAGACACUACCUGGAGAUCCUGUAAUACAUGUCGAUCAUAUUCAACAGCAAAGGAUCAGUAGAGCCUCACAGUCCACAAAAGUAGGCCAUGUCUUCAAACAAUUACAUUUUUUUUGGAAAACAAACUCCCCCCUCUUAGAACUCCAUGCAUGUUGCCAUUGGUAGCUUAUGCAAUUGGUCUAAAGUGAAACUUGUUGCAUGCUGAUAACCCAUUUGUCUUCAGUCUUGACUUACUCAUCUGGGCUAAAUGCCGCUAAAGCCAAAAUAUUAGAGAGGAGCUAAUUUGGGAAAAACACACACGUACACAAGUGACCAGUAAGACAUUGAUCUUUUUUGGGUAGGGAAGGUAUUUGUAUUUAUAUAUAAAAAAAUAUAUAUUUUUACCUUUACAUCUUAUUUCCCCAUGUGUAUUUUUGGUUCAUUUAACCCCUUUUUAAUUACAAUUGAAUCGAUUUUAUUUCUUUGAAAAUGUAAGUGCUCAAAUUUAAAGUGUCUUGAAGUGACAAAUCAUGUUAGUGUUUUAGUUGAAGGCAGUUCACACCUUUCUUUUGUCAACUUCAUUUUAUAAUUUUAUUAUUUUGGCCCUUAAAAUCAUUUAUUCUAUGGUAGCAAUUAGGUACACAAAUGAUAUAGAAAAACAAAUUGUAUUAAAUGCAGGACUGUCAAUGCAGAAUGUAUGCUCGGUUUUUUAGUCUGUUUCUCUUUGUAGUAAGUUGAUCUGUUUCUUUUGCAAACUGGUGUGUGGAUAUAUAUUAUGUUGGAAAAAUGACUAUCAAGUAGAACAAGAUUUUAAUAAUCUCCCAAGAUGGCUGCUAUUUGUUUUUAAAACUCAAAAUAGAGAGAGAGAAUUUUGUCACAUCAAAUACAAUUCAACCAUUAAUGUAGACUUUUUUUUUUGCUUAAAGUGUAGAUUUAAUUUUCAUCUGCAGUCUAAUAUUUCACUGUCCUUGAUGCUGCCUUUGCGGUUCCACAGCUGCCCAGUGAUACUGUGUAUUUUUCAUUCCUAGUGCACUUCUCAUUAGACAGAGCAGUGAAUCAUAGAGGGAAAUUUUAAAGUGGUAGAACCGAAAUGUUCUGUCGCUGAAGCUGUGGACCUUUGAUAAGUGGUUAAAGGACACUCAACAUCAGUUUGCAUCUGAAAGCAUUAUCCUAAUAAGCUUCACACGUUCCUUUAAGGAACCAAACCUGGGAGUGUAUUCUGACCUUUUACUGCUUUAUUAUUGCCGUCUACUCUGGCAGGUAGCAUGUAAGUAUAUCUUUUUGGAAAACUGAUACUUAUGUUGACACCUGCAUGAUUUGAAAAAUGUGAGGCUGCACGUGUUAGGUUAAUUUUAGCUAAGGAUAUCCCAUAGUGUAAAAGCUCAUGCUAUUUCUCAAGCUUCCUUCCAUGUGUAUGUCAUGCUAGUAUUAUUUAAGGUGGUUUACAGUCAGAGGAGAGUCCUUUCAGUAUGGCUUAUUGCAGUAUCCAUACUGCAUUAAACAUUUAGUUGCUGUUUAGGUUGAAAAACAUCUCACUUGUAUAACAUGCUUUUUACUUCUUGUCUUCACAUGUUCAGGUUUCUUAAAGUAAAGAAAAAAAAAUACAUCUGUCUGAGAUUUUUAUCUCUUGUAUGUUAGACCAAACCAAAGAAACCUCCAGCCAUACUUUAAUGCUGCUCCUUAAAAAGCCUUUCUGUUCUAUCAAACAAUCCUGCAGGAUUCUGUGUUCAACUUUCUUUUUAUUAUUUUUGUACAGUUUCUAACAUUUUUCUUCUAGUGUUUCAUUGAAUCAAGUUUAUUUUAGGGGACUGGAAACAGAAUGCAUCCUCUGUUUAAACUAAAUGUGUUUUUUGUUUUUUUUUCUCCCCCCCAAGAAACCCUAUUUUGUGCCUCUAAGAUUUGAAGGGUUUCAUGUUACAUUCAUUCUUAAAACCAGCAAUGAUUCUUUCUAUAAGAUGUUUUUUUGGGGUUUUUUUCCUUGCAUUUUUUUUUACUGUUCCAGAAAAUAAAAACUUUAAUACAUUGCGCUGGACCCAGUAACUAAGCUGGUUGAAAAACGCACUGAGAAAAUAAACUUAUGUUUGACACUUUUGUAUAAAACAUAAAAUGACUGUUUUUGUAUAUCAAAGUUGAUUCUUUUUCAAAAAAAAAAAUGGGAUCUAGUUUCUAAGUUAGUGUUUUUAUAUGUUACAGAACAAGAUUACUUUGGAUAUAUCACCAGCUUGAAGACAAAGCUUUGGUGAUAACCCUCUCUAUAGUAAAGAUUCACAGAUUACAUUGCAGAGCAAUGUCCUUGGGGGGCUCUUCAAUUAUGAGAGGGACUGUAAAAAAGGUGGGUCUAAUGCUACCUGGUGUAGCCGAUCCCUGCCUUCCAUAGCUCUAUUAACCAGAUUAUGGAAUACAAUGACAUCAGAAAUGGCGAACCACCCACUCUCCCUUCCAUUAAUACUAGAUCCUCCCCUCCCUUUACUUCCACAUAUAUUUGCUAUUAGUGUGAAGAAACUGUUAAAAUGGGCAUUUUAUUAUGAUAGGUAAGGCUAAAAAAAGGUUAAAAUGGCGAAAAGGCAAAAAAAAAAUUCUAUAUAUAGAAGGUUAUUUGUGGGUCUGUGAGCUAUGGCUGUGGAGAGAUAUUGUAGUAGUUUUAACACUAUUGUUACCUUUUAAAUUACCCAAUAAAAUAUGGAAAAGACCAA